AGAAACUCUGUGCAUUUGAAGGAUGCAGCCAGUCUGAGAACAUAUGCCUCACCUGCAUGUUUAUAGAAUGCUGCAAGUAAAGGUAACGCAAUAACUAUAUAUAUGUAAAUAUAUAUGUGCUGAUGUGCUGAAACUAUCACUGAUAAUCAACGCAAACUGCUCAAAGCCAUACUGUGCCAAAUAUGCUUAGGUAGUAAGUUAAAUAUUAAGAAGUUGGGGUGGCAUCCACUUAUAUUGCAGCUUUGAAUUGUCAUCUUUGCGUGCUUGUUUUAAUCAGUUGAUGAUUAAUCAUUGCUAAAUAAAUGUAACUGAAAGAGCAAUGUAAAUGUGAAUUCACUUGUGCAGGAUAUGCAGAUUUGUAAGCAAAUAUUUCUAAAUCUCGUACAAAACAGAAAACAGCAGAUUUGCUACAAGAAUGGUGGAGGAAAUAAGCUAUGCUGAAAGAAACAAAACAAUUUUCCUUAUUUGUGAUCUGUAAACAUUUGAAACAUUUAUCUUUCUGGUCGUUCUCUAGUUUUUCAAGCAUUGUUAGUAAACAAUUGUUGUUGUUGUUGGUUUUUUUGAAUUACAAUUCCAAUCUUAAAAAUUGUGGUAUGUGAUUUUAUUUGUCAGUACAAAUCAUAGGAUGAUCCUGAGAAAUCACUUUUGUUGUUAUCCUUUUUAUGUGGUUUUGUUUGUCAAGUUGGUAGUUUGAUAAGGGUAUUUUCGUAUUCAUGUAUGGUCAAGUCUUUAAUUUAUGCAGUAUAAAGUUAAGAGGCAAUGUCACUAACAAUAACUAUUUUUUUCAACUAGUGAUUUACUCUAUGAGCAAAACAAUGCACAGUACAAACAAAUAAGAUAACAAAAUAAUAAUAACAACAACAACAAUACUUAUAAAAGUUAGUUCAACGCAUAUAAUAUUGCAGAUAAAGGCAUGAUAUGCCUAUUUUAAUAUAAAAUUUCAGUUUUAGAAGAAUUUCUCCUUUAACUAGCAAAGUAUCAAGGGUGGAGUUUAGCAGCCAUUUUUGCAUUUUUGCUUUUUUUUUCACAAAACAUUUAGGAUGCAUAAACAUAUACAAACCUACAAAAUUACAAUAUUUCAUAAUUUUGACUACAUAGAGAUAUAAGAUGAAAUUAAUACAUCUCUUCCUCCAUGUCCUCCAUGUCCCCGCUGUCUCAGUUGGUGUUUUCCAGGGCUCUGUUCUUGGUUGUCUUUUAUUCUCCAUCUACACUGCCUCUUUGAGAAACCUUAUUAAUUCCUUUAGAUUUUAGUACCAUCUAUAUGCUGACAAUGCCAACAUUUACCUCUUCUCCCCUGAACUCUCUCAUGCCCUCCUGGAAUGCAUCACAAGCUGCUUUUCUUCCAUCUCUAACUGGAUGUCUUCCCGUUUUAUAAAACGUAAUCUUUCUAAAACUAAACUCCUUUUCUUUCCCUCCUCAAAUCAAUCAAUCUACCUGCAAGUCAAUGGAAUCCCUCAAGUCCACUGCCUUGUUGUUAUUUUUAACUGGGGCCUUAAGUUUUCUCCUCACAUCCAGUCUGUCCCCUAAUUCCUGUAACUUCCAUCUUCAAAAUAUUCCUUAUAUGCAUUAUUUUCUAGCUCAAGAUACAACUAUGGCAACUUGCACUCAUCAUUUCCCAACUUGACUACUGCAACUCACUACUCACUGGCCUUCCUAAUAUCUGCAUUGUCCCUCUUCAGUUUGCAAUGAAUGCUGGAGCCAGUCUCAAAUUCCUGACUGACCACUGCUCCCACAUAUUUUCCCUUUGCUAAUCAUUACAUUGACUUCCUGUACCUUUCAGGAUCCAAUUCAAACUGCUAACACAAACCUACAAAGCCCUCACUAACUCCACUCUUCACUACAUUUCCUUUUUACUCAAUAAACACACCCCUUUUUUCCCCUUUGCUCUGCAAAUGACCUUUGCCUGUUAUAUGCUCUGUCCUGCAUUGCCAUAUCUUAUCUGCAAUACUUUUCAAGAGCUGCCCAAUUUCUUUGGAAAUCACUAUUUCGUGCCAUCAGACUCUCCCUUUGCCUUCAGACACGAAAACACACCUCUUUUGAAAAGCAUGCUAUAUUCUUGGUUGACUUUUCUCUCCUUUCCCUGCCCUCGUCACUUCCCUUACCUCCAUAGCCCAGCUCAUUGUCUCUCUCGCUACUGUUCGGUCCUUCCACACACCACUUUUACUAACUUAUUUCAACAGAUGUAUUUUAUUCAUCAAUCCCUUCUCCCUUAUGACACGCUGUUAUUUCUCUUGUGCGUCUUUACCUCUUCCUCCUAAACUUGUUUUAGCAGGGCCUUUUUCACCUUUUGCAAUAUGUUAUAUUCAGUAUGUAAAUUACUUGUCAAAUAUCCCCAUUUUAAAAUUGUAAAGCAUUGCGAAUUAUGUUGGUGCUAUAUAAAUGAUAAUAAUUAUAAAUAUCAUGAGACUUUAUGAGAAAAUAUAGAAGUUAACUGAGAAUUAUAAAGGAGGAUGAUAAAGUAAGAAUACAUAACUUGGUAGAGAAAAAAGAAAACAGAGCAUGGAAGGAGGAGACAAAAAGAGCAUAAUUGGGCUCUAUAGCUCACCAAACGUAGUUCUUUAAUGGAUGCCAUAGAAGGUCUAUAUUGAGUGAUAACACAAGAAUGGGAAAACCAAAAAAAAUCACAGAAGUAAAACAGAGCAGACAGGAUAAUAUUGAUGUGUGUGGGGAGCUGUGAUAUGGCCUUUAAUAGAACAACAUAAUUUUGAAAUGAUGUUUGUGCAGACUGGUAGAGUGUAAGGGGUACCAGCAAGAUUCUAUGAGACAGUUGACAGCUUGUCUGGUGAGUCCAACAUGACAGACUUUGACUUCAUAGUUGGCAUACUGAGAACCUAUUUCUAGUGAGAUUAAAAGGUUGCUAAUGCAUGGAAUGUAUCUCAGACAGGGUUCACUCAACUAUUCAUUCCUUUUAGAUUUUAGUGAAGAUUUAGGUCCCCCGAUGUAGGAAAAUAUGCUAUAUGAAUUAAUAAUUCAUUAGCUAUUCACUGAUAUUCGCACAUGAGUGUCAUACAUGUGUCAUAUUCUAGGUAUAAAAAGAACAAUUUUAAGAUUCUUGGAUUCUCAAAGAUGCAUUCUUCUUCAUCAUCAUCUUCAUAUUAUUAUUAUUAUUUGUGGUGUGAAUUAUAUAUUUGUGCUGAAUAAUAUUUCUCAGUUGUAUAUUGUUUCCUGAGAGGUAUUGUAAAAAAAAAAAGUAGGGUAAAUUACGUAUCUGAUACGUGCCUCAGAUAUCCGUAUUCUAAUGUUUUUUUGUUGUUGUUUUUUUUAUCAUGUUCUGAUGAUAUUUACUUCAAUUAUUAAGCACUUAGUUGAAUGAAAGAGCAAUGUUUAUUCUGAAAUAAGGGAUAGUUCUAAGUUGUUCUGAGAUCUACGAGGAUGUUGCAUAUAGGAUAUCAGACAUAUAGGUCAGUAAAUGAGACUGGUGAGGAAACCUUAGAAACUGGAGUAGAAUUUGAUGAAGACAAAGGAGAAACCUAGUGGCGUUAAAAUGAAAAAUAUUUUUUUUUCUUUCUUCCUCGAUGGGACAUAUUAGUGUUAAUUGGCUCCUAACCCAAAUAAAGAAGUCCUUUUAAACUAUGGAAAUUAGCUAAACCCAUAUUAUUAUUAUUAUUAUUAUGUUAUUUAUAUAGCGCCAUCAAAUUCCGCAAUGCUUUACAAUGGGUGGACGAACAGACAUGUAGUUGUAACCAGACAAGAUGGACACACAGGAACUUGUUAACUAGACAGACUCUUAUUAGAAAUUGAAAGCCGCAUGUCAAAGUGUUUUUAUGUGUGAUUUGUAUAAAUGUAUUGAUGUAAUAAAUAUCAAUAAAUAUCAAUAAAAAUUAUACUUUAUAAAAAAAAAAAAAAAGUUAAAAGAUUGAUGGAUUGGGGAUACAGAGAAAUAGCAGUGAAUGACAAAACACAGUGGGAAAAAAAUGAAGAGAAACUCUGCCAAAGAAAUUAGUUGGCAUAGAAUGAAGGAGGAUAAUGUGAGGGAUUAGUUGUAAAGAGAACCUUAGAUUUGUUCUAUUAUGAUUAAGUGUUUGGAGUCUUUUCACUUUAUUUAGUUGCUACUAAGUUAUUGUAUUACUAAAAAUAUUUUAAAGUGCCUUCUAUUCACUUAUUACGCAUUUUCAAUUAUCAAGGGUGCAGCUCAACUUAUAUAUGCACUAAGAUAUCAGUUGUGCUGUUCAUUUUCUAAAUAAAAAUCUUUUUGUAUUGUUUAUUAUUUGCAAAGCUAUUUUCAAAUAACCUGACAGCCCCAUGAUUUCUUGCAUCUGGCAUGCCUGUGCAUCUGAACAUAUGGCAUAAGGAAUAAAAGCAUUUGUAGAUACGUAAUCAAAGUUCUGGUGCACAUUUCUGUUCAAGUUGUAAUGACAAGAUGUAAAUAGUGCUUAUCAUAAUGCAAGAGUAAUGUCGUUAAUUAUAUUUGCGACACACCUCCCCCCAGAAAACACUCAAUUAGCAUUUAUUUUGCUUGUUUGUGCCAAAAUAAGAACUGCCUUCAAUAAAAAGGUGGCCUUUCCUCUUUAAGGCGACACUGAUGGUGUCCUGGAAUGCACAAUGCAUCUAUCCUGACCUGCAACAGCAUAGCAUUCUACAAGACAUACUUGGGAGCGCUGGAAAAAGGGAACAAUUGUCCCCUCGGCCACAUCCAUGUGAGGACUGGCAAUGAGGUGGUCUCUAAAACAAGUCAUUGAGGAGCCAACUCGUAAAGAGGCCGUAUUAGAUUUAGUGUUAACAAAUGGAGAUUUGGUAUCAGAUAUUACUGUAGGUGAAAGUUUAGGAUCCAGUGAUCAUCACUCAGUGUGGUUUAAUAUAAGAACAGUGACUGAGUCACACCACACAAAAACAAAAGUUUUAGACUUUAGAAAAACAGACUUUUCUAAAAUUAGAAUAUGUGUAGAAGAGUCAUUAUUAGCCUGGAGCAAUUUAAAUGGAGUCCAAGAGAAAUGGGAUUAUUUAAAAGUUGUACUACUGAUGGCAACAGAAAAUUGCAUUAGGCUUGUCAGUAAAAGCAAAAAAUUCAAGAAACCACUGUGGUACUCCGCAGAUGUGGCCAAAAUAGUUAAAAACAAAAAGUUAGCAUUUAGUAAUUAUAAAAAAAAACAGAGUGAGGAAGACAAAACGAUCUAUAAGAUUAGGCAGAAAGAGGCUAAGCAAGUUAUAAGAGCUUCCAAAUCACACACAGAAGAGAAAAUAGCAGAGUCAGUAAAAAAGGGGGACAAAACUUUUUUUAGAUACAUAAAUGAGAAAAGAAAAGUAAAACAAGGAUUAGUUAGAUUAAAAACAAAAGAAGGAAGGUAUGUAGAAGUUUGCAAACGGUUCGCCGUGAACGGUUCGCCACGGACUCAUCAUUGAGUAAACUUUGACCCUGUACCUCACAGUCAGCAGACACAUUCCAGCCAAUCAGCAGCAGAUCCUCCCUCCCAGACCCUCCCACCUCCUGGACAGCUCACUAAGAAUGCAGCUUCACAAUGAAUGUAAAAUGGAUGCUGUCCAGGAGGUGGGCGGGUCUGGGAGGGAGGGUCUGCUGCUGAUUGGCUGGAAUGUGUCUGCUGACUGUGAGGUACAGGGUCAAAGUUUACUCAAUGAUGAGUCCGUGGCGAACCGUGCACGGCGAACCGUUCGCAAACCGUUCGGCGAACCGUUCGGGACAUCACUACUCAGAAGAUACAAAGUCUCAUGGGCCCUGUAUAAAAAAUGCCACUGGAGGGCCCGUGAUAUCACCAUUAGGGAUUAGCCAAUUCAUUACUGUAAAACCAGUUGCUAGGUGUCCCUAAGCCCUAGCCACUCCUCCCUUUUACAAGUGUGUCUCUGCCUACCAUCCUUACAUUAAUUAAUAAUGAGGUAGGGUAACUAAUCUAAAAAAAUAUAAUCAGCAAAAAAAUAUUUAAUAAUUAGAAUUUGAAGUCUUGACUGAUCUGCUUUCUUCAACCAUAAAUACCAAAAAAAAGAACCCUUCAUACAUCAAUGCGAUUUAAUAAAAUGAAAUAAAAAUACCCAACUCAUACAACACCAAUAAAAAGAAUUAUUUCAGAAAAAAGGCUUUUUUUGAGACCUUAAAACCAUGCUAAUUUAUGUGGUUUCCUAUGAAGCUCCUAAAUUCCAAGAGGAAGUCUUUAGUAAUUGGCAUAGAAUUACACUAGUUAGUGAAGAUCAUAUCAGACAAAACUUUGCCACGGCACCAAUUUCAAUAGCUACCCUGGUUUAUGAAUGCAGGAGCUUUCUACAAAGAGUAAGGACUCCUGCAUUUUAGAACUAAGCAUGAUCUAAUGUGACAGAAUUUAAUCUCCCAAGUUCCUGCUCCCAGCUGUCUGCAAGUGCAUGUAUAGAACUGUGAUCCCCCUAACCACAAGACUCAGUUUGGCUGAAUCAAUUUGUCAAAAAAUUGUCUCUGGCAAAUUUUGUCUAUGUAAAUAAACCAAUAGGAUGUGAAAAUAGUCUGAUCACUAUAAUACAAAAUAUAAACAUUAUGUAUAUAUUUUGUAGUACACUGAUAGGCAGAUUUCAUGCCACUUUGAAGAUCAAGCUAGAAUAAGUACCCAAAAGAUGGAUCAGAGGAGGAGCAGUAAAAUAUCUAUAUUAUUAAAUGUAUAAUAUAUAAAUAUAGAUACUUAUUACAGAUCUUCCUUGUAUCCAUUUGUUGGUUACCUCUCGUGUGAUCUGUGAAUAAAAUCAGCAUUUAGUUCUUUUUUUUUCUGUAAGUUUUGCAGUUGUGUUUGUCAAUGAAUAGGUUGGUUGAUAUGUAAUCUUUAUACUAAAUUAGUGUACAGGUGGGGCGUAUACGCAUUUCUUCAUUUCGAUUGUGCUAAACUCUGUAAACAUUAGAGAUUAGCACAGUAAAAUGCAUAUGGUAUGCAGCAAUUCCUGUUCAAAGUUAACCACGAAGUUAUCAUGAAAACUAUGUUUAGUUAGUGAUAGACAAACAAAACAAAUGUCACAUUAUAUCAAGUUUGUUGCACUAAAUGUUAAAUUUGCCUUUAUAUGGAAAACAACUCUUUACUUAAAAUAACAUAUAUGCAACCUAAGUUCUAUGUAAUAGUGUCCCCCCACUGCUUGAGUGAAAAGUGUGAUUUGCUUAUGUUUAAGGAGGAAAAGGAUUUCAGCAGCUUUCAGCCAUAUAUGAAUAAUUCAUUGGACGUUGUAGAGAAAUAAUAAGGUAGUGGAUGUAAAAAUGAGGAAUGAUAAAAAUUGGAAAUGAGCAUAUGGAAGGUGGGUUCCAGGAAAGCAACAAUGAUAGGUUGUCUAAAGAAACAGUCGAAUGUCCCUUAGUUCAAUAACUGUGGUUGGUGCCCAGGAAAUAAAACAGGGAGAUGUAUGUAGCUAAAUAUUGAUUUUAUUUGCAACAUUAAGUUUAUAUAGUAUUAGCUGGAGGUAGGAGACCAUGGGAGGAUGUGUUCUUCAAACCAACCAAAUUAAAGCAGACUGAUGGCAAACCUUGGGAUGCGGAUUGGCAAGGUUUUGAAAAUAUGAAUAGUUCUUGUCACUAUAGCCAAUUUGCUCCAAAAAUGUUUGUGGUGACAUCUAUUUAUUAAUUUAAUUAUUUUGCCUAUUUUGUGGCAAAUGAGAGACAACUGAAAGAAUAAAUUUAUAUAUAUAUAUGUGUGUGUGGCGUGCAAAUAGUAAAUUCAGGCAAAAAUCUUUUGUAAAGGCAAAUAGUUAUUUUAGCUUUAAAACACACUUUUUUACCUAACUGAUAUUCAGACAAAUAGUUUUGCAUGUUUCUUUCAGUCUUUUAUUUUCUGAAUUCAAAGUCAUUUGCCUAAGAAACACGUACACAGGCUAUCUUAGCAAGUGGCCCAUCUCAGAAUAAACACCCACGGAUCCUUAAAAAGUGGCCGCUUGCCAAUAACUGCCUAGGAACCAAUCAAGGAAAGUGUUUCCUGCUAGCAAAUAAGUAGGAAGUCCUUGCUUGCCAUUUAAUGGACAGAUGUUCCAGGAAACCUCUUGCUAACAGGUGGGGUAACUGGCCCUUGAUCGCCAAUAGAUGCCCAUUCUCUAAUGGAAAAUACCCUCGACUCACCAAUGCACACCCAGAUACACCACCAAACAAAAACAAGUCCCCUUUUAAACAAAAUGUAUAAAUGAUUGUAAACAUGAAAACAAAAUAAAAAAAACAUCUUUACUGUUCUCACAGCAUUUAUAUGGAACUUACUAUAUUAGAAAUGUUUAAAAGUUUAAACAAGCUUAAAGGACCACUAUAGUGCCAGGAAAACAUAUUCGUUUUCCUGGCACUAUAGUGCCCUGAGGGUGCCCCCACCCUCAGGGACCCCCUCCCGCCCGGCUCUGGAAAGGGGAAAAGGGGUAAAACUUACCUUUUUCCAGCGCUGGGCGGGGAGCUCUCUGCCUCCGAUCCUCCUCCGUUCCUCCCCGUCGGCUGAAUGCGCACGAGCGGCAAGAGCUGCGCGCGCAUUCAGCCGGUCGCAUAGGAAAGCAUUAUCAAUUUUGAGAAUCACGCAAGCGCCUCUAGCGGCUGUCUCUGAAACUGCUAUGUUUAUAAAAAAAUGGGUUAACCCUAGCUGGACCAGGCACCCAGACCACUUCAUUAAGCUGAAGUGGUCUGGGUGCCUAGAGUGGUCCUUUAAGCAGGUAGUAGGAGGAUUUCAGUCUACCCUUCUGUCAUAAAAUACUUAAACUGGUUUAUUCAAUUAGCUGGUUUAUUCACUGAAAUAUCUAAACUGGUUUAUUCAGUUAACGAAGUCGAACUCUGAUAACAUUUCAAAAAAGGACCAAUUUGCCAGUAACCACAAACAGGUUUCCAUGUGGCUACGACAAGUCUCUUUAAUGUAAUCCUCUAGACAUUGUUACACUGAAGUGUCACAAGUUAAGAGACAGCCCAACUGGUAAUAGCCAGUCUGAAAUAUAAAACAAUACCAGAUUAACCACUUAUCCAUCGGAGAGGAGACAAGGACUUAUUUAUCGGAGAGGAGACAAGGACUUUCUCAUUUUAAAUUGCUACUGUGUUAUCCAAUUGUGUAGCAAAAGCCAGUAAAAAGCCCCUCUGCAGAUUUUUCACCUAACUCCCACUAUCUGUAUGGUAGAGGGAGUUUAUAACAACAAUUAAUAAUAGUAAUUUUGUGAUUUUGCCUGAAAUUACUAUAAAAUACCACCUCUCUGGGUGGUAGAUUUUUGUGCAUUUGUCAUUCUCGGGUCCUAUACCAGAAUGCUGGGAGCCUGAGAAUUCUGUCCAGUAUCUUAGCUGUUCCUAAAACUUCUCUCUUCUGGACAGAUGGAAUCUGCUGAAACCACUAACUUGGGGGUCACAGCAUGAGAGAGCUCCUAUUACAACUGUGACUAAUAUUGCGUUCACUUUCCACAUCUUUUCUAGUUCCUCUUUUAGACCCUGGUGGUUGUCCACCUUCCUGAUGUUAUGGUCACUGGGUAUUUCUAGCAGCAUAUUUUUAAUUAAUGUAUCUUUUAAUGGAGAUGUCACUCUUUAAACUGACUUCCAAGCACAAUGUAACUAUGUGUUGCUUUGUGCACUUGCACCAGAGAUACUGUACUAUUUCUUGCACUUUCUCUCUUUAUUCAUUUCAUAUUUAUCAUCAUCAUCUGAGAAUUCCUUAAGGUGUUACUCCCUCCAUAGCGUACACCUUCUGUCAGACCGGAUUAGAGAGACUCUGGUUUGGGCUGUUUGAACUGCCUUUAUCAACUAUAUGCACUAGAAAUCUGCUACCCAUACUUUAAUAGGGGGACAGUUGGCUGCAUAUAGCUAGGAAAGAUAAGAGAUAAGCCAGUUAUUUAAGUACAUUAUUGCAGAAAUGUAUUGUAUCUUAUUGCUAUUUCAAUGUUUUAGAUUUUUAAAGUUAGUUUUAAAAUUGUCCUGGGAUCCAGAGGGCUCCAAUUUGUGGAGUAUAAGAAGGAAAAUGUGUGGGACAGGAUAAAGCAAUAAUGCUUGUACCCAGAAUUAAAGCCCUGAAUUUCUAGAUUUUUAGAGGUAGCCAUGUGAAUCCAUGCCAAAACUAGUGGAAAUAUAUAUAUAAAAAAAAAAAGUAACAGCCAUGCAUAGUACCAUACGUUAUAGAGAAAGGGUUAGAAAGUAAACCAAUGAUCUUAACUUGAUAUGAGAAAGCUAUAUCGAGAGAGUGGAUCCCAGAAUGAAUAUUAAGGUCAAUGCCCUUGUACCAUAAGGUGGAGUUUAUGAAGCCCUAGUUCACUCUUUCAAAUUAUUUCUCACAUUGGUCUACCACAGGAGAACAGGGUAGAUCUGGCAAUGUGCUAUAUGAAUAAUAUGAUGGAAUGAUAAAAUAUGGUUCUUUGUUUCUCUGCUAAGGACAAAAUCUGUUUGAUUUGCAUGACUGUAGUAUUAAAAUGAUGAUAACUGGAUGACUAUAACUUUAGGGAAUAGUAAGUAGACAAUAUUCAAACCUCAGACAGACCAAUAACCUCACAUAGUGGUCUUCUGCCCCUUUGUCAGAGUUAAUUUGAAGUGAAGGGGUAGUACUCAAUCUUCUAUGAAUUAAUUAAAUUCUGUGAUAAAGUAUUGGGAGAGGUUGGGCAGAAGGAGUGAGUCCUGAUUAGGAAGACUUGAUCACCAAUGGCAAUUCUGUUUCAUUUAAAAGAAUUUCCAGGUUCUCUCCCAUUUGGAAAUGUGUAUAUAUGUGAACUUUACUGCUAUGGUGGUCAGAAACUGAGGGAGCAAUUAAGUGUCUCUUCAUGCUGCAGACAUUUUUGAGGUGAGAGCCUAUUCUUAUUCAUAAACUUUUCCUAUUUAGGAAUAUAAAUAUGGCUUCUUUGGUGACAAUAAUGCAGGCUAAUAAGUGUCAAAAACAAGGAGUGAGAUCCAAUAUGUUAUCAAUAACUUAAGAAACGUAAAGCAGAAAACGUAUAAAGCGUAAAAAGGACCAAUCUUUAAAGGAAUACUAUAGUCACCCAGACUAUCUCAAUGAAGUGGUCUGGAUGCAGUGUCCCUGUCUCCUUAACCCUGCAAUGUAAAACACUGGAGCUUUUGAGAAACUGAAAGUGUUCUCCAGAGACUGUAAGUAUGACAGCAAGAGAGGUGCUUCUGCUGCACUGACAUAUGACCUGGAAGCCCCAUAGGAAAGAUUUGAUUAAAUUUGAAUGCAUGGUCGCCACGCAUGUGCAUUAGGUAACCAAUACUCCUCUAUAAGGAGAAUUGGUUUAGACCAGCCAGGUCCUACCCUGUGACAUCUCUUGGGGAGAAGAUGUCAGCAGCGCCAAGGGAGCCUUGCUUGAUCAAAGUAAAUUAAAAAAAAAGCAUUUUUAACUCUUUGAAUGGUGGUGGGGGAAUUUAAUACUACUAGGGACAGGAACACUAUAAUGUUAGGGAUACAGAUUUGUAUUCCUAAGAAUAUAGUGUUCCUUUAAUUAGUUGCAAGUAAACACAGAAAUUAACCUCAGUGAGCUAUGGAGUAGUCAAAUUAGAAAGACAAGAUUAAAUAAUACUUAGGACUUUUUGGAAUAAAGUUUCCAUGGGUUGCUAUAUUUUUGGAAUAAAGUUGCUAUAUACAUAUCUAGGUGCAAUAUCAGAUCACAGAAGGUUAAGAAUCACUACAUAUGGUGCAUAGCAAAGUCAAAACCCAAGUGCCCCCAGAGAAUGUUUAUUAAGGUGGAUAGAGUUAAAAAGGCUAAACAAGGGAGCGGCAUAAGAAUAUAAUCUACUUUUGAAAAAAAUGGCUUAAGGUAUCCAAUUAGCCACAGGGAAUUAAAUGCAAUAAACCACAAUAAGGAUGUGAAAAAGCAGGGGAAACAGCUUUUGGAGUUGCUGCAUGUCCAUUCUUUGGUAAUGCUGGAAUAGCUCAUGACAAGGACCACAGAAGAAGGGGGAAGGGAACCUCAUUUACAUUUGAGAUGGUCUUUUCUUACAUGACAAUUUUAUUAAGAGAAGGCCUCUUCAGGGCUAAUAGAAAAUUAGCACAUAAAGCUUUAGGGCUAGCAGAGAGUAAAUUCACCAAAGAGGAAUGUCUGUCAAACUUGUUUGACAGCUGUAAAUAGGAUAUAAAGUCUAAGCCAUAGUGGACCGUCACCAAAUCUACAAAUAUCAUCUAGAAAUCAGAAGAGAAGUGAGAUUUAGUACUGCCUCCAUUAGAAAUGUUUUUUCUGUAAAGACAUUUGAUUUUUGUGAUCACCUUCUAUUCUGUAAAUUGGAAGGCAGGGCCUGAAGUUGUGGGAGGGGCUAUAUCCCUUUAAAAGGGACUCCCCCUCCUACCUCAUUCACCGUCUGGUCCAGAUGCUCGUUUGAAUUGCUGGUUCCCAACGUGGUUUUCAGUUUCUCCUGACAGCUGCAUUUUCAAAGUUUCUGUUGCUCCUACUGCCGGUUUCCCUACUAAACAGUGAGUUGGCAGACCGGUAUCAUUGUACCGGUCUGCAGCCUACACAUAGCCUGACCCGCCGAGGUCCACGGCUACAGUAUUGUGGGGGACAGAAACCCCCUCGCCAGGGCUGAUUCGGCUUGAUUCCCGCCGGGGGAUCAGGCCUCAUGCAGACCAGCCCUCCCUCCCCCUCCCCCCCUGCUGCCGCUCACUGCACAGCAGCCGGUUCAAGUUAUUCUGUAACCCAGCUCCUAACCCCCCCUCUCACUACACAACAGCCGGUUUAUGUGUCACCCGGGUCCUAACCCCCCCCCUCACUCCACAGCAGCCGUAGGACCCGGCUACUAACUCCUCUCCCCCUCUCUCCAGGAGUGGGGAACCCCCCCAGGCUCAUGGCAGGUAACGGUCAGGCGGCUAAUACAAUCAAGACCCCCACGGACCUAAUUCACGGGGGUCCGCGAUUUCUGCCACAAUAGCCGCACCAACCCGCCCCCCACCCCAACCUACAAGUGCCCUGUCACAUAAACUAUUGAAAAAAAAUAAAAAAUAAAAAAUACAUUUUUAAAUUAGAAGUUACUAUAUUUUGCAAGGCUCCUUGAUACCCUUUGGGGUAUCAGCAGCUUACAAAUCUCUCCUCCCCCCCCCUCCCCCCUCCUCUCUUACUUACCUACAGACAGGGGUUCACUCACACGGGCAGAGCUCCCUUCACAGCCUCAGCCAGAAAGCAUGUCAAAAAAUUACAGCAAUGCUGACGGCAAUACAAGUUGUAACCACUAGAUGUCGCCCUAUAAAUAGUAAUGUUACCUGGUAUAUUUCAAAGUCUGUGAUAUGUGUUAACAAUGGCAAUAUUAAAAAAUGGUCAGAUUUAUAUAUUACGUUAGGAAUAAUAAAGUAUUCAAUUAAUUCAUGCACAACCGGUUACGUAUAGAUUUGUGGAAACAACUGUUUAAAGCAUAUAAGUCAGAUAUAAGCUGUUCUCGGGCACUAAAUUGUGAGGUAAUUAUGUGACUAAUCUACCUAAUAUGUGGAUCUAUGUGACUCAAGAAUAUAUACCAUAUACUCACACCACGGUUUCAAUUAAAUCUUCAGAAUUACUUGCGUGGUUAUAGACAAAUUGCAAAGUUCAAGAAUAUUUUCCCUUUAUUUGGUGACCUGGUAUACUGAUUCCCCUGGCAGGGUCAGAGACCGAGACAAAGACAAGUAUUAUAUUACUUCCUUGGUAUGUACAACAUAUGGGCGACGUAUGUCCCAUUAAUCAGACAUAUGACACUCAGUGCAUAUGCUCACAAAUGUAUGCCGAGUGCACUUUGUGCCAAGCAGAUAUUUGGGACACUGCCAUAACGGUUUAACAUGUGUUUACAGUCUCAAGAACCAAACUAAGACGGACUUGGCCUUCAGAACCUACUUGCACUCAACCUACAACCAUAGGUAUGUGAUCCUAGGACAUUCACCACAAAACGUGGGGGGGCAGGCUUCAGCUACAAGAUAGCAGUACACACUUAUAUGUACCUUAUGCCUUCCAUUCUGUCAUCCAGCACCGGGUUUAGGCCAUCCUCCCUAACAGUAAUCAAACUACUACAGGACUGCCAGGCAAACGUUGGGCACUCAGGUAAGUUCUCGGUUGCAGCAACCAGUAUAAGAAACAUCAACAUGCCCACUUAAGUAAUUCUCCUCCCAGGCACCUUCUGCCAUAGGGUUAGAGGUCCCCCGAGGCCAACUUCCAUCCUCGAUGUAAGAGGUAUUAAACCCCCACGGGCCAAAUCAUAGCUAGACGCCUCGCAUGUUGCAUAGCUAGGGCGUCAUCCGUCAUAACCCUCAAUUAACGAUAAAAUCUCCACUGGUAAAACACGUACAACAGAUCAACCCCACGCGCCAACCAUAGUUAAAUCCUACUAGCCACUUGGCAUUUAAUAGGGACUCACCUGCCACAAGUUUAAUGAAUUAUUUCGCCACUUUGGCACUAGUUAAACAUUUUACACUCUCCAUAAUGAAACUCACGAUUACAUACGUAUAUAUUUCAGUAUGUCCCAAGUUCAUGAAGAAGGAGAUGAACUAUCAAUGCCUAGUACACCGACCAGGACUGCCACCCCCACACGCAAAGGGGACAUCGGCAGCCCGUCAUCUAUUAGAUCAUGGACCAUCCCACGGAUCACGGCCGAACUACGCAAACGUAGUAUUCCUUAUCCAGCUACGGCCCGCAAGGCAGAAUUGUACAGGCUUAUGCAAGCCAAUCAGGACAAUUCUGACGCCAGGGAAGGCACUAGUAAUUCAAGCAAUGCUAAUCUGCAUACCAUGGUCGCCUCACUAGUGUCUUCCAUGGGGCAGAUAAAUGAGAGACUGGAAAGACUGGAAGCUCGUAGCGGUCCAGUUGUGACACCAGAGCCACCUGCUACCGAUAUCCCAGGGCCAUCACAAGCCCAACCUGGUAAUCCUAAUACCCCCACUAUCCUUGGGUCACAAGUGAUCAACCCAGCCCAUAUGGUACCAGCAAACCUUAGAAAAGACAUCCUGGAGGGCAAGGAUGUAAAUCUAGUCUCUCUGCUUAUUGCCUCCCAGGAUAUCACAGAGAACCGCGCAUAUACGUAUGGCGAUAUUUCUGUGGUCCUCAAGGCCAGAGAUCCUAGACUAAGCAGACUUCGUUAUCGCAUUCGGCAUAUACAGGGACGUACUGUGCUCAGUUUACCCACAGAGAAGGGAAGAGUUAGACCUGUACAUGCACAAGCUGGUAGACCUGGGCAACAAAUACGGUGGGUCAUCAUUUUACGAUUACCACCGUUCUUUUUCAACUAAAGCGGCAACAGCUCUCGCCCAGUACAACGCAAGAAUGGAUUGGAGCCUAAUGGAUACAGAGCUGUUCCUCAGGCACUUUGCCGGGCUAAGGUCUCCAGCUUGUGCAAUAUGUGGGGCUACCACGCACGCUGCAAAUCUCUGUCCUGUCUCCACAGACGAUGCCCCAAACAUUGCCACACCAAGCACUUCCAGGGGGGAGAAACAGGGCAGAGACAAGCUGGGUCGCCCUAUCGUGUAUUUGGGCAAGUCACAGAUCUGUAAUAAUUUUAAUGUUGGGGCUUGCUCCUAUAGUGCUUGCCGUCUACUGCAUAUCUGCUCCCAUUGUUUCAGGGCACAUGCAAAGGCUAUGUGCCCUAAUAAAAUGCACAUUAAACCCUACCUAACUACUGUGAAUGUUGAUGUUCUGGCAGGGCUUCUCUCCAAGCACCCUUCUACACAUCUUGUGGAGUAUUUGAUUGCAGGGUUUUCUAAAGGGUUUCAUACUGGCCUCAUUCACAUACCAGGGGGUACAUGGGAAGCCAACAACCUCCAGUCCGCCCUUUGUGACACAGACGCAGUAGACUACCUACUACAAAUUGAACAAGACCAAGGAUUUGUCUUAGGUCCAUUUAUUGACCCGCCGUUCUCUAAUUGGAGAACAAAUCCCAUUGGACUAGUCACUGGGAAAACAUCUAACAAACAAAGACUCAUUAUAGACCUGUCUGCUCCACAUGCUUCGGUGAUACCCAGCCUCAAUUCCCUGAUCCCGUCAGAGGCAUUCUCUUUACAAUACACCACCAUAGACGACGCCAUAUCCACCAUCAUCUCAGCAGGCAUAGGCGCAUGGUUGAGCAAAACCGACAUAGUUAACGCCUUUAAACUACUCCCCAUACACCCGUCGCUGUGGCAUUUGCAUGGUAUCAAAUGGAGAGGCCAGUAUUACUUCUUCACAAGGCUCACCUUUGGAUCCAAGAGCAGUCCUAAAAUAUUUGACACUUUCGCAGAGACCUUGUGCUGGCUGCUCCUGAAUACCAGCAGGUGCCAUAGCGUCAUUCAUUACUUGGAUGACUUCCUUUUCAUAGAAAAUAACGCUACCCCCCCUAACAGUUUACACAAAGCCAUGCAUUUAUUUAACACCAUUGGGGUUCCAGUAUCUCCCACCAAGACAGAAGGUCCAGAUACAAUCAUUCAGUUUUUGGGGAUACAACUGGACUCCAUAACUAUGGAAGCCAGCCUCCCUAGAGAUAAGAUUGACAACAUCACUCAGACCAUUGAGCAGUACUUGUGCAUAGGCUCAUGCAAUAGGAAAGAGCUUCAGUCACUGAUUGGCUCGCUAAAUUUUGCCAUUCGUAUUAUACCCCAAGGAAGAGCAUUCAUUUCCAGACUCCUGUGCCUUCUUCCGACACUAACGGACGAACACAAACGUACCACUCUUGAUAGGCAAGCCACAGCAGACUUACACAUGUGGAACUUGUUCCUGUCAAACUGGAAUGGCAGGAGCAUGUUCCUCCCCCAAGUCACAGAGGAUUCCCCUACCAUUUGGACUGACGCAGCAGCCUCCACAGGUUUUGCAGCCAUUUUUGGGGACAACUGGCUAUGGGGUAGAUGGCCGGAAGAAGUUAAGCAAAUAGAAGGCUUUUUUAGGAAUUCUGCACUCUUUGAAGUGUACCCCAUAGUAGCAGCAGCAGUCACAUGGGGACAGUCUUGGGCAGGUAGACCAGUUCGAUGUUUUUCUGACAACUUGGCGAUUUGCCACGUCAUAAACAAAGGCCGGUCUACCUCUCUAACCAUCAUGAGUUUUAUCAGACGUCUUACGUGGUUGGCGGCCUGUCAUCAGUUUCAUCUAGUAUGUUACCAUGUACCGGGUAUCUAUAAUACAGCCGCUGACCAGCUGUCCCGCUUUCAGUUUCAGGCGUUCAGGGAGUCUCUACCAACAGCGUCACCGGUAGCCACGAUCGCUCCCCAACUCCAGGAUCUAAUCAUGGACUAGAGGAAUUAUUACAACACAGCAAGAUACUUACAAAACUCGCUCUCGCAAAAAACACGCAUAGCGCAUAUGAUAGAGCUUACUACCUAUACAAGAAAUUCAUGGCAGACCAUAAUCUCACAAAUUGGUUUGACAAUGUAACAUUGGUGGCUUUUGCCACUUUUUGCCACAUUAAGUUAAAAAUGUCGCAUAAUACCACAAAACUAUACCUCACAGGUAUCCAACAUCAUAUGUUCACAGAACAUCCUAACAACCAAGGGUUUCUCACCUCCUACCCCAUUAAAACCCUCCUUAGGGGUAUGCUCAAAUCGCAAGGACCUACACCGCAACGUAGGGAGCCUAUAGACAUUCAACUGUUUAAACGUUUGUCAAACCUACUAGAUACCACACCGUUCGAACCCCUUACUAACACCACUCUUAAAACGGCCAUAUACUUGGCUUUUUACGGUUUCUUACGACCCAGAGAAUUUACCAUUACUAGGCAACACGAGUCCAAGCAUUGCCUCCGGUAUUCUAACUUGUACAAAAAACAGGACCACUACGUAUUAAGCUUACCUUCAACUAAGACCAGCCAGAUGGGGCACGAGGUUCUUAUUCAAUACUACCCCACCAACAACGCAUGGUGCCCGGUGAAAGUUUUUAACAACUAUCUACAGUCAUCACCUACACGAACCUCACUCGCUCUCCUUUCACUGCACGGCACAGCACUCACUACCGCCAAAUUUGUGAUGUAUAUUCGCUUACUAUUGACCAGACUCGGCUGAAACGCCGCAAACUAUUCUGGGCAUUCAUUCCGGAUAGGGGCAGCCUCCACAGCCUCAGGCCUAGACAUCCCGGUUCACAUCAUAAAAACCUUGGGCCGCUGGAAGUCAUCCGCUUACGCUGUUUACAUACCACAGCCAACACAAGAAUUAAGGCAUGCAUUUGUGAAAAUGUCACCGUAAAUAUGCUAACUCCAUGUCUUGUGGUUUCGUUAAUAAAUAUCUUUGAUAACAUUAUAUGGGUAUUCCUUUUUGCCCUCUUAUUUACAGGCCUACCACACACGUCGGUUUCGGCACACCUCUACCGACUUUUAAUUAUUAUGAUAAGUAUACUCACUAGCUAUUUCAUACUAUACUGAAAUGGCCCCGAAUACAAAUUGGAAGGCAGGGCCUGAAGUUGUGGGAGGGGCUAUAUCCCUUUAAAAGGGACUCCCCCUCCUACCUCAUUCACCGUCUGGUCCAGAUGCUCGUUUGACCCACCCUCCUCUCCCUCUAUUCAAAUACUAUUUAAGGUGGGCCCUCUUAUUUACAGGCCUACCACACACGUCGGUUUCGGCACACCUCUACCGACUUUUAAUUAUUAUGAUAAGUAUACUCACUAGCUAUUUCAUACUAUACUGAAAUGGCCCCGAAUACAACUUAUAUAUAUAUAUUUGUAUAUCUCUCUUUAUUUUCCCUUAUGGUGCCCCAGUGGUGGUAAUUAAUAUAAAUUUUAUUUUUUAAAUCACUGUACUAUGAUCUAUCUUGUAUGUGCAGUUUGUUGGUUGUGUCCACAAGAUAGUUAACACAUGCUUACAGUUUAAUUAAUGUGUGGGCACCAGCGGCAUUCAUACCGCAGUCACAGGGGUCACAGCUGCGACCAGGCCUGCCACUCCAGGGGGCCCGGCCACCCUGCAGACCCCUGUGACCGCGUAUCCACCGCCAUCAUCUUCUGCAGCCCUGGCCCACGUGGCAAACCGCCGUCCAUGCUGUCCACCUGAUGGAUGUGGAUUGUAAGGGGGCCCGGUCAGUGCUGGGCGCUUCAACAGUGCGACCGGGCCAUCCCCGGGGUUAACAUGACAAGCUGGGAGGAAGUGACCACAUGUCACUCCUCCCAGCUAACACACAGAGCGCGCGGAAGGAAGCAGAGGGAGUCAGAGUGAGAAUUCUGAGAAUUCUGCCUCCCAUCCUCCUGAGCCACCACUGGACCCCAGGGAAAGUCACCCUCCUGCACCUUAAAUGUAGGAAACAGGAGGGUGACUUAAACAUUUUGUGUGUUUGUGUUUGUAUGUAUGUGUGUUUGUCUGUAUGUAUGUGUGUGUCUGUCUGUCUGUGUGUGUCUGCCUGUUUGUAUGUAUGUCUUUGUAUGUAUGUGUGUGUGUGCCUGUCUGUGUAUGUAUGUGUCUGUCUGUGUGUGUGUCUGCCUGUAUGUCUGCCUGUAUGUGUGUGUGCUUGUCUGUUUGUAUGUAUGUGCGUCUUGUGUGUGAGUGUCUGUCUGUAUGUGUGUAUGUCUGUCUGUGUGUAUGUGUGCCUGUCUGUUUUUUAUGUAUGUGUCUUUGUAUGUAUGUGUCUUGUGUGUGUGUGUGUGUCUGUAUGUGUGCCAGUCUGUCUGUAUGUGUGCCUGUCUGUUUGUAUGUAUGUGUCUGUGUGCCUGUAUGUGUGCCUGUCUGUUUGUAUGUAUCUGUGUGCCUGUCUGUGUGUCGGUCUGUAUGUAUGUGUCUGUGCGUGUCUGUCUGUAUGUAUAUAUGUGUGCCUGUCUGUUUGUAUGGAUGUAUGUGUCUGUGUGUAUGUGUCUAUGUGUGUGUGUAUGUGUCUCUAUGUAUGUGUGUGUGUCUGUCUAGGGAGGGGGGGGGCCCACGGAUCAUUUUCGCACUGGGGCCCCAUGGUUUGUGUGUUCGCCACUGGUGGGCACAAUAGGGUUAACCAAAUGUUGUGCAUGAGAACUAUACAUUACAAAUACAUUAAGAUUUUCUAUCCCCUGACAUUGUGCAACUUUCAGAGCCCUUGAGCUGUGUAAGGGACCCCAACAUUUCUGAUGUCACCCCUGGAGGCAGGUACAAAUAGGAGGAGCCAGUGUUCACAACUUAGUAGAUUGUGCCUACAAGUUAACUAUAUUGUGCCCACUCUUUAAAGGGACUCUCCAGUGCCAGGAAAACAAACUGUUUUCCUGGCACUGCAGGUCCCCUCUCCCUCCCACCCCCCAUCCCAAGUUUCUGAAGGGGUUAAAACCCCUUCAGUGACUUACCUGUAUCCAGCGCCGAUGUCCUUCUAAUGCGCGAAAAAUGCUUUCAAUGCUUUCCUAUAGGGAUUUCAGUGAUGCUGGAGGUCCUCACAUAGCGCGAGGACAUCGAGCGACGUUAUAGCACACUUUUCCAGAAGUGGUCUGGGUUCCUGGAAUGUCCCUUUAAUUAAACUGUGAGCAUGCGUUAACUAUCUUAAAGGUACAAUUUACUAUAUCCUGCUCCCAGGACUGUACAGCAUGUCCGCGAAAAUGGAAAUGCAGUGGCAAUGGACCCUCAAUUUAAUAAAACACUGUUAUUCCUAUACAGACUGUUGAACUAAUAUCCCAUGGGAUCUUCAAUCCCACUGACCUCUAGUGCAGGCGUCCGACCUCUGCAAGUGGCGGCGCGUCAUCUCCUCUUUAGCUGCCACCUUUCACACUUUGCACUGGAGCAUUCCACAGUCCCAAUUGACCAGAUGGCAUUCUUUCAGGACACCUAGUUGGGCAUGCCCCUCACAUGCCUGUAUGGUGGAAGAUGGUGAAGUCUGGGGGGGAGGGCGGGCUUCUCUUGUGGAAUGGAAAAGGUGUGUCCCCUCCUGUUUUUUGUAAAGCCCAGAGUAGCCUCAUACCUUGCUCAGAUACUUUUUCAUCCUAAUUAGAGAGAGAUCUAAAUUGCAUACUGGUAUUCCAGACCCAGAGGAUGGAAACUCUCCAGGAACACUUCUACAUGCAGAGAAAGUCAAGUCACACAGAUUCCAUCAUAUUGCAGAGAGUAUUGACCGAUACAAAAUAUUGUCAUGUUGUGCUUAUUCCAAUAUAAGUUUGCAAUAUGAUGGAAUCUGUGUGCUUGGACUCACUCUGCAUACAAGAAAAAAGGGUAAAUAUGCAAAUAUGCAGAUAAUUUCUCCAAAAGUAGGGAAAUCAUCAACUAAAUAUUGCUCUAAAAAAAUGGUCUGAGGGUUUUCAUAUAAAAACCUUUAUAGCAGCACAAAAUUAAGCCAAAGUACAAUAUAGACUGAAUAUUCACCAAAGAGCUGAUAUUAGAGGUGACAGAUAAUGAUGUUUGUAAUUAUGAAAAUAGAUAUAUUAAAAAAGUGAUGCAUUAGCAAAGGAUAUCAGUGAAAAGGUCAGUGUCUUUGUAUGACUCUUUUUUUUUUUUUUUUAAGUCUAUAAAGUCUAUUUAUAUUCUAAAUAAAGUCCAGAAAUGACUGCAAGAUAAAGAAAAUUUUGUGGCAAUGUGGUCUUAAUGGAACACUAAAUGGAAAAAAAAGUAGCAACCUUUGGACACAAUUUGCUAAAUGAUUUAGUACUUUCAGUGUUAUACCCUUAACUUUCAGUACAGUAUCCCAGAGAGAGAAGCACACAGUAAUGAUUCACUAUUAACCAUUAAAUUCAGAGAAACUGCAAUGUUUACCAUCCAGGGUUAAGACUGCCUCUAAAAGCACUUCCUACUGUUUCACAGUGUUUAACUCAGUGAAACGACACUGGUCUCUCUCUCUUUGCAUGAGGACGUCCAAUGUCUUGAAAAACCCUACAGGAAAUCAUUGAUUUAAUGCUUUCCUACAGGGAAGGUCUAAUGCACGUGUGGUGUUUUUCACGCAUGCGCAAUAGGUUGCCCUCCAUUGCAGACAUCAGAAGAGGCAGAGAGGAAGCCAGCGCCGAGGGACCUUGGUGCUGGAAAGAGGUAAGUGGUCCAAAGGGUUUGUUUUGAUAUCCUAAUGCUGUAGUGUUCCUUUAAGAAUACAAACUGAAUUUACAAACUUAAAAUCUUUGCAUUGAUAUUACUUGCUGAUGCAUCACUAUUUAAUAUAGCUGUUCUCUCUGCAUACAGUUUGUGCUAGUUGUCUUCAGUCCUGCGCUAUCUACAUGUGCUACCAGUACCGGUGUUACGUCUCUACUACCAGUCCUGUGCUACCUGUGGUACCAGUAUUACAAAUACCUGUACUACCAGUCCUUGUGCUACCAGUCCCUCUGUUAUCAGUACCAGUGUUACCAGUACCUGUACCUACAACCUGCACUGCUUGUGCCUAUAGUCUAUGCGAAACCUGUACCUACAAUCUAUAUGAAGCCUGUGACUACAGUCUGUUACGCAGACUGGGAACUAAAAGUAGUCCUGGAAAUACAUUUUGCACAGUCUGUUGCUCUUCAUAAUUCAUUUUCUGCACUUUCAGAGUGUAAUGGUGUUGUGGAGAGAGGCAUUGAGGCUAGUUGUGUUGUGGAGAGAGGCACUGAGGCUAGUGGUGUUGUGGAAAGAGGCACUGAGGCUAGUGGUGUUGUGGAGAGAGGCACGGAGGCUAGUGGUGUUGUGGAGGGAGGCACUAAGACUAGUGGUAUUGUGAAGAGAGGCACUGAGGCUAGUGGUGUUGUGGAGAGAGGCACUGAGACUAGUGGUGUUGUGGAGACCGGCUUGGAGACUAUGGUGAGGCCUAAUAGAAAGCAGUUGUUGUUGGGGAUUCCAUUAUAAGAGGUGUGGAGAUGGACAAUGGUGGUCUUGUGAGGUGUCUUCCCGGAGCUACUGCUCACAGAGACAGGAGACGUAUCUGUAAUAUUGUUAAGCAAGCAAAGCAGGAAGGGGAAUUGGAUGUACUUGUCCAUCUAGGGACAAAUGACUUGGCUUGCAAUGAGGUUUCAGAGGUUAAGGAAGUUUUUAGUGUUUUUGCCAAUGAUAUACGGCAGGUUGCUUCCACACUGUCAUUCUCUGAAGUUCUGCCUGUGCAUAACACUCAGAACGACAGGCGGAUGCGUAUUAGGGACUUUAAUUUGUGGCUUGGUGAAUGGUGUCGGGAGCAAGGAUUUGGCUUUAUUUCUCAUGGUAGCUCUGUUUGGAAUGGAGAUAAGCUGUACAAAAAAGAUGGUUUGCAUCUUUCUCAAAAGGGAACAAAUGUUCUCAGUGAGCAGUUCAGAGGUUUUGCUAGGAUGUAUUUAAACUAGGAGGGGGGGCAAAAGGGUGAUAAAACAUCAAUCCAAUUGUCCCCCAAAACAAGGACAGAAGGUGCCUGUAGCAAGUGUGUUAAAAAAUGAUAAGCUUAGAGUCAUGUCUACAAAUGCUCGCAGUUUAGGGAAUAAGAUCCAUGAACUUGUGGCAAUAAUGGCAACUGAUAGUGUAGAUUUAGUCGCUGUUACUGAGACAUGGUACAAUGAGAAAAAUGACUGGGACAUAGCAAUACCAGGGUACUCUUUAUAUAGGAAAGAUAGGGAAGGCAAGAAAGGGGGAGGGGUGGCCUUGUAUGUGAAGGAUAGCAUAAAAUCUAGCCUAAUAAAAGUUAGUGAGGCAAACAUAGAGUCCAUUUGGGCUACGUUAGAAUUUGGUAAUCACACAGUAACUCGUGUAGGUGUGAUUUAUAGGCCCCCAGGACAAAUUGAAGAGUUAGAUAAUCUACUAGUUGAGGAAAUAGCUAAAAUGACAAUGAAGGGGGAAGUUAUCAUCAUGGGUGACUUUAAUCUUCCUGAUGUAAAUUGGAAAACAAAAUUAGCUACUUGUGCCAGGAGCACACAUAUUCUAAACUCUCUACUGGGAUUGUCUCUAAAACAAGUUGUUGAGGAGCCAACUCGUAAAGAGGCCAUACUAGAUUUAGUGUUAACAAAUGGAGAUUUGGUAUCAGAUAUUACUGUAGGUGAAAGUUUAGGGUCCAGUGAUCAUCAGUCAGUGUGGUUUAAUAUAAGAACAGUGACUGAGUCACACCACACAAAAACAAAAGUUUUAGACUUUAGAAAAACAGACUUUUCUAAAAUUAGAAUAUGGGUAGAGGAGUCAUUAUCAGACUGGAGCAAUUUAAAUGGAGUCCAAGAGAAAUGGGAUUAUUUAAAAGUUGCACUAUUGAAGGCAACAGAAAAUUGCAUUAGGCUUGUCAGUAAAAGCAAAAAAUUCAAGAAACCACUGUGGUACUCCGCAGAUGUGGCCAAAAUAGUUAAAAACAAAAAGUUAGCAUUUAGGAAUUAUAAAAAAAACCCAGAGUGAGGAAGACAAAAUGAUCUAUAAGAUUAGGCAGAAAGAGGCUAAGCAAGUUAUAAGAGCUUCCAAAUCACACACAGAAGAGAAAAUAGCACAGUCAGUAAAAAAGGGGGAUAAAACAUUUUUUAGAUACAUAAAUGAGAAAAGAAAAGUAAAACAAGGAUUAGUUAGAUUAAAAACAAAAGAAGGAAGGUAUGUAGAAGAGGAUAAAGGUCUAGCUGACUGCCUCAAUGAAUAUUUUUGUUCUGUAUUUACAGAUGAAAAUGAAGGAAAGGGACCUCAGUUGAGAAAAAGGACAAAUGAGUCAUUUAUUACACGUGAGUUAACAGAGGAAGAGGUUCUAUUUCAACUGUCAAAAGUAAAGACAAAUAAGUCAAUGGGACCUGAUGGAAUACACCCAAAGCUAUUAAAAGAGCUUAGUGGUGUACUAGCAAAACCAUUAAUAGAUUUAUUUAUCCAAUCAUUGUUAACAGGAGUAGUCCCAGAAGAUUGGAAGUUAGCGAAUGUUGUGCCCAUUUACAAGAAAGGUAAUAGGGAGGAGUCGGGCAACUAUAGGCCAGUAAGCCUUACUUCAGUAGUGGGGAAAGUGAUGGAAACCAUGUUAAAGGAUAGGAUUGAUGAACAUCUAAAAACACAUGGAUUUCAAGAUCAGAGACAACAUGGAUUUACUUCAGGGAGAUCAUGCCAAACUAAUCUUAUUGAUUUUUUUGAUUGGGUAACUAAAAUUAUAGAUCAGGGUGGUGCAGUAGACAUUGCUUACCUAGAUUUCAGUAAGGCUUUUGACACUGUUGCACAUAGAAGGCUUAUCAAUAAACUGCAAUCUUUAAGUUUGGAUUCAAAUAUUGUUGAAUGGGUAAGGCAGUGGCUGAGUGAAAGGCAACAGAGGGUUGUAGUUAAUGGAAUAUAUUCGAAGCUUGGACUUGUCACCAGUGGGGUACCUCAGGGAUCUGUACUUGGACCCAUUCUCUUUAAUAUUUUUAUUAGUGAUAUUGCAGAAGGUCUUGAUGGUAAGGUUUGUCUUUUUGCUGAUGAUACUAAGAUAUGUAACAGGGUUGAUGUUCCAGGAGGGAUAAGCCAAAUGGCAAAUGAUUUAGGUAAACUAGAAAAAUGGUCAGAAUUGUGGCAACUGACAUUUAAUGUGGAUAAAUGCAAGAUAAUGCAUCUUGGAUGUAAAAACCCAAGGGCAGAGUACAGAAUAUUUGAUAGAGUCCUAACCUCAACAUAUGAGGAAAGGGAUUUAGGGGUGAUUAUUUCUGAUGACUUAAAGGUAGGCAGACAAUGUAAUAGAGCAGCAGGAAAUGCUAGCAGAAUGCUUGGUUGUAUAGGGAGAGGUAUUAGCAGUAGAAAGAGGGAAGUGCUCAUGCCAUUGUACACUGGUGAGACCUCACUUGGAGUAUUGUACACAGUACUGGAGACCGUAUCUUCAGAAGGAUAUUGAUACCUUAGAGAGGGUUCAGAGAAGGGCUACUAAACUGGUUCAUGGAUUGCGGGAUAAAACUUACCAGGAAAGGUUAAAGGAUCUUAACAUGUAUAGCUUGGAGGAAAGACGAGACAGGGGGGAUAUGAUAGAAACAUUUAAAUAUAUAAAGGGAAUCAACACAGUAAAGGAGGAGACUAUAUUUAAAAGAAGAAAAACUACCACAACAAGAGGACAUAGUCUUAAAUUAGAGGGACAAAGGUUUAAAAAUAAUAUCAGGAAGUAUUAUUUUACUGAGAGGGUAGUGGAUGCAUGGAAUAGCCUUCCAGCUGAAGUGGUAGAGGUUAACACAGUAAAGGAGUUUAAGCAUGUGUGGGAUAGGCAUAAGGCUAUCCUAACUAUAAGAUAAGACAAGGGACUAAUGAAAGUAUUUAGAAAAUUGGGCAGACUAGAUGGGCCGAAUGGUUCUUAUCUGCCGUCACAUUCUAUGUUUCUAUGUUUCUAAAUUAUAUACAAGCCCCAUAAAUGCGAUGUGGCAGCAUAGUGUGCAGAUAUAGAGGUGGAAAAGAUAACUUAAAAUUGAAAACUAAAAACUAUUGCACCAACGUGAAAGAAAGUGCUCAUAGGGCUUAAAAGUAAAUGAAAGAGUGGAUUUAUUUGUGUAUGUAUAUAUAUAUAUAUAUAUAUAUAUAUAUAUAUAUAUAUAUAUAUAUACACACAGUAUCUCACAAAAGUGAGUACACACAUUUUUGUAAAUAUUUUUUUAUAUCUUUUCAUGUGACAACGCCGAAGAAAUGACACUCUGCUACAAUGUAAAGUAGUAAGUGUACAGCCUGUAUAAUAGUGUAAAUUUACUGCUCCUUCAAAAUAACUCAACAAUUCCAGUGACCAGUAUGAGAGAGUGUGAGAGCGAUAACCCCAAAUUUAACACACCUGCUCCCCAUUCAAACCUGAGACCUUGUAACACUAACAAGUCACAUGACACCAGGGAGGGAAAAUUGCUAAUUGGGCCCAAUUUGGACCUUUCCACUGUGUGUUCAGUUAUCUUGAGGGGACAGCAAAUAUACACUAUUAUACAGGCUGUACACUUACUACUUUACAUUGUAGCAGUGUUGUCACAUGAAAAGAUAUAAUAAAAUAUUUACAAAAAUGUGAGGAGUGUACUCACUUUUGCGAGAUACUGUAUAUAUAUAUUUAUUUAAAAACACCUCACCUUGGCAAAAAACAAUGGGGGUUUAGUUACAUUAUAUGAUCAUAUAUUGCAUAAGCCUGCCACAAUGUACCCCAUUCUUGGCAUGUCCUACUCUUGCAGCCUAAUGCCUGCCCAUAUGAGAUCAAUAUAUAUAUUACUAAUACACACAUUAACAUCCAUGCAAAAUAAUGUAUGUAUUACUGUAAGAUUCACAUCAAUUACAGCUAAAACAGCAUAUAUAAAAAUAGGAGACCACCACACAGAAGUUAAUCUCUAUUCGGUUUGCCUAAUUUAAGCAAAACGCACGUUAAUGUGUGCUGGUCUCCUAUGUUAUCCUAUGGGGACAAUAUGCUACUUUAGCGAUUCUCUUGAUAUAAUAAUUGAAUUAGACUCCACACAAUUGUAUUUAUCUCUCUCUUUUUAAUCCUCUAUUGAAUGUUAGGUUGCUCUACCCUUCUAAUUAGACCUAAUUAAAUCUUUAUUUUCCAAUCUUAUAGUUAGACAUUUGUGAGUUCCCUGCUUAGAAGAAAUUCCUUUCUAAUUAAACUGAUUUAUCACAUUGUUGCCUACUUAUUAAAUACUUUGAGAGCAUACAGAUCUAUUCACACUCUGACACUCCUUUCUGCUAUCAGCCUAUUUACCUCUAUAUAUUCUAGGCAAUGUUUAUCCCCUUCUCUAAUGUAUUAACAUUAUAACCAGAUAUGUUUCUGUAGGCAAUCUGUUAUUUUGGGUGGAUGAAUUAUUAAGGUUUUAUUAUUUUUUUUAUUUUCAGAUGUUGAAUUAAAAGUUAUGUUUCAUUACAGUUAGAGCUGGAGAUAUCUCUAUUUCUCCAUUUUGUCUUGUACUUAUUUUAGGGGUUACCCCACAGCAGCUUUCUAGCCUGUCACACUCUCCCUGCUUAAGUUCCUUAUUUAAGUAAAUAAACAAAGUUUAUUUUAUGUAUAUAACAUUAUGUGUACCUACUUUUUUAUUAGAUAUAAAAAUAAUAUUUCAUUUACCAGAUAGUCUUACUCUUAGCUUCUUUUUUUUUUUUUUUGCACUGUUAGUCAAAAUACUUUGCAUGUUCUCUUUGACUUUAACUGAUUCUUUGAAAAACAGGUUUACCUUUUCAUUUUUCUAAGUAUUAAUGUGUCACAUUGCUUAAAGUAUUUAUGUUCCCUAUUGGGCAUCCCAUUGGGAGAAAUGCAAGCAUUUUAACCUUGCAUGUUUAGAAUAUCAUCUUUGACGUGCUUCUUUGACAUUGGUGGGUUACACCCUGCCCCCUAAACAAGGGUAAUCACAUCAUGACUCAUUGAUGAAUGUAGUGUUUCCCUUUUGCAUAUACAUAAAUAUAAUACUGCUAAACCUUUGCCAUUUAUAUUUUUGUUUGCUUUACCAUUAUUGUCACAGCAUAAUAGGUCAGGCCAUUUGGCAAGUAUUUUCAUGCUUUUUUCAAGCUGUGCCAUGUCGCAAUAUAUGCUCACAUCCUGAAGGUUCAUUAGAUACUAUCAGUGUAAUUCACUAAAGUUCAAAUGGGUCAAAACCAUGCAGCUGCAUACAGGUAAAUUUAUAUUCGGACUAUUCGGAAUUCAUCAAUGUCCAUAAUUUGAAAUUUAGGCCUCAAACAGGCCUGAAUUUGGUCCAGAUUUCAGACGAACCGAACAAUGUUGAAUGGCUGAUAUUCAGGCCAAACACGGCAAAUACAGACAUGGAGAAUUGAGCUCUGGAUUUAGAAACAAGCCGAACAAUUUGGCAACUGGCAACACUUGCAGCCAGUAGGCAAAGACUUGAAAAAACCCUCGGCAGUAUGAGGGUUAAUUUUUGUGGUGGCUGGUGUGACCGAGCUCCAGUACUCCGAUCCAGUACCUCAAGCAAGUCUGCUUCCUCAUAGGUAUUAGGGAACCUGGAGCACUUCUGACCUAGUCGCCGAGGCUUGACUUGCCUUUUCCACCCUGGACCAUGCUACUGUGUUUAUAGCCAGGGACACCUUUUUCAUCAACAGAUUAUAUACCUUUCCCCAAAUACCAGAUGGCACUUCUGCCAUCUAGUAUUUUUAAUAUACAUAGCACACCUGCCACCUUUAAUAUACAUAGCACACAUAUUUAAGCCCCCCAACAGCCUCAUUUACAUUCAAUAGGGGGCAUAGAGCACUAUAGUACAAGGAAGGGUGGGGCCAGACAAAAGCAAGGGCUACAAACCAAAUAGGAGAUUGAGGAGGAAAAAGGUGGAGGAGAAAGGCACAGACAAUCAAUACAUUCAACAUACCCUGCACCAAUACUGGGCACAGGGUGACCAAAACACAAGAGGAAUCUGGGGACCCACAUAUAGUGUCUGUGUUUUGUCAUCCCCAGUGAUGGUGAGUGUCGUCACAGCUGGCCAAUGCUUGUUUGCCAGCUGCCACAUGGAAAUAGUACAAAAAUAGAAUACAAAUAAUAAUAGAAAACUAAAUUCCUAUAGUCAAUAACACCCCCAUAUUACUAUAAUGUAAGCAAUAUACCUUCAUUUGCACCACCUUUAAUGUGAAAGAUGGGGGCAUAUCUGCCAAACAUUUAAAACUAAUCAAUUGAAAAGCAACCAGUGGGACAUGUGAAAUAGUGGGGGGCAACAUAGUACACAUCGUGCCCCCACCCAUGGACAUUAGGUGGUGGAUUCUUUAAAUUUUAAGGGGGAUGGAUCUAGUUAGGCAAGUGGGGGCACUAAAAGGUAUAAUAAAAGGGAAUAGGACUUAUUAUCUCCUCCACUGACCCCCAUCAAUGCUAAUAUAUAUAUAUAUAUAUAUAUAUAUAUAUACCUAGGCUGCAGAUCUGCCUUGUUACCAACCUGCUUCAUACCAACCUUACCUACGCUACAGUCCUGCCUUAUUACCAACCUGCUUUAUACCAACUUUACCUACGCUACAGACCUGCCUUAUUACCAACUUGCCUUACCUACGCUACAGACCUGCCUUAUUAGGAACCUUACCUACGCUUCAGACCUGCCUUGUUACCAACCUGCUUUAUACCAACCUUACCUACGCUACAGACCUGCCUUAUUACCAACCUUACCUACACUACAGACCUGCCUUGUUACCAACCUGAUUUAUACCAACCUUACCUACGCUACAGACCUGCCUUAUUACCAACCUUACCUACGCUACAGACCUGCCUUAUUACCAACCUAACCUAUGCUACAGACCUGCCUUGUUACCAACCUGCUUUAUACCAACCUAACCUACGCUACAGAUUUGCCUUGUUACCAACUUGCCUUAUACCAACCUUACCUAUGCUACAGACCUGCCUUGUUACCAACCUAACCUAUGCUACAGACCUGCUUUGUUACCAACCUGCUUUGUUACCAACCUGCUUUAUUUUACCAGCCUGGUACAAACCUACCUAAUCUGCAUAACCUGACACCUGAAGGCUAUAUGGAGUUUCUUUCCUGAUUCUACGAAUAAUGAGAGACUAUCCAGCCAUAAGUCAAGUAACUCUUCUACAGAUUACAAUAUGACUGCAUGUGAUCCUAAAUCUAUAUCUAGAUUCCUUUAUUACAAAGUGUAAUUACCUGCAUUAUCAGUACUCCUCCCAAACCAGGGGGCUGAUUGCCUAAAUGUCUAUUUUACUUGCAUUUCUGAAACAUUUCCAUUCUGUUCUGUUUUACUUGUCUCUCUAAAAAAUCUAUACUUUUAUCUAUAGGUUUUCUUCUCUAUCUAAAUAUCUUGUCAUUAACCUGUCUGGGGCAUAUUGCCUAAAUCUUUUUCUGGUCUCCCCUUUUACUUACCUUCCUCUUUAUAGUUCUUCCUCCCACUUUGGCUUGCUAGGUAUUAUUUACCUCCCGCUUGUUAGGUAUACUAAUUGUGUAUAACCAUGUCUAAAGCUCCCAAUAAAGAACCAAACAUUAACCCUGUCAAGUCUCUUACCGGACAUGCUCAAGACCGUGACAGUAGGCUAAGCAUUAAAAACACAGCUUUUUCAGAGGCAAUGUUUACAUUGCUGGUUAAGUCCACCUCUAGUGGCUGUCACUCAGACAGCAAAUGAAGACUUUCUGGAUAAGAUCCUGCAAUCAUUGCAGGACCUACAGUCAGUAUAGUCACGCUCUGCAUGGAGAUGCUCAGCAUACCUGAUAGAGAUGCAUUGAUUCAGUACAUCUCUAUGAGGAGAUGAUGAUUGGCACAGUACGUCAAUUUGCAGCACAUUCACACUAGCCUCCUGCUUCUCAAUGUGGAAAUAUUGGCUUGACUGAGCCAAGGAGCCAGGGCAGCACCGCAGUGGCUUAACAGUAAUUAAACCAUUUUUUCUUCUUUUUUUUUCAUGCACAUGGUGGGUUGUGUGGUGGGCCACCCAAAUAGUUUGCUGAACAUAAAGUGUGAGGAACACACUUUUUUGGUGUUCUUAAUUAGAUAUAGUUUCUUUAAAAUAAACUAGUAGCUUCAAUGGAUCUAUUCCUUGCUGGAAAUUCCAUUAAAAUUCCAUUACUUAUAACAAUAUGCCAGCUGCCAUGCCCCAGUACUGAUGGUAGGGUUGUAUAUUUUGACAGGACUAUUUAGGUCUCAUUUGCAAUAAACAGGCAUCUCAGCAACAUUUAAAACAUAUUAUUUGUGUUUUGUUUCUUGUUUGUGUUGCCCAUUGUUCCUGUACAGAACUAUAGUUUGUCAUUAUCUGCUUGAAGGAUUAGUUUACUGAUAUUUAUAUAGGAAGCAAACGCAUAGUGAUGUUCACGUCAGGAAUAACACAUGUAUAUGCUUCUGCAUGCUGAAUCAUCUACAGAAAUAAAGUAACCAUUCAAAUGUGCUUACAAAAGCUUUCUCUCCUUGCUCUACACAAAAACCUUUCCUAUCGCAAGUGGGAUUCACGGAUUUGUUACGUAAUCCAACACUAAUAAAGGGGUUCAUUUGUGCUGUUAUCACCACUAACAGCAACAGUUAAAUGUGUGAUCUUGUUUAUGAUGUCCAGGAUUAAUGUUUACCUUCUUGGCAGAUACUGAGUGCCCUACAAAGGACUUAACCACCAGUAUUGUGCCUGUGCUAUCGGUUUACCAUUAGUGCUCUAUAGCUUAGAACAAAGCCUUUGUGACCAAGUCACAAAAAAUGUAAUCAAGUUAGUGUGGACUGAAGUGAGAAUUUAAAUUAUCUUCCUGUGUCUUUAAAUUAAAUUAGCAUGCACGGUACCGCUGAAAAAACUUUAUAAAUCACUUACUGCACGCCUACUUGUUAUCAAUCUUUUAUUUUUCUGUAGCAAUGGUAUUAGUAUUGCUUUUUUUUAAGAGAAUCUGUCAUUAGUCAUAUUAUGUUUUAGCAUAGAGUAUCUCAAUUUAAUAUAACUUAAUGUGAAAGAUAUCUUAUAUAUUCUGUCAGCAAAGGCAUCAUACAUAUUAAAUACAGAGUCUUUCCUUCACUAAGCUUCUUUGAAAACAGUUGAGAAAAAGGAAUAUUCUAUUUACCAUAACAAAUGACGUUUAUUGUAGUAGUGUUUUUUUUUAAUCAAGAUAAAAGAGGUACUCUCUUAAGGAGCAAAGUGCUAAAUGUUGAGAGACUUGCCUUGAUAAAUCCCCCCAAAAGAGUCUAUAAGUGCAGUCUCUCAAGUUUUUGUCAAACCAUAUUCAAUUGGGUGGACAUUAAAGGGAAACAAUAGUGCAAGGAAUACACCCAUUCCUUCACUAAAUAUAGUAAAAUCUUACCUUUAAUCCAGUCUGCUGCUGGCUCUGCCCCUGAUCUGUCUUCUUGACUGACAUCAUUCCAAUAGCAAAGCAUUAGAAUGGCUGUGUAACACCUGAAGCUGCUGCAGGCUCAUGGGGGUGCCUAGCGGCAGCCACGAAGAUCCCGGUCCCACGCUGCUCUCACUAAGGCUCUGCACUACCUGUGAGGUUUCCGGAUUUCCAUGGCAACCUAGUGCUACCUACAGGCAUCCUGUGGAAUUACAGGACCCUGUAGGUGGUUAAAUUUUAUACUUUCCUUUCUGUGAUGCAAAUUUUUUGUUGGAUGCCUGGGUCUACCCUGCACAGGUCACACCCCUUUGUGUGUCCUGGUGCAGACUGAUGAUGGUGUCCAAUAGUAUUCUUCCAUGCCUUAUAUAAGUUCCCCUCUUUCUGGGAAUCAUUGCCCUGUCAUGAUUCUUGUUAGCCCGAGAGUGUCCAAUGCAGUCAAAUAGAAGCCCCUGCUCACUUACCUCCAGGCAAGCACCACAUCAUGUAGAAUUACUACACUUCUUCCAUAACUCUAAAAUGACAGGUCGUCCGGGCAGGGGCGUACCUAGAGCAUUUGGCACCCGGGGUGGAUCCUGGGGUUGGCACCCCCUCACCCCCCUCUACUCCCCCCUCCAAAAAAAACCUGUAACAUUUUUUAAAUGUUUUCCUUUUUUUUAAUGUAUUGAACUAAUUUGGAAACUUUGCAAAACCGCUGUCAGCCCCCUUCUACUAAACCCUUGUGUGCCCCACCCCCUCCUACAAAACCACUGUCCCACCCGUCUACAAAUCUUGUACUGCCCCCGUCUACAAAACCCCUGCAACCUCCAUCUACAAAUCCCCUUAUAAAGACUCCUGUCCCAAUACAAAACCCCGGCCCCCUUCUACAAAAUCCCUGCAGCCCCACACACACAUUUACAGGCAGACAGUCACACACACACACACAGUUACAGGCAGACAGUCACACAUACAGUCAGAGACAGUCAUGCACACAGUUACAGGCAGACAAUCACAUAUACAUUCACACACACACACACACGCUCACAGGAAAAUAGUCACAUACACACAGUAAAAGGCAGCAGCAGACAGUCACAUGCACACAGUCACAGACAGUCACACAUGGUUACAGGCAACAUCAAACAGUCACAGGCAGACAGUCACACAUACAUAGUCACAUGCAGACAGCCACACAGUCACACACACAGUUAUAGGCAGACAGUUACACAUACAGUCAGUUACAGGUAGUCACACAGAGUCACAGCCAGGCAGUCACACGCACAGUUAUUGGCAGACAGUCUCACACACACACACACACACACACACACAGUCACAGGCAGAGAGUCACAUACACAUACACAGUCACAGUCACACACACAGUUACAGGCAACAUCACACAAUCACAGGCAGACACACACACACCGUUACAGGCAGACAGACACACACACACACAGAGUUACAGGCAUGCAGUCACACACACACACACACAGUUACAAGCAGACAGUCACACACACACACACAGUUGCAGCCAUGCAGUCACACACACACACAUGCAUAGUUACAGGUAUACAGUCACACACACAGAUACACACACACAGUUACAGGCAGACAGACAGACACACACACACACACACAGUUACAGGCAUGCAGUCACACACAAACACACACACACAGUUACAGGCAUGCAGUCACAUACACAUACAGUUACAGCCAUGCACACACACACACAAACACAGUUACAGGCAUGCAGACACACACACACACACAAACACACACACAUACACAGUUACAGGCAUGCAGACACACACAGAGAGAGACACACACACACAUACACAGUUACAGGCAGACAGACACACACACAGAGUUACAGGCAUGCAGUCACACACACACACACACAUACACAGUUACAGGCAUGCAGACACACACACAGACACACACACACACAUGUUUGUGUGAAUGUUUACAUGGUGUGUUCAAUAAAAACAUGGCAACAUUUCAUUCUUUGUGUGUUAUUAGUUUAAGCAGACUGUGAUUGUCUAUUGUUGUGACUUAGAUGAUGAUCAGAUCACAGUUUAUGACCAAUUUGUGCAGAAAUCCAUAUCAUUCCAAAGGGUUCACAUACUUUUUCUUGUAACUGUACACAGUUACAGGCAUGCAGACACACACACAAACAAACACAGUUACAGGCAUGCAGGCACACACACAACCACAGUUACAAGCAUGCAGACACACACAGGCAAACACAGUUACAGGAAGACAGUUUUACAGACACAGUCACACACACACACUAUUACUUACAGACAGGAGCUGGAGGAGGAGUGGAUUCACUGGAGUCCUCCUGAAACCUGUUAGGUGGAGUCAGAGAGGCAGGGAUUCCUUCUUGCUGCACCGCCAUGUGCAGCAGUAACAGCAGCGGGUAAGGGCAGUAUUAAGCACCGCCGCCGCUGUCAAUUUGGAUCCGCCCCGAUUCUGCUUAGCGCCGCCCCCACUUUCCUUCUGUGCGGCCAGUUCAGCUGCUCUUUGCGUGUGUGAGCUGUUCUGGCCGCACGGCACCCUAACUACCAUGCGGAGGUACUGUGCUGCCAUACAGCUCACACAGCCCCCACACCAGGGUCAUGGCACCCCCCACCCAGUGGCACCCGGGGCAGACCGCCCCUCUGCCCCCCCUUUAGUAUGCCACUGUGUCCAUGUGUAAAAACAAUCACUUCUGCCAUAUUGAUACAAUUUUGGUGUUCUUCUAUGAAGUGUGAUAUAUCUGAUUACAUUAUAGCCUGCACCAUAUGUUCACAAACUAAGGUGUCCCAUUAGUUAUCUAUAGGUCUCCUGCAUCUGUUGCCUAUUCUGGAUAGACCAUGGUUACACAUGUCCAUGGAUUUUGUGGUUGACCUACCUCCCUCAAAAGAGAACAUUGCUACCUUAAUAACCAUAAUAGACGGAUUUUCUAAAAUGUUCCUCUCCCCAAAUUGCCUUCAUCCUUUAGAUGAAGUUUUUGCCAGAGAAGUUAUCCGACUGCAUGGUAAUCCUAUUCAAAUAGUUUCUAAUUGUGGUAGUCAGCUCAUAUCAAGGUCUGGCGUAACUUUUGUUCUGGGAUGGACAUUCGGCUGGUCUUCUCUUCCACUUACCAUGCACAGUCUAAUGGUGCUGCCGUCCUAAACAAUCCAUGAAACAGUUCUUGCAUUGUUUUGUCUCUCAGAGUAAAGAAAAUUUGGACCAAUCUGCUCCCUCAGUGGCAUAGCUAGAGCUUUUGGUGCCCGGGGCUGUCCAUGAGUUUGCCGCCCCUAUCUCAACCCAAAUACAAAAUAUUUUCCAUCACAAAAGAUUGGUGGUCCUAUGCCAUAAGACCGAACUUUAGCGACAUGACAGUAGAUGCUGGCCGCUGCAGAUUCACACUGUUUUGACUGUGGAUGACGUCAUGCAAAGGGCAGAUGUGUGGAUGAUGCACGUUUUAGAGUCAAAGGCCGGAUACGGCCAAUGGGAUUCACAAGAGGGAUAUUUUAACUUUCAUUUCUUCUACUCAUUGCCCUGUCAUGGUUUCACUUUGCUGGUUAUCCGAGAGUGUGUUCCUGAUCGUGUUUCUUUGGUACUUGACUUUGGCUUCAUUCUGACAUCCCUGAAUUCUGGUAUCCCUGAUUGGCUAUUCCUUGCAACUGUGUUUCGUUCUCUGUUCCUGACCUUGGCUAGUAUUUCGACUAUUCUCUGGUACGUUAAGUCUGGCCAUCCUAAGGUCCGGUUAGACGUUAUCCUUUUUACCAAAUGUGAUACUAAUACUGCGUGUUGGAUCAAUUGUAACCCUGACACGGUCUAGGGGAGGGAGGGGGACUGUGAGGGUGCAGGGAGAAAGGGGGUCUGUGAAGGAGGGGGAGGGGACUGUGAGGGUGCAGGGAGAAAAGGGGUCUGUGAAGGAGGGGGAGGGGACUGUGAGGGUGCAGGGAGAGAGGGGGAAAUCUGUGCAGGGAGAGAAGGGGAGGGAGAGAGUGGAUCUGUGAAUUUAGAGGGGUCUGUGCUGGGAGGGAGAAAUUGGAUCUGUGAAGGUAGGGGGGACUGUGCUGGGAGGGAGAGAGGGGAUAUGUGAAGGUAGGGGGGACUGUGCAUGCUAGGAGAAGGGGGACUGUGCAGAGAGGGAGAGGGUCUGUGAAGAAAGGGGACUAAGCAGGGAGGGAGAGGGUCUAUGAAGGGAGGGGGACUGUGUAGGGAGGAAGGUAGGGGGUCUGAGCAGGGAGAGACAGUCUGUGAAGGAAGGGGGGAAUGAGCAGGGAAGGGAUUGGGUCUGAGCAGGGAGAGAGAGUCUGUGAAUGGAGGGGGUCUGAGCAGGGAGGAAGAGAGGGGAUAUGUGAAGGUAGGGGGGCUGAGCAUUGAGGAAGAGGGUCUGUGAAGGGAUGGGGUUGUCAGAAGGGAGGGAGGGUGUCAGAAGGGAGGGAGAGGGGCUGAGCAGGGUGGAAGAGGGUCUGUAAUGGGAGGGGGCUGUCGGGAGGGGGGGGGGCUGUGCAGGGGAGAGCAUAUCUGGUGUAUCUGUCAGGCAUCUUUCCAUCUUCUUUCUCCCAGCACUCACAGGACAGUAGGCACAGGAAGUGACCUCACUUCCCAUUCCUCUUUCCCCGCCUCCUCCCCUCAUACUGAGCACCGCACGAUGGAGACCUUGCAAGUAGAGCAGACUUGCUGACGAAUUUUGAUGAAUUUCCAUGGAACCUCAUGCUACCUACAGGCAUCCUGUGGAAUUACAGGACCCUGUAGGUGUUAAACGUUAUAAUUACCUUUCGGUGAUAUAAUUUUUUUGUUGGACGCGUGGAUCUGCUCUUCACCGGUCACACCCCUUUGUGUGGCCUGGUACAGAGUGAUGAUGGUGUCCAAUGGUAUUCUUCUUUGCCUUAUAUAAUUUCCCCUCUUUCUGGGAAUCAUUGCCCUGUCGUGGUUCUUGUUAGCCCGAGAGUGCAUUAUAUUGUUAUUUCGUAUUUCCAGUUGCUGACCUGGUUUCAUAUUUUUGACUAUUCUGACUCUCUGUAUCCCUUUAACCUUGACUUGUUUUCUUAUUAUUGUGUACCUCUGUAUCGCUUGAGCUUGGCAUUCCUUCUGACUAUGUUUUUUUGGGCAGAUGUUGAGCUCGGACACUAAGGUUCUGUAUACGUACUCUGUCCUUCCUCCCAUUUUGGCUACUAUCCUUCUCCCUGUGUAUAGGGGUUACCCUAAACCUGACAUGCUGAUCUUGUCAAGGAGACAGAUCAGGAGCAGAGCCAGCGCAAGCCAAGCACAGCCCUGGCCAAUCAUAAUCUUCUCACAGAGAUGCAUUGCAUCAAUGCAUCUCAAUGAGGAAUGUUCAGUGUCUCCAUUCAGAGGGUGGAGACACUGAAUCGACAUGCUGCACACUCUAGCAGCCAUCUGAGGAGUGGCCAGUUGAGAUAUCCCUAGGCUGUAAUGUAAUCUCUGCCUUUUCUCUGAAAAAAACAGUGUUUACUGCAAAAAGCCUGCAGGGACCAGAACAAAUACAACAAACUUCAGUUGUUCUGGAGACUAUAGUGUCCCUUUAAACACUUAAUAGAAGUUAGACAUCCCUUUCUGCUUUUUAUAUAGAUAUAUAGCAUUAGGUCCCAAGCUUAAAAAACAGUAUCCCAUUGCUAAGGGAGACUGCAGAAUUGUGGACUAAGAACUUUAAAAGUGGUUCAACUUUGUGCUCAUUUGCUUACUUAGGACAGCAUUCUGAGAAAAUUGUGGAAGCACGAUUUUUUGAGCUGCUCUUUGCAAGAAAGGUUUUCUCUUAAAGCUUGCUUGGAAUAUAUAUGUGAUGCAGAGCAGUAACUAUUCCUUUACAAUCCUAUUUGUAUAAAGAAGCACUUUUUUUAUUUGGUAUGUUUAACGGAUUGGAUAGCAUUGUACUAAAUGCAUAAUAUAUAUAUGUAAUGUAUACGAAAUUUAAUUCAGGCUGUUAGAAGUAUUUUUAAUUUACCAGUUCAGUUUAGGCUUUUUUUAAAUUUUAUUAAGCUGCUUGUUUGUUUUUUUAGAACAUUUAAAUUUCCUAUAUUUCUUUUGAAAUACUUAUUUUCUGUGAAAAAAAAACAAAACAAAAACCACUUGAUGUUUUUACUAAUAAAGAGCAGUAAGAUAGCUGAUUAUGGAAAAAGUUCAGUUUUGUAAAAAAAUAUAUACAAUGAUCAGCAAGCUCAAAGUGUUUCCUGGAUCUUCAAAUUCCCCAGAUCUCAAGUUAAUUAAGCAUCUGUGGAAUGUGCUCGAACAACAAAUCCAAUCCAUGGAGGCCCCAUCUUUAAACUUGCAGGACUUAAAGGAUCUGCUGCUUAAGUCUUGGUGCCCAGAGGCGGGCUGGGCCGGGGGGCAGGGAGGCAAUUGCCCCCCAGGCCGCCCUAAAUCCUUUUAAAAUUGUUCGCUGCAGUGCCGGUCCUAAUGCUGCAGCCGUCUGCGCACUCUGUAAAGAGCCUCAGGUGUCUGCAGCUGCUUCUCUCCUCCCCUCCCGUCUCCUGUAGCGUGGCCGAGCGUCUCUCCUGUCUGUGGUGCCCGGCCGGAGUGAUAGGAAGGUGCUCCGCGCAGAGUUUCUGUUUCCUGUACCCGGCCGUACUGACAGGAAGUGCACACUGAGUGUGCACCUUCCUAUCACUCCGGCCGGGCCCCGCGGACCGGAGACGAGCUCGGACACGCUACAGGGAAGGGGAGGUGAGGGGGGAGUAACAGAAAGAGGGGGCAGUAACAGAAAGAGGGGGGAAUAACAGAAGGAGGGGGGAGGUGAGAAGAACACAUGGGGGAAUGAGAAGAACACAGGGAGGAUGGAGGGGGGGAUGAGAAGAGCACAGGGAGGGUGGGUGAGUGUGAGAAGAGACCGCUGGGGGGGGGUGUGGGGGGAGAGGAGAGACCACUAAAGGGCAGGGGAGAGUUCUAGGGGACAGAAGGGACAGCUCUAUAGGACAGGGGCAAGACAGGGAGCUCUUUCACACUACGCACACACACACACACAAUGCAUCCCUAUACAUACACAGAAACACACAAUGCAUCCCUACACACACAGAAACACAACAUGCUUCCCUUACACACAGAGAAACACACAAUGCAUCCAUUACACACACACAAUGCAACCCUUACACACAAAGACAAUGCAUCCUUUGCACACAUACACAGAAACACACAAUGCAAACCCUUACACACAUUCAAACACACACACUGCUUUUCUUACAUACACACAGAAACACAAUGCAUCUCUUACACACACUCAAUGCACACACAUACAGACACACACCUUGCAUCCCUUAUGCAUAUAAACACAGAUUCACACAAUGCAUCCCUUAUACACAACCAGAAACACAAAAUACACACUGCUUCCACUACAAACAAACACACUGCAUCACCUACACAAACUGCUAUCCCUAUACACUACAUACCAUAAGCACACAUAUUAGAUCAUCUACAAUAACACAUAACACAUCCCCUACACACUCCACACCCUGUGAACGAACUCAUGGGUGGGUGGAACGUAUAAGUGGACUUAUGAGUGGGCCUUGUGGGCAUACUCACCGUCAGGCCCUGGGGCUCAGACCUUGAGCUGUGUAAGGGGCCCCCAAAAACUGGAGCUGCUUCCAAUUCUCCCAGAACAUUGAAUAUUGUGACCACAGUUGCAAACAGCCUCUAGAGAUCCUGUUCUACACCAGACCAGUGGAGCCAAACUGCAGCCCAUCAUCAUCCUCAUCUGGUUGUAAGUAGGCAAUCUAGUAUAUUAUUAGUGACACUAAUCUAUAAUUUACCUCACAUUAAAGGGACACUAUAGUCCCCAGAACCACUUCAGCUUAAUGAAGUGGUUCUGGUGUCUAUAGCUGGUCCCUGCAGGCUUUUUAAUGUAAACACACACUGUGUGCAGCACUGGCGUUAGUUUAUAUGGCAGAUCAUAUGGGUGGGGCAUAUGAUCUGCCAUAUGCCGCCCCCCCAUGUUGUCAGAGCGCAGGCUGAGAAUCUCUGAGCCUGUGCUCCGACUCACUAACUGAGCGCCAGAACCACGAGGGAGAGGAUAUAAUCUGACUUCACCUACUGCUGGUGCGCACCAGUGGACCACCAGCGAAUCGUUUAAAUUGAAUAUGCUGGUGUCCCCAACUUGUUAGCUGUGUUGGCCGCCAGGCACCUCUGUUGUCAUGGCACCCUGCGUGACCGCACAGCUUGCACACCCCAAUGGCUCGCCCUGCUGACACACACUGAUGUUACUUUUUAGAAAUCCCUCAAUAUUAAUACAGACAGAGUAAACAACAAUAAACUAUGGAAACAGAGCAAAAGUUGGUCCAAACUCUUGUAAAUUAGACUUUUGAUUUGGUAAAUUCAUAUAUACAAUAUACGCCUACAGAAAAAUUGUCAAUGUAAAUCUGUAGGUAAAUGUUUUGCUUUCUUAAAUGGAAUCUAUCUGGAGAAUAUUCAUUCUCCUCUUAGAAUGUUUGUUUUUUGUUUUACUUAUUUAUUUUAUUUUUGGCACUGGUGUGGCUCUUUAAUGUCUGCUUUAUAGCUUCCUCUCAAAGUGCCUUUACUGAUCUUAAUUGUUUAAACAGCUAUCUCAAAACCAUCAAAUAAACAUGUGAUAAAACACAAUACAAAUCACACAAAAUUUGCAAAUGAUUCCCCUUAAUAUUUAUAAAAGAUAAAAUACCAGUUAGUAAUCAGUUAACUCACAAUUUUAAUAAAGUUAAAGGGAGCAAUAUAAAGUACAAGUAAAGAGCCCGUGGCUUGACUUGAAAAACCUAAAGCCGAGCUUCAAGAAGGGGAAUACCACUUAAAUAAGUACAAAUUUAGAAAAAACAAAUCCCUUAAAUUCAAAUCCCCUGUGUUCUGACGGAGCUUUAAUCCAGGAUUCUCACAAUUUGACUUUUUUUGAAAAAAAAUAUAUUAAGGGGUUAACAUUAAUUUAAAUUAACAGAAAAAAAUAAUGGUUCAUGAUUGUUGUAUUUUAUCUUUUAGGUAAAUAUUCCUGUGGAAGAUCAAGUGCAGUGAUGAUAUCAUGGCAAAGUAUACUUUAUUCUGUUGUGACUGGGAAGGUGGCAAUUUAUCCAAUACAAAAACAUUAAAAAGCAAUCCAAAGAAAAAAAAAACAGUAAAUGUUUCAACUAUGUAUUUUAUUACAAUGUGUAGGCAAAUUGAGUUAUUGAAUUCAGAGCAGGAUUAACCAUAAACCGACGUAAGGUGGCUGCCUAGUGGGAGGGCCUGGAAUUGUGAAUUGGCUUGGUCCCACUUACCCAUAGACAUGUGAAGAAUGAAGAUGGGGCCCCACACUGCUAACCUGCCUAAGGUCCAAUCAGCUCUUAAACUAUUUAUAGACCAUUUAUAGAAUUCAGUAGAUCCUUUACAGUCUAAUAGAAUUAGAAUACAGUGAUUGCUUUUAGGAACUGGUCACAAUAAUUGAAAUCCAAACAUUUCCUAAACAAAAUAUCAUAAAAUAACUUAACUGGUUGAGCAUAUCACAGACCAAUUGCCAUAACAUGUUUAAAUCACCACAAAGCAGAGCAUCAGCUAGUGUUUUUUGUACAUAGGCUUUCUAUCAUAGUCUCUACAGAAUAGAAACACAAAUCAUUGUUAUCCCAAGAUGAUCAUGAUUAUUGUGUAAGAAAAUGCAUGCACUCACACAGUAGAGAGGUAUUAACUAUAUCUUACUAGUAAUUGUGUCCUGGGCUACAUAUGCAAGUGAUUUGUACUGAGAAAAUGUUUCCGUGCUCAGAGUUCUCUUAUAUUUUAAGCAACCCACAUAGGAACAGCUAUUAUGGUUUUAUCCAAUCUUUUAGUUUCUGUUUUAGCUUAUUUGGCUAAUUCCAAAGUCUACUUAAGUUAAAAGGAUGAUCCAGAUAUUGACCAUGUCAAUCAACAGUCUCAAUUUUGGCAGGACUAGGGAGCUGUCCCCAAAAAGAGUAGCACAAGAGCAUAAUUAGAUGCACUUGAGUUUUGGAUUUUAGAACCUUGCAUAGUACACUGGUACAGAACUCUCUGUAAGUCCUGCCCUCAGUAGGCUGGCCUGCUUUAUUGGUGGCCAGCAGGCUGAACUGCCGGUAAUUUGGAUGGACCUGCCACCUUGGGUGAAUACCAUUAGGUCACUAGCUCAUCCCUUUACCCCCUUCUCACCUGUAUCCCACUCCAAAGAUGCAGGGUAUGCAUAGACCCCUUGCUUAAAGUACCUAGUGAGAUAUACAUUAUACCUCACUGAAAUCAUUUAUCUCGGUGUCUAGUCUUUAUCACAUCUAAAACUCGCAUUGUGUUUUGAUUUGUAGCAUCUGCGUUUGAAAAUCUGCAACAUGUUUUCCUGUAGCAGAAUGGAAACUAAGGCCCAAAAAAUGUUUGUUAUCAAUUGUAUACGUUCCCUAUUGUAUGUUUGAAAACUGAUCAUAGAAGAACUAUGAUGGUGACUUAGCUGCAAACUGUUUUUACCAGUUUAACUGGCUUUUGCAAUAACUCUUACAUAUACUCAACAUUGACAUUUGAGAAAAUUGUAUGUUAAACUCCAGUUUCAAAAUUUAGCCUUGAGUAUAUUAACGUGGCUAAACAUCACAUGGAGAGCUAUGUCAGAUAUUCGAAUGAGUCAUGUUUGAUGCAAAAUGCUUAUCUCUAUAUGUACUUUAUCUAAAAGUUUGCAAAGAAUACAACUAUCACUAUGAAUAGCAAAUAAUUGUAUCAAUACAUUUUUUUUUCACAGGUAGACCUUGAUGCAUUAUUUGCACCUCAUUGUGCUAUUUAUUUCCUUUAUAUAUUAUUUUCACUGGAAGGAGACCAUGGUGUCAUUGCAAUGACCUGCUCUUGCAUAUUUCUUUGCUUGCUUUUGAUAAUUUGCAGAUCAAAUCAAACCCAAACACAUUUUCAUUUCGGCAGCCAUUUCCCAUCUCAUCCGAAUGUGCUAAAGUUUUAAGGACUAAUGAUGAGUGUGCAAUAAAAAACAUAUUUCACUAUAUUUUAAGAUUGUGUACAGGACCGGACUGGGGAUUCCAAAGCAGCCCUGGAAAAAAAAUGAGAGAUAUGUGUAUAGCAACUGCCCCCCAUACACACACUGCCCCCCAUACACACACACUGCCCCCCAUACACAGAUUCCUUAUAAAGGCUUCUCCCAUGCAAGGGAGGGAUUUACAAUAAUUGGGAGAGUAGCCAAUAGUACAGUAGUUACCUCCCAUACAUCUCCUCCCUUCAGUGUGACACAUAAUCCACUUAUCUCUGUAAUAGUUUUACCCGGUUUCUGGAUGUACCCUAAAACUGUGGGGUACAAUUAUCUAAGUGGCACCCUCUGGUAGCCCUGAUCUGGGUGACUAACAUAUUCAAAAUUCACCCAGUUUGGGCCAGGGGUUCGGGAGUUAUGGGGGAAAACCAAUUUGAGGUGGUAGCCGAAAAGGGCUCCAUGUGUUUUGGCCCUACGGUCGGUCUCCAUUUGGGAGAUAAAACAUAUAUAAAUCUUUGCCAUCCACUAAUAAAACGGUGUUCGUAUGAAUCCCCUUGUUCGUUACGUUGACUUCACCUAACGAGGGGCUGGUUGGCCCCUCCGUUCGGGAGUUACAGAGCUCUGGAGGACUCAGCAGUGUUCGGGUAAUCGAGUGUUCGAUUUGAGUUCCAGACACUCGAGGACCAAACACCGCUGAGGUUUUGUGCGUAAGAUGGCCGCCGCCACGUGUUCGUAUGCCACCCAGCUACAGCAAUAAAGUACCGACUGAUUUGCGGUUACAAAAGUGUGAAAGCCUAAUAAGGUACACACUUCUCUCUGGGGUGGUCUAUUGGUUCGGUAGUUUUCAUUCGUAUGAGAUACAGAUGAAAACUACCGAACAAACAUACGAAUAAUACAUACAAUGUUAAUCAUACAGGGAACUAAAACAAACAAAUUGCCUUUUUAACCUAACCCUUGAGGACAGUCCAGUGCCAUCCGCUACAGAUAUGUUGAAAAAACAUUCAGUUUUAUGAAUAUACACCCCUCAGACAUGCUUAGUCUGCUAUAGUUAGAGUUCUAACAUCAUCUAUUGGCUUUUGCAUUCGUCAGUCAGUUCCUGUACAUCCAGAAAAAUUAACCUGUCUUUUGUUCAGCCUACUGAGGCUGUCAUUGCUUACCAGCAUCAGGGAGUGCAGUUAGAUUUGAUUGACUUCUCAAUCUAUGUAUCUAUAGGAUUAUGGUGUUGAACAAGGAAUACAUAAUACAAAAUCUGCUAAACUGCAUCAUAAUCACCCUAAUUUGGUAUCUUUAAAUAUAGAAAUAUCACAUACGGGCACCAAUUCAGGGAAUUAUCUACUAAACAGUUAAAGGAUCAAAAUUUAAAAAGUCCUUUUCUUAUUUUCAGUUAUUUAGUAUAUAAAUCCCUUAUUUGUUAUCCUUAUUUGGGAUUGCAAUAUUGAAGGACACCAAAUAAGGGAGCUAUCUACUAAACACAUACACAGAGAUUCACACACAAUCACACACAUAAUCACAGAUUUCAACAAACACAAUCACAGACCCACACACAUACAAUCACAGACACACAAUCACAUAUACAUUACAUACAUACAUACACACAUUUAAUAAUUAAGAGGUCCCCCCAAUCUCCCUACCUUGCUCUAGAAGGGCUGGAGUGAGUCCCUGGUGGUCAGUGGUUGCUUCUGGGAUCUCUGUGCUCUUCCUGCACAGGUCCCUCGCACACCCUGUAAUGACGCAGAGGUGCGAUGACAUCAUAUGCCGGCUGCCGGCUCACUGCAGGGUGAAGACCGUCAGACACAGUGAGAUGCACACAGUCCCACACACAUAGUCGAUCACACACAGUCACAGACAGUCUCACACACACACAUACACACAAUCACAGGCAGACAGUCACACACACACACACACUGUCAAAGACAGUCACAAUCACAGUUACACACAGCACACUCUCUCACUUACAGUCAGCUUGGGCUGAAGGAGGAGUGGAUUCAGUCCCUGGUGUGUGGUAGUUGGGGAAGCAGGGACUCUUUCCUGCUUCCCCUCUGUGUGCAGAAUUAAGAGGCUACCUUUAGCUCAGCCCCGACAUCCAUCUUGGCCCUGCCCCAUGGCCGUUCUUGCCCUGCCACCAACUCUCCGUGCAGGUCUCGUACUCCUGCUCCCAGCCCCUGCGUGUGUGAGCUGUGUUGGCUGCAAGGCGCCACUGGUGCUAUGGCAACCCAUACAGCCGCACAGCUCACAGAACCCCAAGCCUGGCCAGUCAUGGUGUCACCCCCCUACCCCAUGGCUCCCGGGGUGGACCACCCCCCCUGCUCCCUCCUUAGUACGCCACUGAGUCCCGGGACAUGUUCCUCAUUUCAAGACAGCCAUCCCAGUACCUAGGUGGCUAGAAAUAUUUAUUUACUUUAUUUCUGUGUCAGAGUGUCAUUGUGUGUAUCUGUGUGUGUAUAUCACUGUAUGUUUCCAUGCUUGUAUGUGUCAUUGUGCAUGUGCCUUUGAGUGCAGACCACCCAACUGACCUGACUGAACCCACAAGGUAGGAGUGCAUCAUUAAAUUCUAAGGUGCUCAGGAAGCACUUCAGUAGCAGAUCAUUAGUGUAGAGGACACAUUUGUGUUCCACUCUUCUUGAAUGCCAGUGGCUUGUCUAAGUGCUGUGCUUCACAAGGGAACAUGAAAAAGACACACACUGGGCCUAAACUAUGGUGGCAGCCGCCACGACUAUGUACCAAUAACCAUAUUCCAUCAUAUCCUUAAAUUUAAAUUCUUUCUCAUCUACUUUUUCCUUUAUUUGUUUUCAACACCUCAAUGCUUCCCCACACACAAUCUGUCUUAUCUAACCCUAGAUUCUCUCUUGUAGCCUGGGCCCCAUACAGCAUUUCAACAGCUACUCCCAGCACCAAACCCUGCAGGAACAGCCUUAAGCAGAGGUAGCAUUUCUGGAUGAUCAUUGGUGGCUGUCAUCCUUGCUGCCCUGUUGUGUAUUUGUACCCCACCUCAUCUAUACUGUAAUCUCGUUUGAGCAGGGUCCUCAUCUACCUAUUGUUCCUGUGUCACUGUGUAAUUGUCUCAUGUGUUGUAAAUUUUCUCCCCUUUCAUAAUAUUGUAAAGCGCUGCAGAAUUAGUUGGCACUAUAUAAAUACCAAUAAUAAUAAUAAUAAUAACCAAUGAGAGGGGAAGGACAAGUAGCCGGUCUAUUCAUUAACCAUGCCUCUUCAUGCUGUCACACAAUCAGCAAGCGGAAUGAGCAGGCAGUGCACAUACCUGUAUUGUUGGGUAUCUUUCCAUGGAGUUUGACACCAGAGGAGAGAGAAGAAGGAAAUGGCUCCAGUAUUCAACACCAUUGGACAGAUUAAUCAGACACCCCAAAACCAUGAAAUGCCCAGCUGCCCUUUAUAGCUACUCCUGACAUCUAUCCAUCAGGGAAAAAGGAUAUUGCAGACUGUAAAAAUUACACAGACACAUAAGGCACAGUUUUUUCUCAACACAUAUAUAUCUCUUACAGGUGUAUCUUACAGGUGUAAAUUUGCAAAUUAACUCUUCCCCAAGAAAAAAUAUCAUCAGCCUACAGUUUUCCCCCAUCAAAACAUUUAUUUACAUUUAUCUGGUGGGGCUCUAUCCAAAGAGUCCCUAUGGACAAGCUUCAACUGGCUGGGAACUUUGUGAUUGUAUCUGUGACACAAAUACUGCAGUCUAUGGCCGUUUACUGGUCACGGGUCAUUUUGGAAACUACCCCGUACUUUGGUUUAAAAAAAAAAAAUGUGUUUAAAACCAUUGCUAAUAUAAUCUGCAAAAAUGCAAUAUGAAGUUUGAAACACAAUGUAUAACGGUAGGAUGAGUUUUUGAGUUUCUAUGCCCAAGAAUGACUUCACAAGGUCUAAUGUGAGAUAUGCAGGUGACACAUAACAGACAUUUUUCCAUUUGCACUCUCAGGAGUUUUAUCAUGUUUAGUCUCACCACAAUCAUAUUGGUAUCUAGCUCUCAGAGAAACUUCAACAUCCGUACCAGAACCAACAACGUACUAAUGUAACCCACAAGGUCAAAACUGCUGUUCAUGGCUGGUUUCUGGUCUCGUGCUUUUAAGCCACAGCUUUGCUUUGGUUUUAAAAAAGUUGUGUUUAAAACACCAUUGAUUGCUAGGGUAUUUGUUGAAAUGCUGCAUAAAUUCUGAAACAUGAUGCCUGUCUAUGCUAAUUUGCAUGUCAAGCUGGGAACGCAGGGAUAGCUGUGGAAACAAGAUUUCUCGAGUUUUUGUGUCAAAGGAGGUGUUUUCAAGAUUCAUCUUGGGAUAACUUUGUUUCAAAUGUUGGCGACUCUGCAUACCUGAAGUUAAGUGGGAAGAGUUAAAGGGACACUAUAGUCACCAGAACAAAUACAGCUUGAUGUAGUUGUUCUGGUGAGUAUAGUCAGUCCCUGCAGGUUUUAAAGGACCACUCUAGGCACCCAGACUACUUCAGCUUAAUGAAGUGGUCUGGGUGCCAGGUCUAGCUAGGGUUAACCCAUUUUUUUUUUAAACAUAGCAGUUUCAGAGAAACUGCUAUGUUUAUGAAUGGGUUAAGCUUUCCCCCAAAGCCUCUAGCGGCUGUCUCAUUGACAGCCACUAGAGGCGCUUGCGUGAUCCUCACUGUGAAAAUCACAGUGAGAGCACGCAAGCGUCCAUAGGAAAGCAUUGUAAAUGCUUUCCUAUGUGACCGGCUGAAUGCGCGCGCAGAUCUUGCCGCGCAUGCGCAUUCAGCCGAAUGGGCGGAGAGGAGGAGGAGAGGAGGAGGAGAGCUCCCCGCCGAGCGCUGGAAAAAGGUAAGUUUUUACCCCUUUCCCCCUUCCAGAGCCGGGCAGGAGGGGGACCCUGACGGUGGGGGCACCCUCAGGGCAAUAUAGUGCCAGGAAAACGAGUAUGUUUUCCUGGCACUAUAGUGGUCCUUUAACCCCUUAAGGACCAAACUUCUGAAAUAAAAAGGAAUCAUGACAUGUCACACAUGUCAUGUGUCCUUAAGGGGUUAAAUGUAAACACUGGCAGCUGGAAAUAAGAUUGCAUUUCAUAUUUUUUAAGGGGGGCAAGUAGGGGUCACUGACCUUUCAUGUGUAUUUUUAACACUAUAGCGUCAGAAAUACAUGUUUGUGUUCCUGACCCUAUAGUGUUCCUUGAAAUUCUAGUGGUGAUCUUGAAACUUAGUAAGUGUAGUAAUCCACAUGAAACUUCAGAACUAAAAUAUUUUGAUAUUUUAUGGCAGACGAGGGCAAUAUAAAGGAAAAAGCUGGCCAGAAAAUAAGUCCCCAACUAUUACAUAACUACAGCUAACAGCUGGUAAGGCUACAUUGGAGCGUCAGUUCUGCAGCAGCUGAAGAUCUACCUUUUUAUUACCCCUGUUAUAGGACAGUCUACAUGGCCAUACAAAAAUGUGGCUCUUUAACACUUCAAACUAUAAUGCUCUUUGUAGUUCUGAUAGGGAAGUGUGGUGAGGGUCAAAACAAGAUAUAUAUUUGACACUAUAUUUGUAGCACUUACAAAUAUAUUCGCAUGUAUAUUUUUAUUUUUGAUUUAAAGUUAUUUAUUUAUGUUUUUUUUUUACUUCACUUAGAUCCAGCCUUGGCAUGGGUAAAAAUAAACAUUUCUCUUUUUAUCCCAAAAGUACACAGGAAUUUCUCUCAUUGCUCUCCUGCCUGCUAGUGUUUCAUAUUUGAGAUUCUAGAUAUCCACUGCUUGGAAAAAAAAAUGAAGUGUAUGAUUGAAAAUGAUCACAUUGGUUUACUGUAAUGUUAUUUAUAUUUAUAGUUCCUUGACUUUUGUUCUUUUUACAUAUAUUUUUAUAGAUCUUAUGAGCACAUGGUUCCAUCAACUAAAUCAAGCCUGGAUGACUUUGCCCUUGGCUUGGGCUGCACAAUGUCAGCGGUAAGUAUCGUAUUUUCCGACGUAUAAGACGACUGGGCGUAUAAGACGACCCCCAACUUUUCCAGUUAAAAUAUAAAGUUUGGGAUAUACUCGCCGUAUAAGACUAGCCUCUUCCAAUGCACACCAAAUAAAAAUUAGCCAUGAUGUACAGUGAGCAGACAGAGCUACACAGCAAGACAUUAAAUAAUGAUAAUCUGAAAUAGCAUUUAAAACGCAGGUAUGUGCCAGGCUGUUUGGGCAUAUAAUCCAUGCCUGCUGGUCUAGCACACAGGAGGCUAAUUGCAAUAUAUUCUUUUUACUCCCCCCCUCCAUUGUUUUUACCCCUCUCCAUUCUUUUUAAUCCCCCCCUCCAUUCUUUUUACUGCCCUCCUCCAUUCUUUUUACUUCUCCCCCCCCCCAAUCCUCCCUUCAUUCUUCUCACCUCCCCUUCCCUGUGCAGAGUGGGUGGCAGAGCUCCUCUUCGUCCUGUCAGUGUGUCAGUGUGCACUUCCUUUCAGUCCGGCCGGGAACAGGUAACUGAAUCUCCUGUACCGCGCGGUACCCGGAUGGACGGACAGGACGAAGAGGAGCUCAGCCACCCACUCUGCACAGGGAAGGGGAGGUGAGAAGAGAGGCAGUGCGGCAGCCAUUAGAGGGGCCAGCGAUGGGGGCGCAGGGCACCCCCGGCAGCCAUAUAGACCCUAUACCCAGCGUAUAAGACGACCCCUGAUUUUGGAGAAGAUUUUCCAGAGUUAAAAAGUCAUCUUAUACGCCAGAAAAUACAGUACAUACUGGCAACAUCCUUGUAACGACAAUACCCUACAUUUCAUGCGUUAUACCUACAGGUAAUUUUAUGAAAAUAAUCUGUAGGUAUAAAGCAUGACUGAUUUCUAAACAUUUGUUGUAGUUUAAAGACACAUUACUAUUAACAUUAUUGAUGAGCUCAGGUAUGAAUUCGGACACUUUAAGAAUACUAAGCUUCUACAAAGAGAUUAGAAUGGAAAAGAGGGGCAGAGGGAUUUGGGCUCCAAAAAGACACUGUGCCGCCUAAAUAGGGACAGUUGGGAUGUCAGCAUUCGUAUAUUAACUGAGUAUGUAUGACUAUAUUUUCAUGAAGACCUGCUUGUGUGCUUACCAAAAGACCUGAGUUAUAAUCUAAGAAAAGCUAAUCUACUUUCAUAAAUCUUCCCUCUCCAUGGUCCAUUUUUUUGGACAGUUCGUUUUAACAUGCACACAUUCUGACCCUGGUUGGUGAGAGAGUUUGAAUAGUAACCCCUGUUAAGGAAUAUUCCAAGGCAUAGGCGGGAGGGAGGAGCUAGGCUUCCCCUUGCAGAUACACUCCAAGUACUGCCUGCAAGGGUUAAAAAUCAUUAUGUCUGUCUCCAGACAUAAUUUUUGCUCAGGGUUAACAUUCAGCAGCCCAGAACAGAAUCUAUAUUUUAUUGUAUGUUUAGUGUUUCAAGUUGAACAUACACAUAGAAAAUCCUAUUACCCUGAUAACUUCUAAAAGCAGAAGUGGUCAUGGGGUUGGAUUAACCCUUUCAAGGGACACUCCAUUGUCCAGAUACAAGCUCAAUAAAAAUCACUGUUUAGAAGAUAUACUCAAAAUGAAAACAUGUAUGUAUUUAAUUGUGCAUUUUUUUUCUUUGGGGUCAUAUCCAAAAACAGGUUGCAAAACCUGCAGUUCUCUUGGCUGCAGCAUUUGCAAGUCCUCCCAUCCUAACCCGGCCCCAGCUUUCUGUAGCUGUCCAAUCAAAGAUUUCCUAAUGCAGCUCACUUACAAAUCUUUGCAAGCCGUGUGCUCUAGGCAAUUGCUGCCUCUUGAGUUUAGCUCCACUGAACUAACCGAACCAGGAAGUAACUGGACUUGUUGUCUGCUUGAAGGCCAGGGGGAUGUAACCAGAUUGAUUUGUAAAGGUGAUAAUUUCUAUUGAAAUGUGCAUUUUAAAAAAAAUAAAAUUGUACACACUCUUCACACAUUAAGUUUUUCAACAAGCUAAAGUGCUUUAGGGGACUGGAGUGUCCUUUUAAGUGCAUAUGAUAACUUUUUGCUUCACUAUUAUGCUGUUGUUUUCUCCCUGUUCAAAUCUCUUUUCUCUAGUUUUGCUUAAAAAAAAUAAUAUAUAUAUAUAUAUAUAUAUAUAUAUAUGUAUAUAUAUAUAUGCUUUGCUGCUUUCUGCACCAUAACCUGCCUCCUUUGCUACGCUUCCACUUUUCACAGGCCACGUAGCAGAACGGACUAUACCUAAAGGAAAAUUGUUAUUCUGUAACUUCCCAGCCUGGCCUGAACAAUACACAGGUAUUCCAUCUGGAGAUAUUAACAAGAAACCAUCUAGGUUUUAAUGAGCACAUGUUUAGUGCAUUAGAAACAAUGCUACUCAUUCCUAAUUUUUAAGGGUUCAAUAUAUUUUUCAUAUAAACAAUGUGCUAUGCUGCCUUCCACAAGAUCCUAAAUGCUUCUGGUUCUGGAUUAACUAUCUCUGCUAAGUUUCAUUGUCCAAAGUAAUGGCUAAUUUGUAUUUUUUUUUUUUUUCAUUUAUCUGGUUUUUUUUUUAAGUUUUUUAACGUUUUUAAACAAAACGCAAAAGAUAAACUUAAAAUAAUAGUUAAACAGACACUUGCUGACAUGAAAGCUAUUUAAAUUGUAUUAGUUGAUUGAGGAGACAAAUUACGAGAUACUAUUUCACAUAGAGAGUCCAUGAAAUGGAUCUUGUCUGAUUUCCAUGAGCAAAUACAGGGCAGAAAUAAUAAUGUGAUAUGUAAUGUUCUUGCAGGCCAGAGGGAUGCUUCCUGUAAAUAGCAUUAUUUGCAUGUAAAGAAGGGUAAGAGAUAACUUAAAGGGACACUAUUGUCUCCAGACAACUUUAGCUUAAAGGGACACUCCAGGCACCCAGACAACUUCUGCCCAUUGGAGUGGUCUGGGUGCCAACUCCCACUACUCUUAACCCUGCAAGUGUAAUUAUUGCAGUUUUUUAUAAACUGCAAUAAUUACCUUGCAGGGUUAACUCUAGUAGACAGCCACUAGAGGGCACUUCCUGUGCUAGAGCAUCGCUGGACGUCCUCACGCUGUGUGAGGACUUCCAGCGUCGCUCAUUUCCCCAUAGGAAAGCAUUGAAAUGCAUUUUCAAUGCUUUUCUAUGGGGAGGACUAAUUCGCUUUAGGUCUCCCCGGCCGGUUGGCAGGAUCAGAGGGAGGAGCGGCACGGAGAAAGAAACAGCGACGUGGGACAUCGUCGCUGUCUCAGGUAAGUUACUGAAGGGGUUUUCACCCCUUCAGCAACUGGGGAUUGGGGGGUGGGGUGGAAGGGAGAGGGGGCCUGCAGUGCCUUUAAUGAAGCAGUUUGGGUGUACAGAUCAUGCACCUGCAGUCGCACUGCUGAAUUCUCUGCCACUUAGGAGUUAAAUCACUUUUGUUUCUGUUCAUGUAGCCCUUGCCACACCUCCUUGGCUAGGAAUGACACAGUCAACAUGAAAAAAAAUUGUUUAAUUUUUAAUCAGAAGUUACCUUACUUUAGAAGUUGCUAUGUCCUGCUGUGUAAAUUUAACUUUAAUGACAUACAGAAGGCUCCAGGUAGAUCUAUCAGGCUAUUAACAGUGCAGGAAAUAAGAUAUAAGAAGAUCUAAAUCAAACAGACUGUACAGUACAAGAAGUUUCAAUAUUAGAGCUUACUUUGCAAGAAGAGUUUAGGAAGGGUGUGUAAGGUGUGGCUACAUAAACAGAAACAAUUUAUUUAACUCCUAAAUGAAGAGAAUUGAGUUGCAAGACUGAAGGGUCAUGAUCAAUACACCAAAACUGCUUCAUUAAACUACAGUUGUUUUGGUGACCUUAAUGUCCCUUUAGCUCCAGGAAUAGAGAUAAUCAAAUAGUUUUUUUUUCCAAAAUGAGGGUAAUUUAUUACAUGACCACCAAAUGUGAUACAUUGAUCCUGUUUGGAGGAAGGCAAGUUGAAGUCAAGGUGGAGUUCUUAUGAGACAAUUUAGAGGGAACCAUAUCCCAGUUGUAAAUGGUUUUCCUGUGCAAGUUGAUAUGGGAUGGGACAUACAGCAAAAAAUCUACUUUGAGUCCCUUUUCUUUUUUCUUUAGGUACCAUGAAUCAACAGAUUUUCUUCACUUUCUUCGAUAUGAUCUUGCAUAUGUCCAAUACGUUAAAAUACUGUCUUCUAGCCCUAGCAAUAGCUUUGUUCCUGAUUGCACUUUUGAUUUUAGCCUGGAAGCUGCAUCAGUAUUAUUCUUACAAAACAUCUAUUACCACAAAAGGUAAGUCACUUGAUAUUGUCAAAAAUGUACUCACUGGUCCUUUUACAUGAAUUGAGCAUUUUUUUAUCUUUUACAAAAAGGAUCAAUGUUUUUGAUCAAGCUAUAACGAAUAAUAAAAUCCUUAUUAGACAUUGAGCACAGUUACAGACAGAUAGAUAGAUAGAUAGAUAGAUAGAUAGAUAGAUAGAUCUGUAUUAUGUUGUCCAAUGAGCUUGGGGAUUCCCUGGCCCACUUUAUAUUUAUUAGAAUACUGUUGGUUGUAAGGAAGCAGGAGCACGGUGGUUGUCUUGUGUUCAGGCACCGAGACAGGGUGUACAAAAAGGAAGGGAAAGGGAUGAUAUUAAAUUAGGAACCCUACUCUAGAGAAAGACACAAUUUUUAUAGAUGAAAAGCCACAGCAUUGUACAAUUCAUCUAUGCCAAAUAUUUUGUGGAACUCUCCUAUUUUAUUGCAAAGGGCACCAAUCAAGCAUUCCUUCUUGAGUUGGAUGUUUAAUUUUUUUAAUUCCCACUUUGUUCUAAAUGAGCAGGGUAGUUAACUAUUCGGAAGGCACACUUUAGUGAAUAACCAUCUAGAUUCUUUACUAGCUAAUAAAUAUUCACAUGAAUUCACAUGAGGAUUUAAUAUUUUGGAUCAAUUUAGCUAAAUGUUUAAAAUAGGUGAACUGGAAUUUAUUUCACGAUUCAACUAUCAUAGACUGUCCCAUGAUGUUAACCCUCUAUAAUUUUGGACAGGUUAAAUACUCCUUAAAAUACCCACUAUAAUACCCUGGAUAUAUGAAGAACUUGGUCAGAAUUGAACUUGGUCAGAACUUUCCAGAAAUGUUAUUACUGCUCUUGAUAUCAGUUUUAAAGUUAUGCUUACAAAUAGUAAAAAUCUUAUUUUAUUUCAAAUAAUUAUUGAGGUCAUGGGUAGUUAAAACAGUUUAAUUUUAAAUGCCUUUAAAAUUGCUAUUUUUUAAUAUGUUCAAUUGUGUAACUUCACAGAAAAAUACUUGAAAGAGGGAUACAAUGAAACAAAAAAAAGUUCUAGUGUCUUGGUGAAAACACUUGCUCCAACUUUUAUAGAGCAAGUACGAAAAGAGCAAGAUUCGAAGGUGAGCACAAUUUUUGCCACUAUAUGGUAAUGUAAAUAGGUACUGUACAAUACGCUAUAAUAGUUUAAUAUUUUCACUUAUGUUGCUAUUCUGAACUUCUUGGAAAAUUAGUGUCAUGAAGAUCCGUAUUUAGUUUGAUAUCAAUGUUUAUAUAUAAAAGUACAAGACAUACUUGCCCCAGUCUGCAGAUGAUUGAUGGGAGUUAGCUUUCCAGACAGCAGAUGAUUGUGGUAUGCAGAAUGCAUACAGACACACUCACACUUGAUCCAUGGAAAAGCUGACCAAUGCAGACACGCUCUUCCUGGAAUUCCAUUGGCUGACAAAAUAUCUAGAGCCCAACAAGAGGUAUGGCACUAGCUGGAGGAACUGAGCCAACCCCUGUGAACAUGGUUUGACAGACCUGAGUGCAUUAUUAUAUUUUCUACCCAAGUCUCUAACUGAAUUGACUGCUACUUAUCCCUAUUCACAGCUGUAUUCUGAACCAUUAUAUCAAACAAGAGAUACAUUUACCAAUGUGGAAGGGCAGAUCCAGAAUACUAUCUCGGGAGGGACACUGUAAGAUUCUUUUUUUGCAGUAGAGUAAAUUGAAAACAAAAAAAUAUGCACUCAACAAUGCAUAAUACUGUAUGCUUUAUUACUGUUGACCUCUGUCAUGUAAUAUAUGUUGAAUAUUAAAUAUAUAUUAAGGGUUCCAAAGUAUUAAAGUGUGUUUGUAGAGUAUCCCUGUGUAUGUGAUUGUAGGGGUGUCAGUGUAUGUGAGUGCAGACGUGUGCAUGGCUGACAUCCUAUCGCUCCAAAAUGUUAAACCUGCAGGGCACAAUAACUUUCAGGGCGCAAUAAUCACUGCGGUUUAUUGUAGUGGUUAUGGUGAAAGGAGGAUAUGGGCCCCUUAUUUAUUUUAUUUUUUUUAUAAACUUUCCGAACUUCGUCUGCUACCUGCCAGCAGCUCUCUGACUUGCCUCCCUGCACACUCAAAUGUAUCACCUGGUGCUUCAAAUGGGUAAGCUGCCCUCACUGUGAAUGCUGUAAUGCAUCGCUCCCAAUAAUUGGAAGAGAAAAAUCAGUAUGCAGUGGGUGGGCCAUGAGCGGACAUCACCAGUAAAUCUGCCGCAUCACUAACACCAAUAAUGGAUGACCCACCCAGGAAAGGGGUACAAUGAUGAACCUGUCUGAAAAAGUUGUAAAGGCCCAACUGACAGGCUGCCUGUCUGGUCCUCCACCUUCAGAACUAUGUGUGGAGUACCGCUGAAGCACUCCUUGUAUGGUCUUAAUGCCAAAUGAACAGUGGGUGCAUAUCUAAUAAUGCGCUCACACUAUGCUGCUGUCCAGAGACUGUUUCAUGGUGUCCACCGAUGCAGUGCACCAGAGAAUUGAAAUGGGAUGGUGGGACAGAACACCAAAAUCAGGACUGUUGGAAGUGGGACUGUUGGGAGGCUAAUUAUGGCACAGUUCACAUUCUGCACUGCCAGACAAUGUUGUGUGUGGGGAGUUUUGAGGAUACUGCAGGAGGAUGCAACCAGUCAGCUGUUGGUCAGCUUGUCAACUUGGAGGGGAGCACUGCCUCCAGCAUGCCCCCUCUCUCUUCAUGCAGAGUGUUUGGGAACCCAGGCAGGAGUAUAAGCUGGCUCUUGAGAGAGAUCUCUGAUCUUCCCACUGACCAUACUGCCCCUCACAUGCCUGCCACUCUGAGGACAAUAAUGUAAAGUCUUGAGGGCCCUGAAUCCUCGUGGCCUUGUGGAAAACCCGUCCAAUUAGGUGAAGUAAAUUAUUUAGUACUAUUUAAAUGGAAGAUUCCCUGAUUGUCCAUUAAGAAUGUAGGUGUAGUGCCUGGAAAAGCAGUACAGUGUCUUGCAAAGGACAAACCAGAUUUUCUACGGAACAUGCCUCAGGGUGUUGUCUUAUUUUUAAUUAGCCAAUAAUAUGAAGAAUGUAGAAAAACAUGAUUUCAAAACAUCUAGUAAACCUCCUCCAUUGCAUUUUGUUCGAAUGUGUUCAAAAUAUAAAGCAAUGCAUUGUGCUGGAGGGAAUAGACAAAUCUUGGGUUUAAGUAUAAAUCUUUAUGAAAAAUGUGAAAAAAUAACAUAUUAAAAAGAAUGGCAGCUGUAUAAGUAUAAAAUAAACUGAACAGGGAGGACAGUGGUAAAUAAAGCAUUAUAUUAAUCCUCCACCUGCUCAAAAAAAGCAGAGACUUCACUUAAAAAAAACAUUUGGUAGUGCUAUUUAAGCCAAAUAAAGAUUUAGAAAACUGUCAGGUAAUGGUACUUAUUCUAAUUGUGAGGAGUGAAUAAUAAAAAGAUGGAUGUUUCUAAUAACCAUAUAAGGAUUGGGGUCACACAGAGCCCUCUUCUAUUACUGAAUAGUCAUUAGCCAGACACAAGUACCUCUAUCAAUUAAGCGUGCUGAAAAUGUUAACAAUGAUUUGGCUACAGGUCUAGCACAUCUUAAAUACAAGAUCAAUGUCAUCAGAACUGACUUUCAUUAUGUGGAGAUAAUAAAUAUAUUACCUCUGUGUCACCUCCUUGCUCAGUCUAGUUUGCACUUCCCCUAAUUCCAAGGGAGAGGUAUGUACCCUCCCAACAUCCAACAAUGUGGUUCCUAAUUCUAUCCCUUUUAUGACCUAUUAUACCUUCAUAUUAGUUCCACUCAUUAUCUAUACAAUUAAUUUUGUCCUUAGAAAUGCUGCCUUCCUUUACACCUGCUACUUUCAAAUACUAUAGUAUGGAUAUAGGUACUAUAUUUUUAUAUAUAGGGGGAUUUAUACAGAACAGUUGUGCACAUUUAAAAAUGAAGGGGUUAAUGACGUGUGUGUGUGUGUGUGUGUGUGUGUGUGUGUGUAUAUAUAUAUAUAUGUAUGUAUAUAUAUAUAUAUAUGUGUGUGUGUAUGUAGACCAUCUAGACUAUUUUUUUUUAAUAUUUGUAGUUUAUUACAUUUUUUUCAAAAAAUCAGAGAUACUGAAAGCAAAACAAGGAGGUGUACAGGGGGUAAAAGCAUAUGAUGAGAUCAGGGCUGCCCCCGAGUCUGCCCAUGGGGCCCAUUCUGAGUCUGCCCACAAGGAUGCCCUGUCUGUGUGGUGUGUAAAAUGGAUACAGAGUGCACAUUUGUAUAAUGGAUGUAGUUUUGUGUGUUUUAGAUAAAGUGUGUGUUUGUGUAGUGAAUGCAGAGGUUGUUUGUGUUGUAGUUUUAUUUUGUGUAUGGUGAAUGCAGUGUGUUUGUGUUGUGGUUUUAGUGUGUGUAUGGUGAAUGUAGUGUGUUUGUGUUGUGGUUUUAGUGUGUGUAUGGUGAAUGCAGUGUGUUUGUGUUGUGGUCUUAGUGUGUGUAUGGUGAAUGCAGUUUGUGUGUUGUAGUUUUAGUGUGUGUGUGUAUAGUGUAUGCAGUGUGUGUUUGUGUUGUAGUUUUAGUACAAAUAUGGUAAAUGCAAUGUGUGUUGUGGUUUCAGUGUGUAUAUGGUGAAUGCAGUGUGUGUUGUAGUUUUAGUGUGUGUAUGCUGAAUGCAGUGUGUAUGUUGUAGUUUUAGUGUGUGUAUAGUGUAUGCAGUGUGUGUUUGUGUUGUGGUUUUAGUGUGUGUAUGGUGAACGCAGUGUGUUUGUGUUGUGGUUUUAGUGUGUAUAUGGUGAAUGCAGUGUGUUUGUGUUGUGGUUUUAGUAUGUAUGGUGAAUGCAGUGUGUGUUGUAGUUUUAGUGUGUGUAUAGUGUAUGCAGUGUGUGUUUGUGCUGUGGUUUUAGUGUGUAAAUGUGUAAAAUAGGGCUGCAUGGGGGGGGAGAGAUUGCAUCCCUGGUGGUCUGGUGGAGGGAACCAGCCGCUGCACAACGUAGACGGGGGCCAGCCAGCACCAUCUUAACUCUCUAGCAGCUCCUGUGCCUGUAACUCUCGCGAGCUGUGCCUGUGUGCCGCGCAGAACGUUGCCAUGGUAACUCGUGACAACGCUCUGCUGGCUGCGGAGCUCAUGAGAGUUACAGGCACAGGAGCUGCUGGAGAGUUAAAAUGGUGCUGGCUGGCCCCCGUCUACGUUGUGCAGCGGCUGGUUCCCUCCACCAGACCACAAGGGAUGCAAUCUCUCCCCCCCAUGCAGCCCUAUUUUACACAUUUACACACUAAAACCACAGCACAAACACACACUGCAUACACUAUACACACACUAAAACUACAACACACACUGCAUUCACCAUACAUACUAAAACCACAACACAAACACACUGCAUUCACCAUAUACACACUAAAACCACAACAUAAACACACUGCGUUCACCAUACACACACUAAAACCACAACACAAACACACACUGCAUACACUAUACACACACUAAAACUACAACAUACACACUGCAUUCCGCAUACUGGCUGACCCCCGUCUACAUUGUACAGGUAGCCCGAGGUGAACAUAUAGAUAUCGAUAAUGAACAGUUGUCAUGCCCUGAUGGCGGCCCUGGAUGAGAUCAAUCCAUGACUUUUAGGUAGUAUUGACAACAAUACAACAAUAUAUUCAGUCAGUAAUCAACAAGUAUACAUUCGACGUACUGAGAGAACCUCGUUGUUCUGAAGCCUUUGUGGAGACCGAGGUGAUAGAAUCUACUUGGUUGAAUUCUUUGUUGGUUAAUGUGGAUCAAUAAUCCUUAAUUGUUGACUCCUAUGACUGUUUGUUUCUGUUGUGGUUGGUGUCACGAAUGCACCCUACUUUAAGAAUGUGACAUAAUUGUGGUGGUGACAGGGUUAAAGUUCACUAUUUGUCUGCACUAGACCGGAAAUAAUCCAAAAUCCCCCUUAACCACCCACACUUAAACAGAAUAAUAUAACUAUUACUAUUUUAACGCUGCCACCACCAAGACAAUUUAUAAAUGGAGUGCCUUGGUCCCCCAGGUACAUCAAUAAUAAAAACCCACCAAAUAUUACUUAGCACAAUAUCUAUGUAAUUGCAAAACACUAAUUAGUCUCUUCAUGCAGAACUUAAUAAAUGAAUGUUUAUUGUGAACAAAAAAUAGUCAGAGUGCAUCCAAAAAUAUAUGAUAAACAAAUUAUUUACACCAACAACAGAUAAAACCAAAAAGGCUAAAAUAACAGAAGUCCUAAUUAUUCACUUGGAUUUUCAAAGUAAAACUUCUGCACAGGGGGUCUCUGGCAAGGAAGGAUGAUGGUGACUCACUCAAAAUUAGAUCAAGUAAGUACACCCACACCCCUCCAUAUCAUUGGAUAUAUACCCUGUGGAUUAUCAAGUCUUGCCCAGGGUUGGAGUUAAGGCAUACCUAUAGAAAUAAUAAGUGACCACCUCCUUUGUCCCAGACCAACAUCAAUCCAAAUGGAAACAUUUGGUUCUAUCGUCUCUUAUGUAUCUGCCAAAGAAAUCAUAAUUGCAUCUGUGAAUUUGUUAUUAUUUUCCUAUUCCAUAGACACGUUGCACGCCCCACCCGCAUUUCAAUAGAAUGGACAUCACAAUUCCUGUCGCACUGUUUAAGUUGUGCAACUCAUGUUUAGGUUUAAUUAAAAGAUUGGGCUUGUCUCAUUCCAAAUAUAAUACAAAUGAGACUUAUUUAUUAGGUAAGUAUUAAUGUUACUCUUGGAGAUGAUACUGGAACACAAGGAUCUUAAUGAAACUAAUACCAUUACCAUAUCAAAGGAUUAAACUAUCAAUUGAGAGUUUCAGGCCAUAUGGUCAAAGUCAGUUAGUUUACAUUGAAACUAGACAAACAGGUGGCUCAAGUGUAAAAAGUCUCACCUUGCAGGGUCUUUGAUAGAUCAAAAGGACAAUCCUUUUCACACCUUGCAGAAGCCCCUUUGAUCAAUGGAGCAAUUUCUCUCUGCCAUUUGUCCUAUACCCAGGGGUCAAAUUAUUCAUGCACUACACAAGUUAUAUUAAAUAGCAAUAUUCCGUAGUGUAAUAAUAAAUUCUGCACCCUUGCCGUGACAGUUGGAAAUGCAGUAGAUUGGAUCACUAGAUUGUCAUAGGUGGGGGAGGAGACUCGGGGGUGGGAGGGGAGAGAGAGAGACACAGAUUUAUAGUCAUGGUCUUUAAGACUUUUUAGUUUUAUUUUGUUGUAUGAGGUGGAAGCUGUAUACAAUUUAGCCAUGUGACAGGCAGUAGGCAUGCCACAUUAGAUGUGUCUGGUUUCGUAUUGUGGCGGUAUACCCUCUUGAGGGUGGGUUACUACCGCCUGUGGUCACCCCUUCCUUGUUGUGCCCAGCCCUAGAGUGAUUAUAGCUGCUAGCCAGUGAUUAUAGUCGCUUGCAGAAGGGCAAUUGUUGCAUCACUUAAACACUAGUCGAGACCUAGUAAAGGGUGAAGAAGAACUGUUUAUUGCAAGCAAGAUACACAGUAUUUAUGCACCCCUAACAGGGGGUCUCCAAUUAUAGCAAUACAAAACAUAGACUUGCCCUGGCGUCGCUGAAUCUGGGAUAUAAUGGUAUCUCCCAGACACAGGAAGCAAAACACACAGGCACUCCAAAAUUACACACCAUACAGUAAGGCACCCCCACAUGCAAUACAUCCCCAAAUAGCUCCUGGUCCUAGCUAUGAUCCUUGCAAAUUGGGGAGUUAUCGGGUGUACAGAGCCCGAGAAAUCGUCGUACAAAGUCUGGGCUUGAGGCUCUGUACAUAUCCAAACAUAGCUCCACAGAAUCACUUGGUUUUGGCUGGUGAUUCAAAUUUCCUGUAUAAACAACGUGGCGGCCAAUCAGGAAAAAGGGUGCAAACCAAUUUGCACCAAUUGGUGCUCAGGGAUGGGGGGUGUUUCACCAGCCAAUCGGUAGAAAUGGUGUGAAACCAGUUUGAAUGGUAGCCCUUCUCAUAUUGACUGGCAUGGACUUCCAGGCGGUGUUAGAUUCCUUGGGGCUCGGGUCUCUCUCCGGUAGAUAUCUCCACAUGGGUAGUACCGAAGAGAGCGCUCUUGUGCGGUUAGCUUGUCACACGUAUAUUAGCCUAUUCUGCCCAUUGGAUGUGGCUAUUGGAAUCAUGUUAGGUCGGGCUGACUAAAAGUAUAAUCACCAAAUUCAUAACGGUGGUGGGGUCAACUUGGGAUUAGUGAUGACUUCUUGGCAUUAAUAUUCUGAUGUCAAGGUUAUGCGUGUGUGGUCAUCUCAAAUUGCUGACAUAGGGGAGUACCCUGUGACAGCCUCCCCUGAGACAACACUAGCUGCUGCUCUAUGACUGUGGGUAAAAUUUAUUUUCAAUAUAUACUGGCAUAUCCGAGAUGUUGUGUCGCCUGCUAUAUGGGACGUGAGUGCACAAACAUUCUAUCUUCCUACAAACCGGGGGGAACACCACAAUGUCACCCCUUGAUCCAAUAGGUUUCCAAUUUAAUGCUAGAAGAUUUAUGGUUGCUAGUAUAAUUAGAAUUGCGAUUUCUUUUUUUUUUGGACUCUGUGCACCAUAUGGCUGGAAACAAUAGUAAUAAGCCUAUGGAGGAUGUAAGUGGAAGGUCAGUUAUUUGUAGAGCAUUGUUUGUACAAUUAUCCACAGGGGAUGUAUGUCUCCACCCUUGUCUGUCGCCCUUUUGUGAACCCCUAUUGGUCAUUAUGGAUUAUUCAGGUCAAUAUUUUAGCUAGGCUAUAGGCUAUAAGUUUAGCGUAUAAUUUGGUGUCACAAUUUAAUAAGGAAAUCGGUCUGAAGUUGGGGCAGUGAUUUAGAGGUUUACCUGGUUUAGGUAGAGUGGAGAUGUGUUCCUGCAGCAUUUUAUCAGGCAUGUUACCGUGGUAGUAACAUUUAAUGAAUAGGUCUGUCAAGUGGGGUGUGAGAACAUCCUUGAACAUUUGGUAGUACAGGUUCAUGAACCCAUCUGGGCCAGGUGAUUUGUGUUUUGGCAAUUGCUGGAUAGUCUGUGCUAUUUCAGGGAGUGUAAACGGUUGGGAUAGGGAUUCUGUUUCUUCGGUCAUUAAAGGACCACUAUAGGCACCCAGACCACUUCAGCUUAAUGAAGUGGUCUGGGUGCCAGGUCCAGCUAGGUUUAACCCUUUUUGCAGUAAACAUAGCAGUUUCAGUGAAACUGCUAUGUUUACCUAUGGGUUAAUCCAGCCUCUAGUGGCUGUCUCAUUGAUUUUCACAGUGAGAAGACGCCAGCGUCCCUCAGGGCACUAUAGUGCCAGGAAAACUAGUAUGUUUUCCUGGCUCUAUAGUGGUCCUUUAAGUUUGGUAGAUUUCUUUCGUCCAGAAAUGAGUUCAUUUCAUUUUGGGUAGGCAUGUGUGUGUCUCUGUUUUUGCUAAGAUUAUAUAACUCCCAAUAGUAAUUUGCAAAUCCAUUCACAAUAUCUUAAGGGUUCUAUAUUUUGUGAUUAUUUUUGGAGUGUAGAAAGGCUAUUUUUGAUCAAGAGGUUCAGACUUGAAGUUGUGAGGCUAGAAUCUUACCAGCCCUGAGUUUGACUUUAGUCAGGAAAUAUGUAGUUUAGGCUAGUUCCAUGUCUCUCAGGCAAGUUUGAGUGCUUUAGUUCAGUGAGUCGAGUAAUUAGUUCAGUGUAUUCUUUCAUGCGCUGUUUUUUAUUAUAGCUAGAAUGUUGGAUGAACAGGCCCCUAAUGACUGGCUUGUGAGCUUGCCAUAAUGUUUCUGUCUAUGUCUCCUGUCUUAUUGAGGGUGAAGUAUGUAUCAAUUUCUGGCUUCAUUUCUGUUACUAAAGUGUGGCCAUAGAGAAGUGAGUCAUUAAGGCUCCACGUGCCUCUCCCUGUAUUCUGGUACUGUUCUGUCAGUGUGAGCGUGAUGGGUGCAUGGUCGGACCACGAGAAUAGACCUAUGUGGAUUGAGCACAUUUUUGUUGCUUGUGUGGUAGGAACAAUGAAACGGUCUAUCCUGGAAUAAGUAUUAUGGACCAAGGAGUGAUUAGUGUAGUCAUUUUCAGAAGGUGCAUAAUUCUCCAAAUGUAUAAGUAUCUGUGUUGGAGAAGUAUGCCUUGUAGGACCUUGGUAGACUAUAGUCUCUUUGUUGUUGUGGUUUGUUUAGCUGUGGAUGAAGACAUUGUGUCUAGAUCUAUGUCUAAAAGAAAAUUGAAGAUUAUAUUAGCUUUAGUGUACUAUGACAGGAGGCGAAUAUUUGCAUAUCUUUCUUUACUAAAAACUCCAGCAGCAUAGAAACAUAACAACCAAUCAGAGAAAAGUUAUGAUGCCCAUAAAAGGCCCUGUCUAUGACAUCACUUCCUCUUUCUUUGAAAGGAAACAACAAAAUCAACUACAAACUUAAACAUAAUAAACGUCAACAGUUCAAUAACAUCAUGAAUAUCCAACUUCAGACAUUCUGUGCUGUAGAGGUAUAGAAGGUGGAUCUUCAUUCACACUGCAAGAAAAAGAGAAAGGUGAAAGGUCUCUGGUGUGAUAAUUUGUCCGCAUGCAACUCACUGUAAGAGUCUGACAUAACCAAGGAUGUUGAGAAAUUACUGUAUUGUAUAUAUUAAUUCUAUACUUAUGUAUUUAAUAAAUCUAUAUAUCUACAACAUAGUCCAAGAUACAUGACCAAUUCUUUAUCCUAUACAACCUAUUCAAUAUACACGUCUAAGUCUUAAACAUACAAACCAGAUGUAGUUCAUGUCUUCCUGAACAUUAGAGGCGUAUUCUGGUCACUCGAAUAAGAUCUAGGGGGAUCCUAUAGGGUGGGAAAUAUUCGCCUCCUGUCAUUACUAAAAUUAAGGUUAUUAGUACACUAAAGCUAAUAUAAUCUUCAAUUUUACCACAUGACAGGAGGCUUCAUAUUUGCAUUUUUAAAGCUUCGAAUUGAUUAAUGUGAAGGAAGCGUGAGCUGUUUGUCUAAAGUAAAACGCUCUGAAUGUACUCUCUCGCGUCCAAUACGAGCAGCGCAUAAUGUCGGCUAGGGAGGCGCCGGCCAAUAGUGCUUGUGAGGCCGCCGCCCCUCUGACCGAGUGUGCUCCGAAGCAAGGAUCAACGCCCGCUAGCGAGAGUAGCCAGCGGAUCCAUCUAGCCGGUGUUGUCGUGGACACCGGUCCGUGAGGUCUUACGUAAGAAAUCAGUAGUUGGCCCGUCGAAUAAGAUCGAAGGGGGUUAGUGAUUUCAGUAUAGCUCAUUAAUGUUCUGACCAUGCAUAGUUUGGGGUCUGACCCAAAGUAUGGGUAUGACACUGAAGCUGAAUCUGACUUCGUUCGUCUCAAUAUGGAAAAGGUAACUCCUUCCGGUCUGAGAGAGAAACCAUCCACAUUGAACGCUCUAAUAUCUGCCACCCGUCGAAACGAGACAAGGCAUAACAAGAGGGCCAGUUUGGCUGAAAGUUGUUUCAGUGACAGGUAGGGGGUUGUCCGGCCAUUCCCUAAGGAAUUCCAGUACCACGUCCACCUGCCAGAGUUGUGAAUACUUGGGUGCUGGGGGUCUCGUUAAUUUGGCACCCCGAAGUAGUCAACAAACCAGUGGGUCUUGACCUACUGGUCUGCCUUGUAUCGGGACGUGUGCUGCCGAUAUGGCGGAUCUGAUCACAUUGAGGGAUCUAUAUGAUGUUCCCAACGAGAACAGAUGUGAUAGAUAGUUAAGGAUGAGUGGGACAGGGGCAGUAACGUGAUCGAAAUCCCUUUCAACACACCAAUCACUCCAGGCCGACCAGGCGGAAAUGUAGCAUUUCCUGGUGCCGGGAGCCCAAGAGUCCCAUAGGAGGUCUUUAGAUGAUUGCGAUAGGCCGUGGACUGACCAGGAACCCCUGAAAUCAUCCAGGCCACUAGCUCCAGCUGACCUUCUAGGACGAGGGUGUGUGCUUCCCCUCGAGGUCCCGUCAGGAGUAGCUGGAAGGUAGGAAGCAGAAGGGGGUUUUCGUGAGACAUCUCCAGGAGAUCUGGGAACCAUGGUUGGCUCUGCCAGAGGGGUGUUAUGAGCAGGAGCGAUACCUUGUGGGUACAUGUGUAUCAAAGUACCCGUGGAAUCAUGGAGAACGGUGGGAAAGCGUAUGCCCCUUAAGUGGGCCAGUUCUGUAGAAGUGCGUCACCUGCUUCACCUUUCGGAUCCGGAAGCCAACUGUAAUUCCUCAGAAGUUGAUGGUUGGUCCUGGAGGCGAAUAGAUCUAUUGUCAAUGGGUCUUUCCACCAUCGCAAUUCUUGGAAUAUCUCUGUGUUGAGUUUACAAUCGCUGUUGUCUCGCCAGUGGCGUGAGAACCAGUCCGCCGUCAGGUUGGAGAUUCCCGGUAGAUAUUCCGCCUGUAGCGUGAUGUUCCGUGUUAGGCAGAAUUUGUAAAUGUCUUUCGUGGCUUCUGUCAGGGCUUGAGACUUGGCUCCGCCUAGGCGGUUGAUGUACUGCACUGCCGACACGUUGUCCAUGCGGAGCAGGAUGCAGCAGUUUGACUUGUCCUUGGCCAGAUGGCAAAGGACCCCGCGAUCAGUUCCAGGCAGUUGAUGUGUAGGUUGGUCUCCUCCCCCUGCCUUGGACCUCCUGUGGAGGCGUUUGUACAGUGGGCGCCCCAUCCCCACAGGCUGGCGUCUGACUCCACAAUGAAGUCUGGAGAAGAGCCAAAAAUUGCCUUGCCAUUCCAGGCUUGAAUGUGUAGUAACCACCAUCGAAGUUCCGUUCUCACUUCCGUCGACAGAGGGAUCCAGUGGUCGUACGAGUGUCCAGUGUGUAGAUAUUCCGCCUUCAGUCGUUGCAUGGCCCUGUAGUGUAACGGGCCUGGGAAUAUCGCUUGUAUGGAAGAGGAGAGGAGUCCCACAAUCUGGGCUAACAUCCUGAGCGGUAUGGUAUCCAUCUUCAGCACCCAUCUGAUUUCUUUCCGUAUCGAGGCUAUCUUCGCCAGGGGUAGUCGUAGCACGCAGUCCUUCGAGUCGAUGUCGAAGCCGAGAAAUAGGACCGACUGGGAGGGAGAGAGAGAUGAUUUUUGUCUGUUCACCAUGAAACCCAAAGAUUCCAGCAAGUGAACGACAAAUUUCGUCUGCAAUCGCAGCCUGGUAGCGGAUUCGCAAAAGAUUAGCAAAUCGUCCAGGUAUACGAAACAUUGUAUGCCUAAGGUUCGGAUGUGAGCCAUCACUGGUCUCAGCAGCUUCGUAUAGCACCACGGAGCCGAACUGAGGCUGAAUGGCAGGUAUGUGAACUGGCAUAUUUGUCCUCUCCAUCGGAAGCUCAAUUGUACGUCCACUGGUACUGACAAGUACGCGUCUUUGAGGUCCAGAUGCGUAAACCAGUCGUUCUUGAUGAGAAGGUAUUGCAGGAGAUGGAUCCCUUCCAUCUUGAAGUGUCUGUAUAUUACGUAUGAAUUAAAUUGUCGGAGAUUGAUAACUGGCCUGUAGUUGCCUGUAUUCUUCUUGACCAGGAAGAUGCUGCUUAAGAAUCCUCCCCCUUCUGGUGUGUACUGUACUGCGCCUUUUAUGAAGAGUGUGUGGAUUUUGCUUUUGGUCCGAUUUCCUUAGCACCUAGGUCCAGGAGUUUACUAUCUAUGCGGAUCAACGCCGACUUGCGUCUUUCGGUGCAUAAUGCGGAGUUGACGUUGCCCAGAAGGCAUACUGCUCGUUGGGCCCAUUCACGUAUGAUGUUCGGGUCGAGUAGGGAGCCCUGGCUGAGUGCUAAAUCCGCAAAAUAGAGUAUCUUAGCGAUGGGGCCAAGUAAAUCCAGCACUUUGUCCUGUGCUGCCUUCAUGCCUUUUUCUACGCCCUUUCGAGGGUCUCGUCCUGAGCGUGACAUGAAGACCACUACUGUGUUGUCAAAUUCGGGCGUGAGGGCCACUUUAUCGGGAAUUAGUGGUCUGGGGCAUUCGGCCCUGAGGCAUGCCCGCACCUCUUUUUCUAGAGGCUUGCGCAGCCAGUAGUGUAUGAAACGUGUCAGGUGGUCUGGUAGGGUAUAUUCGGGGGACCAUGGAUGCCGGAUGGUACGUGGAUCGAAGAGCAUGCACGAAAUGAAAACUUUCGAAACCAUGGUUAUUGGAGAAAUAAACAAAGUUAAAGAAUUAAAUACAUUUCAACUCAACAUGUCCUUACAAGAGAAAAAUGUACUAAAAAAGAUGCAAAAAAAAUGAAAAUCUGAUUAUAAAACCGGCUGACAAAGGGAGAGGAGUAGUGGUCUUCUCAAAAAUCAAAUAUACACAAGAAUCUGAAAGAAUACUCUCAGACAGUAGCACUUUUCAAAAGUUAAGCUCCAAUCCCACAAACAGAGUUAAAGAACAAUUUGAGAAAUACAUACAAAAGGGCUGGAUAAGGGAAUACUAACAGAGAAGGAAGGAAGAUACUGGUCUAUUACACAUUCAAGAUCCCAAUGUUUUAUUAUCUUCCCAAAGUACACAAAAAUGCGUUAAUCCACCAGGUGGACCAAUUAUAUCAGGGAUCGAUUCUAUUUCCUCCAGAGUCUCCAAAUAUACUGACACUCUAUUACAACCUAUAGUACUGAGAAAUCCGGCCCAUCUCAAAGACCCUAUACAUAUAUUACAAAUCCUGGAGACGACUCAAUGGGAAGAGAAUAACCAUUUAGUCACCAGUGAUGUUACAUCUUUGUAUAGUAUUAUCCCACAUGAAGUUGGCCUCACAGCUGUGAAACAUUUUCUAAUUAAAACAAAUUUUAACAGAUGGAUUUUAAAUUAGAAAGCAUCCACCUCAUUUUAACCAAUCAUUUUUUUUUGGCUUCAGGAUGCUUUUUACCUCCAGAUCCAUGGUACAACGAUGGGCACCAAAUUCGCAUUGAGUUAUGCCAACUUGUUUAUGGCAUAUUGGGAAGAAAAUUUCAUAUUUUCUGAACAACCCUGGGUGUUGAAUUUGGUGUCCUAUCGCCAUUACAUAUUUUUGAUUUGGAACGGCUCUAAUUACCUUUUGGAUAUGCUCUUGUCUUUUUUAAACGAUAACAAAUGGGGUAUUAUCCUUACUAAAACACAUAGCCAAACAGACAUUAUUUUUUUAGAUCUUCAUAUUUUUAUACAAGAUGAACAUAUAAAAAACAGAAUUUUUUUUAAACCAGUGGAUGCCAACGGACAUAUUGAAAAGACUAGUUGUCAUCACAAACCUGGCUCAAUAAUGCACCCAAAGGCCAAUUUUUAAGAAUAAGAUAUAAUUGUUCGAAUAAACAAGAUUACAUAAGUCAAGCAAAGAAAAUAAAAGACCAAUUUCAGGGAAAAGGUUAUGAAGAAACCAAAUUAACAGCAGCAAUGGAAGAUGUGAGAAACAUCCCAAGAGAACAACUAUAGGACUACAAACAAAGAAAUAAUAGGAGAAUGAAUACAAAUGAGGCAUCUUUUAUAUGCACUUUCAAUGGUAAUAAUAAUAAUAAAGCAAACAGGGCUAUUCAAAAAAUAGCAUAUUUUACAAGGAGAUCCAGUUCUUAAAUAUAUUUUACCUAAACAACCAAAAAAUAUUAUAGACUAACUGCUAACCUCAAGAGAGGUUUAGUCCAUAAUGGUGAUGGCCCACAAAUAUGUUUUCCAUCUAUUGUAUGUAUUUUUGAAUAAUAAGAGAUUAUGUGCAGGCCAGUCACUUGUGCGUAGGUAGAGGGUAAAUGUGUAUGGGCAUAAACUUUCACCACUGAUAAACCACCCAACCACUUAUUUCCAAAAAUAAACAACCACAGGCUUGUUUUUGGAGUAAAUAGGCCACAGUUUUAUUAAACUAUACAUAUAUAAAUCUUUAAACUUCAACUUUAUAACAUAAAACAGUCUAUUUACAUAACUUACUUAGUAAAUAAAUAUCCAUCACUGAGUACCACCUUACCAACCAAAACACAUAACUUAGGGCAGCUGCCCUCCCCCCUCAUUCCAACCAGCACAAGGCCUUUUCUUGGGCCUUCCAUGCUCAUAAUGCUAACCACUAGCCGAUUAUUGGCUCAGUGGGCACGUCUAUUAUCCAUAACUGUACCUGAGGUUAGGGGAGGGACAGCCUACCCAUCCACUUUCCACAGACUGCUAGUCCAACCCAUGGUUGACAAGGGCCAUAUACCACCACAUGACCCGCUGGUUUACCCCCUAAAUCAGUGGGGCCACCCCUACAACAAAGCCAUAGCCUCCUCCAAUUCAUCCUGCAAGGCUAAAUUAAAAAUCCAUUCCUACCUCCAUAAGGUGGACCCUAUUUCACCUAAAGUAUAACGCUGUGUUCUGCUCAAAGAUGCAGUGACGCACUGUGACCCCCCCCCCAUUCCUUUCACAAACUUAGAAAUCCACCUAUUCAGUUUGAUCCUGCUCUGUUCAAGAGCCCUGGGGGUCCCUUGCCAAAUCAAAUAAAUAUUUUCCUACCUCCUAUCUCCUCUAAAGUAUAACGCUGUGUUCUCCUCAAAGAUACGGUGACUCACUAAGAGCCCCCCCAUUCCUUUCACAAACUUAGAAAUCUGCCUAUUCAGUUUGAUCCUUCUCUGUUCAAGAGCCCUGGGGUCCCUUGCCCCUCUCCAACAGUUCCAGGAUAACAUCUCAAACCACACAAUACAUGCCCUCAGCCAAAUCCUUUUAGAUAAUUUCCCCCAGAUCCCACACCGGAAUAGUGCCAAGAUCGUUUUCCCACAAAAGGAUCAAUAUUACAUCAGGAAUGCCGAGUAGGUGAGCCAACCGGACCAUUUCAGGGAACAGGUGCUCCCACCGCAUCCCCCAGGAACGAACAAACAAACCUCUGCCAGCGCUGGCGAGAGACCCAGUUGUAGUCCCCUAGGACAAAUUUUAGCUUGCUGUUAAGCCCAGUAAAUGUAGGAAUAGCAAAUGAUCCAUACUUGCCUUCCGGCACCUAUUGUCAGGGUCCCGCGGGCGGCUGCGAGGGGAGGUUGCAGUCCGCUCGCGGCACUCACCCUCCAGCCGUCCGCGGUCCCCCUUCAGCCGUGUGCUCGGCGGACGGCACCCCCUCUCCCACGGGUGCCGUCCGCCUCUUCCUCUGUGUCUCCCAGCGGCAGCAUGCAUGACGCUGCACGCUGGGAGACCGCCCACUUUAACCAACGCCGGGGUCAGUCACCUGACCCGGCGUUAAAGACACAGUGUCUCAAUCACAGUGGGAGGUUUAGAUAUCUCCCACGUGUGAUUGUUAAUUCUGAUUGGAAAUUAUCCAAUCAGAAUUAACCUUUGGAUUUAUAUACUUACCUUUCCUGUUCCUCUUCGCCCUGUUGUGGUCUUUGCUUGUUAGUAUUGAUUCCCGCAAGUGCCCAUUCAAGAAAGUCUGUCUUGGACUUGCGCAGCAAAAAAUGCACUGCUCCCACUUCUCUAGAAACAUCCCCAAAUAACAAUCCACUGCGGACCGUCUUGGAGGGGCUCACAAGCUUGCCCACCCGCAUGGUCACGAAAAAGGCGAAAGAGAAUGCUACCCAAAAAAGAGCCACUCCGAACGGGGAAGCACACACCUGAAGAUGGCCCUGAAACCCUCCGGUUCGUCGGCGUCAGUAAAAAGAUGGUGCUCGGCAUUGGACACCUCAGACGCCUGCCAGUAUGACGACCAUUGAAACUCUCCAAGAAGUAGGACCAGAGCGGCAGGUCCUCACGCAAGGGGCUAGUAAUCUGCACAUAAUAAUGAGGGUGCUCCACCCCAGCAGUCACCGCUGCCAAGCGACGAGUAAACACACUUCCCACAUAACUACAAAAUAAAAACUAUAAAUUGACACUAUAUAUAUAUAUAUAUAUAUAUAUAUAUAUGUGUGUAUAUGUAUAUAUAUAUAUAUAUAUAUAUAUAUUAAAACAUAGUCAGCAUUAGAGCAUAUCAAUAAAGUUUAAUACGCAUAAGUUAACAUUUAUAAUAUUAAUAGGAAAUUUUAUUAACAUAGUGUAUCUAAACAUUUUUAGAGGUCCAUAAGGGCGAUGCCAGUGGACUAGAUUUUAUGGGGAUCGAAAGCAUUCAAAUUCAUUGAAGAGGAGAUAUUGAUAGCUUCCUCAGCAAAUCAGAGAUGAGGUGGAUUUUUACCACUGAUACUCUAUUACCACACGGCUUAAAUGCCGAUUUUGAAAUAAAGUCAUUUAUAUGAAAUAUUUUUUUAUCAAUUUAUGCUUUUAUUAAUUAUGCCUGAUGAUUUUUUAUAUUUUAUUUUUACACAAGUUUUAUUAAUUUAUUGAUUUUAUAAUAUCAAUUAGGAUGCUUUUGUAUUGUCUUUUUUAACCUUUAUUCAAAUGCUCGAAUGCUGACUAUGUUUUAAUACAUACAUAUAUAUAUAUAUAUAUAUAUAUAUAUAUAUAUAUAUAUUGUUUCAAUUGAUUGUUUUUAUAUUGUAGUUAUUAUGUGUCUAUAAAUUGUAGUACCAUACAUAAUGAACUCCAAAAAAAUGUUGCUGGAGUGCCUUAAAAGUAAGGAUGCUAGUUUUUAGGAUGUUAUAUUUAUAAUGGACUCCAAAAAAUUGUGCUAGUUUGCCCCAGGAGCAAGAGUUUCGAACAAGAAGUUUAUAGCUCCGAAAUCGAUAUCCGUGUAAUGAUGUCAUUGCGUAAUAACUUCAGGGCGUUGUUACGCGAAGGAAUGGAAGUGCCCAGAUGCAGCCCAAUGACGUAAGCACAACCACGGACCAAAACUACGAACGGAUGUUGAGGAAAGGCGCCAAAUCUAAAGGUUUAAUAGAGAAGAUUAUGAGGAGGAUGAUAGCAACCCACUUUAGAGAAAGGCGUUAGCUGAAAUGCGUUGAGUGGACAGUGGACUUUUAUGUUACAUGUGAGGUUGUUUUUAUCUUUAUUAUUAUCCAAUAAAUAUUUGUUUUCCUCACCUAUUUCCUGCAUCCUGGAGUAUUUAUGGUGUAAGAUCAUCUGUACGGAGAUUGGCAAAAGGAGUAUCUUGACCCACUACAACUAUCCACUGUAUCCUCUAUUUUAUGCUACUUGUCUGAGCCAGCUUCGUUAAGUGGCUCAGAACCAUGUAAGUUGGACCAGCAAAGUAUAUGUAGGUUUUAACUGCGUUAACUCUAUUACCCUAUGGUCUUUUUAUAUUUGCAUUUUUAGAUUCCACAUCCAACGAUUAUUUGUAGUAUUUAUGCGAUAUUGUGUGCUCUCACUUUUGUAUUUUUAUAAGAUUUUGAAUAUACCUGUCACAAAAUCUUUUAGGCCUUAAGAGUUGACGUCUUCUGAUAUUCCAUGGAGAUGGACAUUGUUCCUUCUGUCCCUAUCCUCGUGGUCUGCAAUUUUUACAAAUAUAGAGUUCAGUUUGGCAUCCAUUUCUCAUAUGUGGCAGCAGGGAUCAUUUCUUCUGCUUUGUUCUCCAGUUGUGCUGUGCAUUCAUCCAGGGCCUGUAUGUCUGAUCUGACAUUUUUAGCCAGGUUUUGCUUAAUUUUUGUUGUUGAUCUUUGUACAAUGGUGUUGAGCAGCUUCACAAUCCACAUUAUGCCCAAAAUUACCAAGAUCCGCUUGGAAAAUUGAUGUAUUUCUUAAACUCUCUUUGGGAGCUGAGCACUCACAUGUCCAUCUCUGUGAGUGGUCAGGCCACACCCCCCCUUUCUCCCAUCUAGCCUAGUUUUUAACUCCUUCAUCCAAGGGUACCAACAGGGGAGGCAGAAGAGCAGGAUUAACUAUUAGUUGACCCUGGGUAGCCACCAAGAGCCUAGGGUUUAGACAGGGACCCUGGAACCAUAAAUUUGCUUGGCUUUAUUCACCAUUGUGAUGUGAAGAAUGGGUAGGCUCAUUCAGUAACCUGCUGGGUAAAUAGAGCCAAGCAAAUUCAUGGUUCUAGAGCCUAAUAGUAAAUCCUGCUCUGCUAAGAAACUUCUACCUCCCCCAUACACUGUACUUUUGGUACCGUUGGAUGGAGGAGUUAAAAGCUAGGCUAAAUGGUGUAUAUGUAAUCUGCCGAGUAAAUAGAGCCAAGCAAAUUCAUGGUUCUAGGGCCCCUGUCUAAACCCUAGGCUCUUGUUGGCUACUCAAAGCCGCCUAAUAGUUAAUCCUGCUCUGCUAGGAACCUUCUGUCUCCCCCAUACACUGUACUUUUGGUACCGUUGGAUGGAGGAGUUAAAAGCUAGGCUAGAUGGUGUAUAUAUAUAUAUAUAUAUAUAUAUAUAUAAAAAUAUAUAUAUAUAUAUAUAUAUAUAUAUAUAUUAACCUUCAUCAAUAAGCUGCUAUCACAAUGAUGUUUGGAGUGUCCUUUUAAGAGGUAGUAGUUUGUGGAAAGAGAAAAUAGAGACAGUUUUGAUAGCAGAGAAAUUGGGGAAUAUAAUUUCUCAAUUUCAAGUAAUUUCUGUAAAAGCUAUGGAAUUAUAAUUAGAGUUAGAAUUGUGAAAAGGCUCACAAGUAAGUAAUGUUUAUGAUUAUUAAACUAAACUACAUACAACUAAUGGUGUUGAUUUAUUACAGAUUCAACUAAUGCAGAAAGAAAUGGAGAGACUUGAAGUGCAUCUUACUCCCACUACACCUAGCACAGAAGGUCCAGAUGAUGUGAUCAGUGAAUCUGAUUCUCUUCAAGGAUCCAGAGGGCAGCUACGGUUCUCAAUUUGUUAUGAUAAGAAGAAGACAACAUUAUUCAUCAGAGUUUUUGAAGCCAUAGAGUUGCCAGAGAAUGGCAGAGAUCCAUUUGUGAAGAUUAAGGUGUUAUGCAAAGUAGACGAGACAAAAUCUUUAAUGCAUUCUGUUCUUUAUGAAUUGGAAACCAGGGUGGUGAAGAGAAACAGAAAUCCUGUGUUUGAAGAAGAAUUUUUUUGUUCUUUGAAGGAAUAUCAACUGUCAAAUAUAAGUGUCAAAUUUGAGGUAUGUGUUGAAUUUAUACUUAAAGUCAAUGCAUCUAUAACCAUAAUGUGUUCGAUUUUGACUUGCUUUUAUUAUGUGAAAACUCUAUGUCUGUCUGUAAACCAAAACUAGCAGCGGUUUAUUGGUGUUGUUGUAGAACCACAGCUGGGAGGAAGGGACAUAAGAUCAGCAAUCUCAGAUCUGUAACAUUUCAUUAAAUGUGAUUGUUCUUCAAAAUGUGUCCACCAGAGUAUCUAAAGUAUUUUCCUGCCCCCUCACACUGUAAAAAUUGGGGGUCUCACAUUCCACAAUCCCCAACCUUUUUUUUUGUUACGUACUGAAAUUCGUAUACAUAAAUACAGUGCCUUGCAAAAGUAUUCACCCCCUUGACUUUUUACCUAUUUUGUUACAUUACAGCCUUAAGUUCAAUGUUUUAUUAAUCUGAAUUUUAUGUGAUGGAUCAGAACACAAUAGUCUAAGUUGGUGAAGUGAAAUGAGAAAAAUAUAUGCAUAAAACUAUUUUUUAGAAAUAGAAAACAGAAAAUUGGCAUGUGCGUAUGUAUUCACCCCCUUUGUUAUGAAGCCCAUAAAAAGAUCUGGUGCAACCAAUUACCUUCAGAAGUCACAUAAUUAGUGAAAUGAUGUCCACCUGUGUGCAAUCUAGGUGUCAAAUGAUCUGUCAUUAUAUAUACACGCCUUUUUUGAAAGGCCCCAGAGGCUGCAACACCUAAGCAAGAGGCAACACUAGCCAAACAGUGCCAUGAAGACCAAGGAACUCUCCAAACAAGUAAGGGACAAUGUUGUUGAGAAGUACAAGUCAGGGUUAGAUUAUAAAAAAAUAUCCAAAUCUUUGAUCCCCAGGAGCACCAUCAAAUCUAUCAUAACCAAAUGGAAAGAACAUGGCACAACAGCAAACCUGCCAAGAGACGGGCAAGGAGGGCAUUAAUCAGAGAGGCAGCACAGAGACAUUUGUAACCCUGGAUGAGCUGCAGAGUUCCACAGCAGAGACUGGAGUAUCUGUACAUAGGAUGACAAUAAGCCAUACGCUCCAUAGAGUUGGGCUUUAUGGCAGAGUGGCCAGAAGAAAGCCAUUACUUUCAGCAAAAAACAAAAUGCCACAUUUUGAGUUUGUGAAAAGGCAUGUGGGAGACUCCCAAAAUGUAUGGAGGAAGAUGGUCUGGACUGAUGAGACUAAAAUUUAACAUCAAAGAAAACGCUAUGUCUGGCGCAAACCCAACAGAUCACAUCACCCAAAGAACACCAUCCCCCACAGUGAAACAUGGUGGUGGCAGCCAGGAUUGGGAAACUGGUCAGAGUUGAGGAAAAGAUGGAUGGUGCUAAACAGGGCCGCCAUCAGGGGGUGACAACCAUGACGGUUGUCACGGGCCCGGCGGUCCUGGGGGGCCCGGACUGCACAGGUAAUCCUCUGCAUGCCCGGGCCCCCAGCCCUUCAAUCUGCAUAUAUAUAUAGCGAGUACCGCUAUGUAUAUAUGCCUCUGCGGACCCAGGAUAUACUUACCUUCCCCUCCAGCACUCUCGCGAGCCACAGCAGUAAAGCGUUGCCGCGGGUUGUCAUGACAACGCUCCGCGGCACGCAAUGCAUGCUGGGCUCGCGUCCUGGCUGCAGGAGGGAGUCUGCUGGGCUCCUCCUUGCUGGCCCAACACGCAGAGCCACCGGACCACCAGGGAAUCCAUUGUCCCCCCUCCCUGACUACAGGUAAGAGGCAGGGAGGGGGGAAUACAUCUUUUUUUUUUUUUAAAUUACAAACAAUUCUACAUAAAAAAAAAACCAAAAUGCCUCCCAGCAGCAUUUGUCACACAUCCACCACACACAUACAUCAAACAGACAAACUGCAUCCACUACACAACCAUACACAUCAUCCACUACACAAUCAUACACAUCAUCCACUACACAACCACACACAUUAUCCACUACACAACCAUACACAUCAUCCACUACACAACCAUACACAUCAUCCACUACACAACCACACACAUCAUCCACUACACAACCACACACAUCAUCCACUACACAACCACACACAUCAUCCACUACACAACCACACAAAUAAUCCACUACACAACCAUACACAUCAUCCACUGCACAACCACACACAUUAUCCACUACACAACCAUACACAUCAUCCACUACACAACCACACACAUUAUCCACUACACAACCAUACACAUCAUCCACUACACAACCAUACACAUCAUCCACUACACAACCACACACAUUAUCCACUACACAACCAUACACAUCAUCCACUACACAACCAUACACAUCAUCCACUUCACAACCACACAAAUAAUCCACUACACAACCAUACACAUCACCCACUACACAACCAUACACAUCAUCCACUACACAACCAUACACAUCAUCCACUACACAACCAUACACAUCAUCCACUACACAACCAUACACAUCAUCCUCUACACAACCACACACAUCAUCCACUACACAACCACACACAUCAUCCUCUACACAACCAUACACAUCAUCCACUACACAACCACAAACAUCAUCCACUACACAACCAUACACAUCAUCCACUACACAACCACACACAUCAUCCACUACACAACCAUACACAUCAUCCUCUACAUGACCAUACACAUCAUCCACUACAUGACCAUACACAUCAUCCACUACACAACCACACACAUCAUCCACCACAUAAACACACCAUAAACCAGAUAAACACAUAAACUGCAUCCACUACACACAUCAUCCACUACACACACAGCAUCCACUACAAACACACACUCUGCAUUCACUAUACACACACUACAUACACUACACAUACACUCUGCAGUCACUAUAUACACACUACUUCCACUACACAAACACACACACUGCAUUUACUAUACACACAAACACUAUAUCCACUACACAAACACACACUCUGCAUUUACUAUACACACACACUAUAUCCACUACACAGACACACUGUAUUAACUAUACACACACUACAUCCACUACACAAACACACACUCUGCAUUAACUAUACACACACUACAUCCACUACACAAACACACACUCUGCAUUAACUAUACACACACACACUACAUCCACUACACAAAUACACAAUCUGCAUUCACUAUUCACAUACUACAUCCAGUACACAAACACACACUCUGCAUUAACUAUACACACACACACUACACCCUCUACACAAACACACACACUGCAUUCACUAUACACACUAUACAUCCACUAUACACAAAAUACAUCCACUAUACACACACACUCUGUCCACUACACAAAGUGGGGGCAUGUCAUGUGGGCAAGCUUGGGGCAGGUCAUGUGGAUUGACUUGGGGGGUGGCCCCGGGGGGCCCAGAUGGUGGGCUGUGUCAGGGGCCCCAAAAUUUCUGGUGGCAGCCCUGGUGCUAAAUACAGGGAUAUUCUUGAUUUGAGGCUAGGACGGAGGUUCACCUUCCAGCAGGACAAUGACCCCAAACACACUGCUAAAGCAACACUUGAGUGAUUUAAUGGGAAACAUGUACAUGUGUUGGAAUGGCCCAGUCACAGCCCAAACCUCAAUCCAAUAGAAAAUCUGUGGUCAGACUUAAAUUGCUGUUGACAAGCGCAAACCAUCUAACUUGAAGGAGCUGGAGCAGUUUUGCAAUGAGGAAUGGGCAAAAAUCCCAGUGGUAAGAUGUGGCAAGCUCAUAGAGACUUAUCCAAAGCGACUUGGUGCUGUGAUUGCCACAAAAGGUGGCUCUACAGAGUAUUGACUUUAGGGAGGUGAAUAAUUAUGCACAUUGACUUUUUCUGUUAUUUUGUUCUAUUUGUUGUUUGCUUCACAAUAAUAAUAAUUAAAAAAAAAUCUUCAAAGUUGUGGGCAUGUUCUGUAAAUUAAAUUAUGCAAAUUCUCAAACAAUCCAUGUUAAUUCCAGGUUGUGAGGCAACAAAACACAAAAAAUUCCAAGGGGGUGAAUACUUUUGCAAGGCACUGUACAUACAUUCAUGUACACACAUAAAUGAGCACAUCUACACAGAAACACACAUUAAUAUACGUACACAAACAGACACAUUUACACACACAGACUCACACAUACACACACACACACACAGACAUUGAUGUACACACAUGGAAUCAUAUAUGAAGACACACACAUAAUAUAUGCACACACAGACAUAUUCAUAUACACACAUAGUCUCAUAUACACACAGACAGACUGACACAUACACACAGACAUUCAUACAGACACUUACACCCAUACACACACUAAUGUUUUUUUUUUUAAAUACAGUUUUGUUUUUGUUUUUUUAACACUGACUUCCACCUAGCCUCUCUGUUCUUACCUGGGCAGGUAGACCCUUAGUGGAACCUCACUCCUGGUGUUCAGUAUGUCGCUGCAAGGAUCUCUCUCACUAGCAGCAGUACAGGGUGCACGAAGUAGCUGAGAAAUUAGUGUAGACUUACAGUGGUUCCCAACCCAGUACUGGUACAGGAUUUAUGGAUUACUCAGUUGUGUCUAAGGUAUUUUUUAGGAAAAAAAACCACUUUAGACACAACAGGUAAUCCAUAGAUCCUGGACCGGCAGGGGGCACUUGAGCCCUGGGUUGGGAACCCCUGGCGAAGAGAGUUCCCAGCAGCUCCCUUGGCACUCGCUCUGCAGAAAACCACAGCACAGCCUCAAAGCGGGCACCCACACGAGCCAGGUGAAAUUAGGAAGGUGCUUGUUCAGUCAGGAGGGGGUAUGCUAUGCACCUCCCUGCCGCCUAUCACUCCACAUGUACUGGCCCCUACUUUAGUACUCCACUAUUGUCCACUAUACAUUAUCUUUGUAUUUUCUGUCUUCAUUUUACGUCAGAUAACAUUUUAAUGUUAGCUUAUAUUUUUGCAAUGUAUAUUUGUAAUAACGUGUAUAUAAGGUACAAUGUAAAGAAUUUUAAGCAAUCAGGCAUACAUGAAAUACAUGAAACAUGAAAGAGCUGUGACAGACAUAAAAAUUCUUGUAACAGCUAAUAAUUAAGACCUUUCUCAGCGCAGUCAACAAGUUACAUCAGUUCUAAUGUCCACGGUCCUUACUGGAACCUGUUUUUUAUAUACAGUCAUUUCAAAAUGUAAGGAUAGAUGUAUUUAUAUUAAUUUUUAUCAUAAAAAUGUUUAUGAGAUCAUAAGAGAAUUGAAGAUUAUGCUAGUGUUAGUGUACUUAUAAUCUUUAUUUAGUAAUGACAGGAGACGAGUAUUUUGCAUUAAAUUUUCUUUACUAACUCCACAUAGCAGUAAAGAAAAGUGAAAACAAUAACCAAUCAAAAUGCAAUAGGAAGUAAGGUAUUCACAGUAAUGAGGCUCCUCCCCCUCUUUCGGAAGCAACAUCAUAAAUGGAUAAAAGUUCUAAAUUCAAACGUCCUGUAACACGCACCAACGGGUGACUCUCCAAUUAACGAAACCUCAUGGAAUGAAGGCUGAUCCAGAAGUGUCCAUCCUGAGAACGAACUGUAACAUCACGAAUUUACACUGAAAAGAGAACGUGAAAUAGGUUAGGCACCGGUCUUUAAACUGGUUGAAGUAAUGGUAAUAACCCAACACUAAAUUGCAGUAGAUGUCUCUCUAUAGACUAACAAUGGCUGACUACGAGCAACAAGUAAAAUGUAUAAGCGAACAUAAUCAGAACAUAUCUUUAAACCUAGGAGAAGCAAGUGAUCUAGAUAUAAAGAUGAACCAAACUGAAAGGUAAAUAUACUUAUGUGAAUCCUCUCUACCCUAGGGUGGUAAAAAAGGGUGGGAAAAUACUCGACUCCUGUCAUUACCAAAAUUAAGAUUAUAAAUACACUAACGCUAGCAUAAUCUUAAAUUUUACCACAUGACAGGAGGCUUCCUAUUUUGCAUUUUUAACGCUGAUGCAGAAGAGACAUGGCCACACCCGAACUCGGACUGAAGUAGAAUGUUCGAAAGGUAGAUUCUCGUGACCAGUCUGCGGAACGGAGGAUAUCCGAGAGUGAAGCACCCACCGAGAAGGCUGAAGAAGCCGCCGCCCAGUGAACAGAGUGGGCCCCGAAAUCUUUGUCUACUCCCGCCAGUGAUAGAAUCCAUCUUAUCCAUCUGGCGAGUGUGGUAGCCAAGACGGGAACGUGUGGUCUAACGUAAGACACCAACAGUUGUCCCGAAGUAGAGACCCGAAGCGGGGAUGUGAUCUCCACAUACCAACGCAGUGUAAAAACAACGUAUAGUUGUGGAUCGGUAGUGAAGAAAGGGUAGAAGACCGACGUAGAGUCUGAUUUCGUACGACGCGAUACUCGAAAGGUAACUCCCUCCGGAGAAACCGAAAAAGCGUCAAUGUCAAACGCCCGUACGUCAGAAACCAUAUGAAACAAAAUGAGGCAUAGCAGUAGGGUCAGUUUAGCUGAGAGCUAUCGGAGAGAGAGUCUGUCGUUAUUCGGCCAAUCUCUCAAAAACUGUAGGACAACUUCUACGUUCCAUAAACUUGAGUAUUUGGGUCCCGAUGGUCUCUGCAAUCGAAUGCCCCUCAGGAGGCGGCAUACCAGCAGAUCUUUCCCUAUGGAUAUCCCUAAAAUCGAUACGUGAGCCGCUGAAAUUGUGGAGCGCACAAUGUUGAGCGACCGGUAGGAGCGACCUGUGGAAAAGAAGUAAGACAGAAAGUUCAGGAUGGCAGUUAUAGGUGCAGUAAACGGAUUGAGGUUCCGUUCACUGAACCAAGAGGACCAGGAUUUCCAAGCUGAUAGGUAACAUCGUCUCCAGUUGCUGCUGUCCCGCCAGUCACGUGAAAACCAGUCUGCUGUCAGAUUCGCCUCUCCCGGGAGAUAUUCUGCUUUGAGGGAGAUGUUGCGGGGUAGGCAAAAGUCGAAGAUCUCCUUCAAUAUCUCUGAUAGGAGCCGGGAUCGAGCUCCGCCCAGGCGGUUGAUGUAGCGGACCACGGAGACAUUGUCCAUCCGGAGGAGAAUGCGGCAGUUCGAUCUGUCCCUCGCUAGACUGCGAAUAGCGAAUGAUCCCGCCAGGAGUUCUAGAAGGUUUAUGUGCAGGUCGAUGUCUCAAGAAGUCCAUGCACCUUCUGUCGAUCUGCCUUCGAUCGUCGCUCCCCAGCCCCAGUGGCUGGAGUCCGACUCCAGAACUACGUCGGGCGUGUUACCAAAGAUGGCCCGGCUGUUCCAAGCCUCCAUGCUAUCCAGCCACCAUCUGAGUUCCUCUUUGACCUCUUCCAUUACCGGGAUCGUUUGAUCGUAGGAAGGGUUCUGGCGAAGGAUGGAGGUUUAGGUGUUGCAUCGCCCUGUAGUGGAGGGGUCCUGGGAAGAUGGCCUGGAUGGAUGCGGAUAGUAGGCCUACUAUCCGAGCCAGGCUGCGGAGUGGAAUAGCAUGGCAGCGAAUGACCCUGCGUAGUUACUUCCUGAUGGCUGCAAAUUUUUAUGUCAGUAGCCGUAGUGUGCUGGACUUGGAGUCUAUCUCGAACCCCAAGAAUUGUACUGUCUGAGCCGUAGAUAUCGCCGACUUCAGGUAGGUCACCAUGAAGUCUAGUGACGUCAGGAAAUCCGUGGUAUAUCGUGUGUGUUGAAUCAGUCUGGACCUGUCAGAGCAAAACAGGUCGUCCAGGUAGAUAAUGCACCGAAUUCCUCGUACUAGUUAAUGUGCAACUACUGGCUUCAGCAGCUUGGUGAAACACCACGGGGCCGAGCUGAGGCCGAAGGGGAGGCAUUUUAAUUGCCAGGGUAGACCUUGCCACCGGAAUCUGAGAAAUUGGUGGCAGGUGAGGUGGACGGGUACUGACAAAUAUGCGUCCUUGAGGUCCAGUCUUGUGAACCAUCUCCGUCUUGGAGGAAGUCACUUAGAAGAUGGAUGCCUUCCAUCUUGAAGUGCCUGUACAUGGUGUUGAGCCUCCUUAGGUUUAUGACGGGCCUGAAGUCUCUGGUUUUCUUUUUUACCAGAAAUAUUGUGACGAGACCAAUCUCGCCACUGUGCAUUGGAGGAGCCUGGUUGCCCGCCUGCUGCCUUUAGACUAUGGCCCCAUGUUGAAAUGCUUGAUUUUCCCCUGCAAAGACACGAAAGCCGGGUCAUUUGGUGCUUGCCCUGUUUGAGCGGUGAUACCCCAGAUAUCUAUGCCAUGGAGCCCAUUCAUAUAAUGAAAUACUAUGGGAAAGACUUUGGUUCCAUGGCAAUUGAACUGUAUGUGUGUGAUCUGAGCGAAAUUCAGUAAUAAUGUGCGCUCAGAUCUUCUGAGCUAUCUGGGGAUAUGUUGAAUGUACCUGUUUUAUGCAAUGGCUGCACAGUUAUAUAUUUUAUUGUCUUUUGCUACCAUGUGUUCAAUCGAGUUUUGCCUCUGUCCUUGGAGAUAAUUGGAUUACUUCCUAAUUAUCUCCAGGACAGAACACUCUGUGGAACUGGUUUUGGGCAGAAAAGCCAUGGUUCAUUUGGUCACAAAGGACUACGAUCCAUCUUUUGAACCACUGGACCAAUUUGUAUGAUUUUGACGUAUGUUUGUAUUUGGAGUAUGCUGAUUCUGAAAAUGUAAUUUUAUGUGAAUUUGAUGCAUACUUUUAAAAUUAUGAAUAAUGUGGAAAAACUGUAUUUCUCUGCCUGUGAUAAUUACAUUACCCAUUGUGUAAGGUAAUUGUAUCAGAGGCAGAGGGGAGGAUUUUGUGUGGGAGUGUCUGAGUGUAUUGUACAUGUUUAUUGGUUGUUUUCCAAAACCCUGUGGGUGGUACUAAUGUGUAAGAACAAUAAACCCACAGUUCUGUCUGUUCCUGCUUGACCCUCAAAACAGAGCCUUGUCUCGUUCUUGGGGGGAUUUAUUGUAUGCUGUUUCAGUUCGACUGCUAGGAGUGUAAACCUAUUCAUAUGAUUUUUCCUAUUCGGCUGUUUACGGCAUUCAAAUGGUUUCCUGUUCGGUGGAUUGGUGUCUUUGGUAGCUGCCUGUAUAUCUGGAAGGAGAAUAUCUCCUAAACGGCUUUUAACCCCUUUUAUGCCUGGGGGUGCCAUUACAAUUGGUGGCUGCGGCGGGAUCAUUCCCACAGCCCAGAAGGACAGCUACAAGGAAACACCAUUCCCUGGAUUUACAAAUUGAGGGCAACGAAUCUCUGAGUACAGCGACCCUGACAGCAGCAGGAUGGAACCAGCAGUUUUAUACGAUGAUGGUGUCAUGGACGAUCAAGAUGCAGUCUUCAAAGGCAUCUGGUACCAGGCACAGCGAGGAGCAGCGACAGCAGACACGAGUGGCACUGCGGUUGCCCCUCCUGGGAGAGCAACUCCUGGAGGAGUGGAUAAAGGAACUGGAGCACUGGGUAUGGCAGGAGCUGUGGCCGGAAGAUGCCUACCAGGCACUCUGGUAGUAUGCAGCGCAGUAUAUACCCUGGACAGCCGAGCAUGACAAGCCAGAGGGAGAGGAGUUUGAUGGCCCUGGUUUGUUAUGGGAGUCUUUUUCGAGCCUGAUUUUGGGAGCUCUACACAAACCCGGUUCCAUGACAUUUUUGAGUAGAGGGAGAGUAUGUACGACUUGGAUGACCCUCACGAGGUGGAGCAAGACCUGUCCCACCUAGCGACCCGAGAGAUGGAGCUGGAACAGGACAACAUCUGUUCCACUCCAUUGAAAAGGCACGACAGAAAAGCAGAGCGGCAGAUCCAGUUCCAGAACCCUUCAGCUGGGAAGAUAUUGUAGAGAUUUACUGGGAGGAACCCAAGGCGGCAGGUGGACAUGGGACCGAGGUCUCUCCACCGGCCCUACAGGGAUGCUGGGCGGUCAGCCCAGAUCCCCAGCGGCAGAUUGAUUUGCAGGGAAUAGAGAGCCAUGUCUCCUUUCCCCAGCGGCAGUGUGAAGUGCAGGGAGUGGAGAGCAUCGUCUCCCCUCCCCAGCGGCAGUGUACCUUGCAGGGAGAGGAGAGCAGCGUCCUCCCUCCCCAGCGGCAGGGUGAGCUACAGGGAUGCUGGGUGGUUGGCUUAGAUCCCCAGCGGCAGUGUGAUUUGCAGGGAACAGAGAGAAGUGUCUCCUUUCCCCAGCGGCAGUGUGAAAUGCAGGGAGUGGAAAGCAGUAUCUCCCCUCCCCAGCGGCUGAAAGUGUGUAAGGGAGUGGAGCUUGUUACCCCCUCUCCCCAGCAGCAGCUUAGCCCACCAAGGGGAGACACUAAGUUCCCCACCAGUGCAGAUGGGACCAUGGUCUCUGCACCCAAGCUACAGGGAGUACGGACAGUCAGUCCUGCUCCCCAGCGGCAGAGUCUUCUACUGGGAGGGGAGAACCUCACCCCCCUCCCGAGUGGCAGCCUAGCCCACCAAGGGGAGAUGAUAAGCCCCACACCGGUGCAGAUGGGAGAGUAGUCUCUGUGCCCAAACCACAGGGGGUAGGGAUGGUCGGUCCUGUCCCCCAGCAACAGGGCUGUUUAGCCAAAGGGGAGACAGACGGUCUCCCCCCACAGCAGCAUGGUGCUUUGUCCAAAGGGGAGACGAUCAGUCUCCCCCUCCAGCAGCACAGCUAUGUAUCCAAAGGAGAGAAAGUUGGUCUCCCCCUCCAGCAACCAGGCUCCCACCAGGCUACUUUGUCUUAUAUUGUGUGCCAAUUCUCAUACCAUGCUGGCAUUGAACUGGUCAGCUCUUGUGAAGGCAUUAUCCGCCAAAUACAUGAUGCGGGAAAGUGGGCCGAUGGGGUCCAGUAGCUUGUCCUGAACUCCAUGGAAUCCUUUCUCCACACCAUUCUGGGGGUUGUGACCACCUUGAGGCAUGAAGGUGGUCAUGACCUGGUCAAACUCCGGUGUCUGAGCCACCUGGCCGGGUAGUGAAGGGCGAGGGUAUUUGGAGCGUUGGCGGUUGCGAACCGUCUUGUCCAGUGGUUAGCUGAGCCACAGGUGCAUAAAUUUAGAGAGAUGUUCAGGGGUGUCCAGUCCCCUGAGCAUGGGUGUCGAAUAUUUUUAGGGUCGGAAAGACGUUGGCCCGUGGGGUCCAGGAUGGUUUCUUUUCUUCUUGGGCUGGUACUAGAUCGUCCGUCAGUUGGAUGUCAUCCAGGAAAGUGCCCAGUAAGAAGCCAGUACGGAAUCCGGUAUCUGAGCCCCGGUCCUCUUCCUGUGAGUCAGAAUCCACGCCUUGUCACUUGUCAAGCACGGUCAUGGAGCGCGUAUGUUCUUCCUACCAUCUGAGGAGUAGUGGUGUCGGGGGGCAGGUGUAGGUGGGACCGGUUUGUGGCGUUUGGCUGGUGCGUUGCCUUUGCCAUUGUUGUCGUUCCCUUUUUCGCCCUUCCAGUGGCGUCUGCUAGGCCGGGUGUCAGAUUGUGCAUGCUAUUCUGAGGCCUCAGAAUCGUAGUCAUGGUGUUGGGCUUUUGUGGCUUUCUUAUUUUGAUCGGCUGAUGCCGUCAUUACCUUGGAGAGUGCUUUCUCCAUUGAGGCGGUGAUAGUCUCAUUAAUUAUAGUCUGGAAGUCUGCAAGGUUCUGGGAUGCUUCCAUAAUGUUUGGAGGGAAUGAGUUAAAUUGUGCAGUAGUACCAGCAGUACUAAACACCCCAGCAGGGUGUAUUAUGUAAUUCCAGUGUAUGUGGUAUCAGCAAUACCAGUUACCCCAGCAGGGUAUAUUGGGAUUUGUUACUGGGCCUCACCCAGGUAUAUAUAGGUGUGUCAGGUAUAGCAUGGCAUGUAAUUCAUCGCCGGAACCCACUUCCGGGUUCACGGCGCUCAGCCCCGCCCCUUUUUUCUGACGCGGUCCCUCCACGAUACUUAGGAGGACCGCGCCAGAUUCAAAGGGCUGGAUUAUUCGCACAGGUGCUGCAUGAAGAUCAGCUGCUCUACUUUUGAUCCUACCUGCUCCACUUCUAUACCUCGGCUUGUAAACGGAUUUCUACCUUCUCCACUUCUCGACCUUGGCUGGUAAACGUAUUUCUACCUUCUCCACUUCCCGACCUCGGCUUGUAAAAGGAUUUCUACCUUCUCCACUCCUGGACCUCGGCUUGUAACUCUGAAUUCUACCUUCUCCACUCCCAGACCUCGGCUUGUUAAAACGGACUUCCCCACUCUCCACUCCUAGUUCUCAGCUUGUUGAAACGGACUUCUAAUUUCUCCUUCAUUGGGUGAAUUAACCCUUCCAGUGCCAGAACUGCCUUUAAGUUAAGUAAUACUUUUACCAACCAAGUCAAUUCCUAUUAUUUUUAUUACACAAUAUCUAAAACUCACUAAAGUGUCACUUUGUCUAAUUAUUCCUCUUAUUCAUAAGGGAUUGCUACGAAGCCUAAUUUUACCUUCAUGGGUAUUUAAAGGUACAGUGACCAUUGUUUCAUACCAAUAUAAAAGGAGGUGAAACUUUUUGUUGUUGCAACCAGGAAAUUCUGCAGUUGAGUUCCAAUUAAAGAAAUAUUACAAAAUAAAUAUUACAAGGUGGCACAAAAUCACACCUGAAAGCAGCAAUAAUAUAGGGGCCUCACCCCAAAUGCACAGGGUUAGUAAACCCUAUAGUGCAGGCUACAGACUAGUCUACUGACCUGGUGACCCCUGCCUGAACGUUAGGAGGAUGUGUCCGGGUAACUGAUCGAUCGGGAGCCGGAAUAACGGAGAUCGUGGAGCUCCUAAGAUGGCGGCCGCAGAUCUCGCGAGACACGAGAUCCAAGAUGGCCGCUGGAGAGACAGGAAAAAAGUUCUCGUUGUGCUGGCUAGUGUGAGUGUGGCUGUGAAGCCACGAGGGAAAGGACGGGUGGAGGAGGGUGAGCGUUAAAAAGUGAGAAAAACGAUCCGUCGGUGAAAUUAUAGACCGACGGAUCGAUCAGGUACCGUCCUGGGUAAUGUUAUAAAAAAUAGAAAAGUUUGAGAAGAAUAGUAAAGCCCCGAAGAGAAGGGGCAGAUAGGGAAACAGGGAAGAGAGUCCAUGAGGAAAGAUAGUACUAAUAUGGGAAAGAAUCCCUAAGUGAAGUGCAAAAAGAAAAAUAAGAGCAAUAAACAAAUAUAAAAGAAAAAUCUCUGACCUGUCUGCCGAUGGAGCAGUAAAGAAAGAGGGAGAGGAGCCUCAUCACUGUGAAUACCAUACUUCCUAUUGCAUUUUGAUUGGUUAUUGUUUUCACUUUUCUUUACUGCUAUGUGGAGUUUAAUGCAAAAUAGGAAGCUUCCUGUCAUGUGGUAAAAUUAGCCAUUACAAGUAGCGAAACAAAUUAAAAUUAUCACAAAGAUGAUAAAAAGGGAAAAAAAGACAGUGUUGAUUAUAUAUGAUUGUGGUUAGUUCAUCUAUUACAUUUGAAAUAUGGUAAGUGCAUUAUUUUAUUAUUUUUUUUAAAAGAGUGAAAAUGCAAUUCUCUAUUUCACUGUUUAAGAGAGACUAUCAGUAUCAGACAAUUUAUGUUAAUAUUUUUGCAUUUAUAUAAUAGGUAAAGAAUUUUGACAAGUAUUCCAGACACACUCUUAUAGGAGAAGUAAGAAUGACCCUCAAAGACUUGAAGCCUUUAGAAACUAUGGAAUUCUGUGAAAAACUGCAAGAAAAAACAAAGGUACGAAGUAAAAGCAAUAUAGAGUGGUCUUCUGUUCCUUCAAGUCCCAGUGUAAAAGAACAAUGACUCUGUUUACCAUUGUUUAAACUUGGAACCUUCAGCAAAAAAGCAAACAUUAAAUAUCAGAUUACAUGAAUGUGUUUUUAUCACAUCUAGGACUUAUUUCCAUGCAUAUUUCAAUCAUUUACCAACCCUUCAGUAAAAUUUAAAAGAAUAUUCCAGGUAUAUUCUGGGCACCAACACUGUGAUUGCAUUAUACACUUUUAUUCACACUUUUAGUGUCCACAUUGCACUAUUGUGCUCUCAUUGCACUUAAGUACAUGGUCAAUGUGAUCAUGUUCUGCACCUUCAUGCACGUUUUGAUUGUUUGUUCACGUUUUGCACUUUAUAUGCAUUAUGUAUUUUUGUAAAUGAUUUAUGUGUUCACUUUUUUAUACUGCUCCUUUUAUGUGCUUACAUUGUUUGCACUUACCAUAUGUGCACUUUUUUCCACUUUAUGUAUGUGGUUUCUGUGCUUAUAGUUUACACUUUCUGAAAUGGCUUUGAGCUUACAUUAAGCAAUUUUGUAACAUGAUUAAGAUGCACUAUUAGAGGUAUUUAUCUGCACUGUAAUAUUAACUGAAUGGCAGUCGGUACACAUAAUUUUUACUUAGAUUGGGGGUUAUGAGUGCUGUGUUGGAUUUUUAUAUGGUGGCACUAUUAUAAUGUUGAUGUAUUUGAGACAUGAAAUUGGUAGCAAUAUAGAAAGAUUGUAUUCUUAAAUAUUAGGGAAUUGUGGUAUGAAGUAUUAACUGUAAAGCUUACACUGGAAGUACAUUUUUUAAAAUUGCAUUUGAAAUUACUGCUGCAUAUCUGUUCAGAGGUAGUGAUGUACCGAACGGUUCGCUGGCGAAUAGUUCCUGGCGAACAUAGCGUGUUUGCGUUCGCCACGGCGAGCGAACAUAUGCGCGGUUCGAUCUGCCCCCUAUUCGUCAUCAUUGAGUAAACUUUGACCCUGUACCUCACAGUCAGCAGACACAUUCCAGCAAAUUAGCAGCACACCCUCCCUAGCAGACCCUCCCACCUACUGGACAGCAUCCAUUUUAGAUUCAUUCUCAAGCUGCAUGCUUAGUGAGAGGAGGAAAAGUGUAGCUGCUGUUGAUUUGAUAGGGAAAUGGAUAGUUAGGUUAGUGUAUAUAGUGUCCACUACAGUCCUGAAGGACUCAUCUGAUCUCUGCUGUAAGAACAGCACCCCAAAAAGCCCUUUUUAGGGCUAGAACAUCAGUCUGCUUUUUUUUUUUCUGUGUAAUGUAAUUGCAGUUGCCUGCCUGCCAGCUUCUGUGUCAGGCUCACAGUGGAUACUGUGCCCAGUGCCACCACUCACUCACUGGUGUCACAAUAGCUUGCAUUUAAAAAAAAUAUAUAUUUUUUCACUAUAAUAGAUUGAAUAGCAGUUAGUUGUCUGCCAGCUUCUGUGUCAGGCUCACAGUGGAUACUGUGCCCACUUGCCCAGUGCCACCACUCACUCACUGGUGUCACAAUAGCUUGCAUUUAAAAAAAAAAUGUAUUUCAUUGUAAUAGAUUGAAUAGCAGUUGUCUGCAAGCGUCUGUGUGUCAGGCUCGCAGCGUAUACUGUGCCCACUUGCCCAGUGCCACCACUCACUCACUGGUGUCACAAUAGCGUGCAUUUAAAAACCCAAAAACUUUUUUCACUGUUAUAGAUUGAAUAGCAGUUAGUUGUCUCCAAGCGUCUGUGUGUCAGGCUACAGUGUACUCUGCCCACCUUUGCCAGUUCACUCACUCUUAUCUGGUGUCACAAUAGCGUGCAUUUAAAAACCCAAAAACUUUUUUCACUGUUAUAGAUUGAAUAGCAGUUAGUUGUCUCCAAGCGUCUGUGUGUCAGGCCUACAACGUGUACUCUGCCAACCUUUGCCAGUUCAAAGUACCACUCUUAUCUGGUGUCACAAUAGCGUGCAUUUAAAAACCCCAAAACUUUUUUCACUGUUAUAGAUUGCAUAGCAGUUAGUUGUCUCCAAGCGUCUGUGUGUCAGGCCUACAACGUGUACUCUGCCAAUUCACAGUGCCACUCAUAUCUGGUGUCACAAUAGCUUGCAUUUAAAAACAAAAAACUUUUUUCACUGUUAUAGAUUGAAUAGCAGUUAGUUGUCUUCAAGCGGGUGUGUCAGGCCUACAACGUGUUCUCUGCCAACCUUUGCCAGUUCACAGUGCCACUCAUAUCUGGUGUCACAAUAGCUUGCAUUUAAAAACAAAAAAACUUUUUUCACUGUUAUAGAUUGAAUAGCAAUUAGUUGUCUUCAAGCGGGUGUGUCAGGCCUACAGCGUGUACUCUGCCAGUUUACAGUGCCACUCAUAUCUGGUGUCACAAUAGCUUGCAUUUAAAAACAAAAAACUUUUUUCACUGUUAUAGAUUGAAUAGCAGUUAGUUGUCUUCAAGCGGGUGUGUCAGGCCUACAACGUGUACUCUGCCAACCUUUACCAGUUCAAAGUGCCACUCUUAUCUGGUAUCACAAUAGCGUGCAUUUAAAAACCCAAAAACUUUUUUCACUGUUAUAGAUUGAAUAGCAGUUAGUUGUCUCCAAGCAUCUGUGUGUCAGGCCUACAACGUGUAUUUUGUAUUAGCAGUUUUGCUAGUAAAUGUGUAGACUGUGGAAAAAAAACCUGUAGCGGACUACGGGUAACCCAACCGGUUACCUCCGCUAAUACCCUCCUUCAGCCACUCUGGAACCCUUUAAAAAAGCAGGCAUCCCUUUCCCCCAGUAACUGGAUGAGACACAGCUCUGUGAGUAAAACUGAAAAAUUAACUGCUGUUUAUUUUGUCACACAUGGUUUUUCAGGCACAGACCACUACAUGGGGUUCUCUAAAACAAUCCACCAGAGGUUUCAAUCCCAAGAAUCCGAUGGAGGAGGGACAAAGCAGCUAGGUUAAACUGGGCUAGCAAGCAAUAUAUUUCACUUAACUAUACUGUACAGUCUAUAGAGCUGCUGCCUCCCCCCCUCCCCUUCGUUGACCCACAGCUGCAUAUACAGACACACACACUGUGACAUCUAUACACAUAUAAAACUGUCACAAAAAUGGUGCUGCAAGCUUGUGGCCUGCGCCAAACAAAUCAGGCCAUCCAUUACAUAUCUCUCCCCAUAGAAAUAGACAGACCUGUGACCAGACCCACAAAGGGCUUGCAACAAGUCGGUUGGACCCCCUUGAAUCCACAGGUCAAGUCCUUGGGGUCCAAGUGGUGGGGAAGGGGGGAACAUGGCACUCAGGGACGGCGUUCUGUCAUGAAACCUAUUUAAAAUGGGAUUUUCUUUCAGUUGUCAAUCAAUUUAUUGAUAAAGGAGAGCAGAAGAGACCACCCACAGACAGUCCUUUUGCUCUUCACCCAAAGCAAACACUAUGGUUGCUUUGGUAACUCCCUAACUAACAUGGCUAGUGUUGCCUAGAGAGUACAGGAAUGGAUUGACAAAUGUCACUCUGUUCAGACACUGGCAUGCUGGCAAUGAAGUAAUUAGAAGUGUCCCAAGCAGAGCAAAUAAGUGAAGACUGCAGGAGGAAUGGAAGUAGGUGUUACAGAAGUAUUAAUAAAUAUUAAUUUAAAGCGACACUGUCAUGCUGAACUUACCUUUCCCGAUCACUUUUUCUUCUCUUCCUCUCUCUGGAACUGUUCUUCAUUUCUUCCUAUUUAAUCUAGUUUUCUUUAAAACAUAAGACAAAGUAGGUAGGAAGACAAUGUAAUAGAGCAGCUGGAAAUGCUAGCAGAAUGCUUGGUUGUAUAGGGAGAGUUAUUAGCAGUAGAAAGAGAGAAGUGCUCAUGCCAUUGUACAGAACACUGAUGAGACCUCACUUGGAGUAUUGUACGCAGUACUGGAGACAGUAUCUCCAGAAGGAUAUUGAUACAGUAGAGAGAGUUCAGAGAAGGGCUACUAAACUGGUUCAUGGAUUGCAGGAUAAAACUUACCAGGAAAGGCUAAAGGAACUUAACAUGUAUAGCUUGGAGGAAAGACGAGACAGGGGAGAUUUGAUAGAAAAUUAAAUACAUAAAGGGAAUCAACACAAUAAAGGAGGAAUAAAUGUAAAAAAAUAUUCUGUGAUAUAAGGCGCUUAAAAAGAUAAAGGUGCUCUUUAGUGCAGCAGCUUCCACACAAAAAUAGGAACUCUCUACUCCUAUUACAAUGUGAUAUAUAAAAAACACUAUUUGUUCAAACAGGUGUCAAAUUAGUGCAAGUGUGUAGUGCUAGAAAUAAGUUACUCACUCCCCAAAUUAUGGUGGAGAUGUAGAAAUAAUACAAAUCACUGUAAAGAAAAAAGGGAAGAAUAUAUAGUGCAACACUGUUGGAUUUAAAAGUGUAAAUAUAUAUUCCAGUUGGAAGCAUUCACGUGGUCUAGAGCCUAUUAUGGACUGGCUCUAAUCACUUGCGCCGUUGUGCACUUCUGGUGGCACACACCCUAUGGAUCCAUAUGGAAGGUACUUCUCAAAGGCAUGUGAACAGAGAAAAGGAAAAACAGGGAAACUCGCCCUUAAUCAAAUAUAUUACAAUACAAAUAUAUAGGUUGCUUCUCACCUUAAAAAGAGCCUGUCACUUGGCUCUAAGUGUACAGGUAUAUGAGUACAAUAAUAGGGUGACUCUGCCCUUCUUGUAGCAGGUUAAAUGAUCCACCAGUUGAUGUAUUAAAAGAAUUAUAUUCAUUCUAUCAAAAAUGAUAUAAUUUUUGAUAGAAUUUUUGUUCACAUGCCUUUGAGACGUACCUUCCAUAUGGAUCCAUAGGGUGUGUGCCACCAGAAGUGCACAACGGCGCAAGUGAUUAGAGCCAGUCCAUAAUAGGCUCUAGACCACUUGAGUGCUUCCAAUUGGAAUAUAUAUAUUUCCACUUUUAAAACCAACAGUGUUGCACUAUAUAUUCUUCCCUUUUUUUCUUUACAGUGAUUUGUAUUAAUUCUACAUCUCCACCAUAAUUUGGGGAGUAAGUAACUUAUUUCUAGCGCUACACACUUGAACUAAUUUGACACCUGUUUGUACAAAUAGUGUUUUUUAUAUAUCACAGUAAAGGAGGAGACUAUAUUUAAAAGAAGGAAAACUACCACAACAAGAGGAUAUAGUCUUAAAUUAGAGGGGCAAAGGUUUAAAAACUGCAUUUUGUCCAGUUCGAAAUUGCAUUUAAAUUAAACAAAUUCCAAUACGAUUCUUGUAGUGCCUGCAUGGGCACACUAUGUCCCCCUGUUAAUUAUUUAAAUAGGUGCCCCACCAUGGGCACUUUGUGGAGUGGAGGGUUUUUUUUUUUUCUCCAUCAGUUAGCAGCCACAGGCUCAUUGUUUAGUAGACAUACCACAUACUCAUGGCAUAGCGAGUAGGGGCAGCAGGGAGAUCUGAAACUCCCUUAUUUACUAAUACUAAGUAAUCUUUACUUUGUAUUAGUAAAGUUGUCUGAAAGACUUUGGUCUUUCAGCCUUAGACUAAAUAACUCCUUGAUACCGUGGGAAUUAGGGGGUUAUCUACUAAACGACUGCAAGAUGUAACCAUGGCACAAAUCAAGUUUGAAUUUCAUUUAUUCGAAUUAAAUUUCGAACUGGACAAAAUGCACAAAUUUAGUCCUAACAUGAAUGGACAAACUGUACGCAUUCUGUUAGGACGAAGUUCGGUAGUUUCACUGGUGAACAGCCAUUUAAAUAUUGAAUGAAGUAACUAGAGAUCAUGGAGGAGAGUGGGAAAAUGUAUUUGACCACAGGAAAUGGAGUGAACUUAAGCUCCUCCUUGGGUCAAAGAUAGUCAACUGUAGGAAAAAUAGAUAACUCAAAGUAAUCCCUACUUUAUCUUCUGUUUUAAAGAAAACUAGAUUAGAUAGGUUGAAAUGAAGAACAGAUCCUGAGAGAAGAAGAGAAGAGGAAGCAGUUGGGGAAAGGAAAGUUUGUCAUGACAGUUCCGCUUUAAGUCUACAAACGAUCAUAUAUAUAACUCAAAUAAAUAAAUAUAUAUAUAUAUAUAUUUGUGUACGGGAUUAUGGAAGGGGGCGUACACUUAAAGAGAGUUAUUUAUCAAAAUUACAGAGUCGGUUGAGGUGUGCCGAAACGGACGAGAGGUUAGGCCUGUAAAAAGAGGGCCCACCCGGAUAUAUUGAUAUGAAAAGAGGGUGUGGUGGGAGGGGAAUUUCCGGAAUCGACGAAGGCAGGUAAGCCAGGGGUUUGCUGGGUUUAUAUAGGCCUUAAAUCCCUCCCACAACUUCAGGCAUACGCCUUCUAUUUGUGUACGGGAUUAUGGAAGGGGGCGUACACUUAAAGAGAGUGUAAUUUUGAUAAAUAAGAGUCGGUUGAGGUGUGCCGAAACCGACGAGAGGUUAGGCCUGUAAAAAGAGGGCCAAGAAGUAUGUAAACAUGUUUAUUUAUUACAACAACAACAUUAUUUAGACAUAUUAUAGAAAGCCAGUCUGAUUUCUUUCUCUGGGUUUGGAAUGUACUGGUUGUAUGCUGAAGAUUUCCCGCGACCCAUUUUCUUUAUGAUAUGUGUUGGUACCUGACUACUUGAGGCUGCCGUGGCAGCCCAAUACUAGGGCCCGGUAACUCAUCAACGUUUUGGGAGUUUAGUAAACGGAAGAGUUCGGCUUUCCUGGCUGUAGCCAGAAAGGGAAUGUUUCUUCUAUUCAGUUCAGCUGUGAUUUUUGGAACAGUCCAGGAUCUGUAGCUGGAUGUCGUACUGGACUGUCUUGGCUGAGUGCCAGGCCUGGAGGGAGUGCUGGCAAGUGAUAGCUCAUCGUCUCGUACUGAAGCGUUAGACAUGCUAUGGGCGUGAAAGGAGACGUUUAUGUUAGAAAAACAAAAAUUAUUAUUUUUUUUAUUUUAUUUUUUUAUGUGUGCGUGAGUGUGAGUGUGUGUGUGCUGGCUGACUAGCUAGUGCCGCUCCGUGGCGAAGCAAUUACACUAGGUUGGUGACUGUUGAGGCCCUUCUAGGUGCCAAGCGGCUUGAGAGGCUCUAUCUAUGAGUUGGCGCGAGGGGAUUUCGUGGCCACCGAGCGUUGUGGCAGGGUGUUGGCCUCUCGGUGAGUAGUAAUCAUAAGAUAGAAUGGGGGUGACAGGUGAGGCCCUCUCUACAUCACGUGCGAGGCGGCUAACUAUGAUUUGGCCCGAGGGGCGUAGUACCUCCGAAUUGAGGUUGGGUGUUGGCCUCGCGGGACCACUAAUUUAAGGCAAGGGAGCCGGGAUGAGAUUAUCGCUAUUGGGCUCCUAAGACCUUAACAGCCAGCCACCUCAACUGUGAGGGACGAUACAUGCGGGAAUGAAAACAAAAUAAACCAAUGAAAAUAAAUGUAAAAUUGCUUGCUAUUCUUACCUGUAUGUGAACUUGAAACACGUACUUGAGACGCCCUAAAGAGUUACUUGUGAAGUUGUUUGGCAGGGCGGUUUUACCCAAGCUGAAGCCCCUAUUUGCGAAAGAUGGAAGAAGGAGUAAGGGAGUGAAAAGAAACGAGAAAUCGGUAGCAUAUUAUUAUUUCAUCAUUUUAACAGCGAAUAAAAUUGAGGUUUUGGUUGUGUGAAUGAAUAAUGCACUGUUGCUGUUUAAACGUGGUCAGCUCAAUAAUAGACAGUUGCUGGGAACAGAGUCACUGAAGGGGUUUAACUAUCUGUUCAUUGCAGAACCAGUGCUGAACGGAUGCAGAUGGAGACAGACAAAGGGGGCACGAACUUGAGUUAUCGCUGAAUUUAUGCGAACGAAAGUUGUUUGAAUGAGACUUACAGUUGAAUGCGAAAGAGUGAAUGGACUUACAGUUUAUGAAGGAAACUGCCGAAUGGAUUCCGUUCGUGUAAAAUACUCACGGAACUUGGCGUGCGAGUUCCUGAGAGUGAUUUUUUCAAACGUCGCGGGAAAAUGACGUCAGAGGUCUGCGUGGAGCAGAAAUGAAGGCUGAAUUUCCGGAAUCGACGAAGACAGGUAAGCCAAGAGUUUUCUGGGUUUAUAUAGGUCUUAAAUCCCUCCCACAACUUCAGGCAUACGCCUUCUAUAUAUAUAUAUAUAUAUACACACAUAUAUACACACACUGUAACAGAUCCAUACUUUAAAUAAGCAAACAUUUGUAUACUUGUUCUGUAGCAUUUCCUAAAUCUCCUUUUUUUUAUGCAUGUUUAUUAUAGGAUGUUAUUGGAGAAGUACUCAUUUCCCUCAAAUGCCUUCCCACAUCACAGAAAAUAGAAGUUGGGAUAUUGAAGUUCAAAACUGCUUCACAAAGCACCAUCCAAGACAGAGGUUUGUUCUUUCUGCAAAGACAAACUAGCUUAACACUCAUCUUCAAUAUAGUUAGCACAUCUGUAACUCUAUUGUCACUUCAUGUAUUCCAAGCAUAUAUUUUCAUGAUCUGUUAAUUAGAUUUACAUAACUCAUUACAAACAAAUUAAUGCUGCACUGUUAAUCAGCAUGGUACAUUUAGACUAAAUCAUCAGGUUUUGAAAAUACCAACAUUUUGAGAACUCAAUACAGAGUUACCUAGUUGUAAAUUAUAGGUAUCAAUUGUAUAAAUAUGAAAAUUCUAUUUUAAUAUCUUAUUUUUUUUCGAUUCUAGAUGUGUAUGCCAGAAUAGACGUCUUCAGCAACCAACAUAAGCAAAAGCACCAGAAAUCUAGUCUUCGUGCCAAAUCAAAAGUUACUGUAUUCAACGAGACUUUUCUAUUUAGUCUUCCAGAUCCAGUGAAAACACAAUGCUUGGUUCUUAUCUCACUUUAUGAAACAUUGACCAGUGGGAGGAAGCUUAUUGGACAGACAUCUCUGGGAAACCAGAAGGCCAAAUCAGAUGAUGGUCAUUGGGACCUUAUGAUGCAAUCGUUACGGCAACCAGUAGCUUUGUGGCAUCCACUAUACAUUUAAGAAAGUAGUUCUAUAUUUAUAGAUCAAUCACAAGGCAAUAAAAACACUGAAACUCUAUAACUAUAGGGCUAAGUUUUUUUGUUUUUGAUUUUUUAAGGGGCUAUGUAAAACAGUGUUUAUAGUGUGAAUAUAGAAUGUUCUAAUCUAUUCCUCUGGAGACUUGGAAAUAAAUGUAUAAAACGGGAUAAGCCAGCAGGUUACAAUCACAAUAUAUUUUCUGUGUAACUAGAACUACCAUAAUGCUUUUCCAACUCUGGCUUGGAGUAAGACAAAUAAAGUUAUUAUCAGACAUCAUGGGACAUUAUUGUAUGGCGCUAAGGACAAAAUAACUACUUCAAAGAAGAAACAUUAAUUUUGAAACAGUGCUCCCUGGUGAUAUCAAAGUAUAAUGACAACACUUUUAAAACUGUUCUUCUAUUAACCAAUGUUUACUCUACAUUUUAUCAGAACAUUCACAGGACAAUUUGUUUGUGUUAUAUUCACACUUGUAUUGUUGUCAGGUCUUCUUUAACCCCUUAAGGACCAAACUUCUGGAAUAAAAGGGAAUCAUGACAUGUCACACGUCAUGUGUCCUUAAGGGGUUAAUCCACUCUGUACUGUGAAGGGUCUAUCCCACUAUUGUGUGUUUUAGUAUUGACAUAAAUAUGUAAAUUUACUUUAUUUUAAAUGGCAAGCUGUUAGCAUUAAAAUAUUUAUGUCUGAAAACUCUAAAUAAGUGCCGGGAUUUAUGUGUUGUAAGCAGGUAAGAAAGUUAAUUGUUACAAUAUAUGCAAAAUACAAAUUUAGAGUAUGACCAGAAAUGUAAACACAAAUUUAAUCAGUGAGCUAUGUGGCGCUCCUUUGUGAUUCUGCACUAAUGCAAGUUCAACCCCUUAAUUUCAACCCUCCGUAUUCUGGGCUGGUAGAAGUCUACAGGACACCUCUGAUUGGUUUUGACAAACAAGAUUAAUUUUGAAAAAAUAAAGUUUUAAUUAAACUCCCCAUUCAUCAAGUUUCUCUGCUUAGUGCAAAGUGGCUCUACAAUGUGUCACUCAAAAGUUUUUUAGAAGUCUGUAAGUUACCCAUUAUAAUACUGGUGAAAGAGUGCAAUACAAAGGUAAGGGGAAAAGGGGGCAUGUUGAUGACUAUUUGAAGAUAGAUGUAUUCUGAAAAUAAUAGCUAGCAAUAAUUUUUUAACACAGAUAUUAUACUGGGAAAGUAUUUAUUGUAUCUGAAUGUAAGCCUCACACACAGAGCACAUUCUGCUUAUUUUGAGAAUCUGCAUUCAGAAACAUCUGAGAUGAUAAAUUGAGCAUUUUUAUUGUUCUAAAACUGUCAUGUUUGGUUUUAUUAUUGCCAUUUGUCCAUUGGUGAUCAUGAAGGAUUAUGAAAUGAAGGUUGUGCACAAUAUCUAAUAUUUUUAGAAAUAUACAGAAAAAGGAGGACUGCACUUUACCUAAAAUAGGGAUACCCUCUGUCAAUAAAUAUGUGAACAACUGAGCUGCAUACCACAGCCACCUUCAAAAAAUAUUGAACUUUUUUUUUAUAAUGAUAACAACCAAUCAAUAAAGAUUAAAAAUAUCAUUUAUUGAUCCUUGCAUAUAUAAAAGGCUAUUCUUUAUAGCAAUGUUUGCAAUUCCUGUUAAUAUUGUUUUAAAAAAAAUACAUUUAAAACUGAAAAAAACCUGGAAAAAAAAAUUUAGAAAUCAAUUUAAGAAAAAAUACUGAGACUUGCACUUCCUUGUAAUGCAAUCCACAACAUCUGGAGUAUUGAAAUAAAAUGAAUGAAGUUGUAUGAUGACACAGUGAUAC
This is a messenger RNA of Pelobates cultripes (western spadefoot toad), 97750 nucleotides long. Lineage: Eukaryota; Metazoa; Chordata; Amphibia; Anura; Pelobatidae. The record is from the annotation of a GenBank genome assembly.